Messenger RNA from Podarcis lilfordi (Lilford's wall lizard), 96731 nucleotides. The record is from the annotation of a GenBank genome assembly. NCBI's taxonomy places the organism in Eukaryota, Metazoa, Chordata, Lepidosauria, Squamata, Lacertidae.
AUGCCUCCCGCCGAGAUCAUCAGCGGCAAGGCCGUUUCUGAGUAGGUCGCCGCCGCCGCCCCCUCGGGGCUUUGGGGAGGGCCGGGCUUUGCGCGCGGGGAGGCGGGCAAGCGGGAAGGAAGGAGACGCGUGUAUGCAUCGCUCUCGGGGCCUGCUAGGGCGCACCUGGACUCGGGUCGCCGGGGCUGCAAGUGGGGGGAGGUGUAUUGCGCCCCACUUCUCCAAGAGGGCCAGACCCCUCUUUAGGAUGAAGGAUACCGGGUUUGCUGCGCGCUCCAGCGCGCGUCCGGACAGGAGUCGCCCGCCUGGAGUUCUGCGGGACUUGCGCGCCACUUGGCGUAGAUUUCACCAGGUUGGUGGAAUGGUAGAGUUGGAAGGGACCACGGGGAUCAGCUGCGCUUUUUCCCAGCGGGGGACUCGAACCCACGACCGUGAGGUUAAGAGCUUGGAAGGAGGGAGCCCUCCCACGCAGACUCCCCCAAAGCCACGUGCCGUUUCCCUUCGCUUCCAUCCAACUUAUUCGUUGUUGCAUGAAGUUGCCGUUCGUUUUAACUUUAAAUAAAAAUCGCCCGCCUUCCUCCCAUCGCCUGGAGGCCAAAGGUGUGUCCUGUGCCCGGUUUCCAGGUGGUCUCCCAUCCAGGCACGGGCCAGACUGGGCGCUGCUGAGUCUCUGCAAGCUGGCGGCGUCAUGAGACUGUAAAUCGAACCCGAGACCGGCCUUUUCCGCCAGGGCAGGGCUAGCCUCCCUUGGCUCUCUCCAGCUGCUGUUGGGCUGGCAACUCAGAUCAGCCCCAGCCAGCAUGGCCAGUCGUCAGGGAUAGAUCAGUCGCUAGAGCAUAGAACCAAAGAAUUGUCGAGUUGGAAGGGACCCUGAGGGUCAUCCAGUCCAACCCCCUGCAACACAGGAAUAUGCAGCUGCCCCAUGCAAGAAUCGAACCUGCAACCUUGGCAUUAUCAGCACCAUGCUCUAACCAACUGAGCUAUGAGGCUCUUUAAUUUCAGGGUCAUUGGUUCAAGCAAGAGAUUUCUGCAUUGCAGGGGGUUAGACUAGAUGACCGUCGUGGUCCCUUCCAACCCUACAAUUCUAUGAUUUUACCCCUGCACCCUGAGGGUUGCAUUCCAUUCUGGGCAACGUUUUAUUCUUUACUAUUAUCAUUAUAUAUUUAUUUACUUGCAAGGAAGGUGGCUUACAAACAAAAAUAAGAACUGCUAAAAACUUAAGUGCAGGGACAACAAUCAGAAUUUAAACUAUAUGCAUAGAUAAAAUACCUUAAAAACAUACGGGUAACUGCAAUUAAAGCAGCACGGCACCAACCCUUUCUUUAAAAGCAGUCCGUUCCCGGAACGUUAAGGUGGGAGGACAGCAAGGAGGGAGCGAGUCGAGCUUCUCGAGGGAGGGAGUUUGGGAGCUGCCACCACUGAGAAGGCCCUGUCCUGCAACCCCCACCAAGAAUGCCCAUGAGGGUGGUGGGAUGGAGACAAUAGAUCAAAGCCAGCACUUUGAACGAUGCCCAGGUAUAGAUUGGUACCCGGUGGAGCUGUCGUACAAAGGGAGCCAUUAUGCUCCCUGUAGCCUUUGGGGAGCCAUGCCUCAGUGCUGUGCAAGGAGGAAGGCAAAAGUGGCCAGAGCAGCGAAUGCGAAUGCUGCCUUUCCACAGCAGGAGAGCUUCUCAGCAUGUGCUCCUGCACCCUGUCUCUGUUCUCCAUCUACACAAAAAAGUAAUACAGUGGACGCUUGGGUUGCGAAUGUGAUCUGUGCGGGAGGCACGUUCACAACCCGCAGCGCUGUGUCUGCGGGUUGCGAUUCGGCAUUUCUGCGCAUGCGCAAAGUGAGGUUUAGCAUGCGCGAGCGCUCAAACUCGGAAGUAACCCAUUCCGGUACUUCCGGGUUUGGCACGGUACACAACCCGAAAACACCCAAUCUGAAGCGUCUGUAACCUGAGGUAUGACUGUAUUAUCAGACUUCGAGAGGACACAUUGCAGCCUGGCAGAAAUACUGGGACAGGACCAGGGAGGAGGGCUGUGGCCUGCAGAGAUUUCCAAGGGAAUUGUCUCCUGUCUCCCUUUAUUGCUCUGCUGGCUUAAUAUUAACCCAGCGGCUGGUCCGUGACUGAUUAACAUUUGAUUCCUUGAUCCUGAAAUCAUAUGUGUGUGUCUUAAACUAUGUCCUCUUUUGAAACCUUUGCUUUUAAAGCUUACUUUUUUCCAGGGGCCUGGCUGAAGAAGCUGCUUUUAGUUUUAUUCCUCUGUCAUUGUACCUGCAUGCUGCACAAAACAAAACAAAAAACCUCACCUGUUAGAUUUCUGCCUGCGCCCAGGAGGCUUGUUAGACCUCUUUGCAGCAUGAGAGCAGAAGCUGCCUCCCUUGUUCCGUCCGUGCGAGAUUUUCUGCUUUUGCAAAAGACUGCUCCCUUCCUCUCCUCUCCCCAAGCUGCCCCAGAGGGUUGGGGGAAAUCUUGAAAUCCUUGUGCUGUUGAAAUGAUGGGGUCAGUGUUAUAUUGGAUUCCACCAUGAGUGUUGCCAUAGACUCGCAGCCUCUUUUCUGAAGCUCAUCACUACCCUUGUGUGCAACGGUGCAUUGGAGCUGAAAAUUAUGCAAACCGUGGGAUGCUGUCUUCAGUCCAAGCCAGCAUGACCAGUGGUCAGGGAUGAUGGGAACUAUAGUCCAGCAACAUCUGCAAGGCCACAGGUUCCCAGUCCUUUAUAUAUGUGCUCAGCUCCCAUCAUCCCUGACCAUUGGCAAUUUAUUGAUUUGUUAAUUGGACAUAUACGUCCCUAGGCAAUUUGCAGGCAGGGAGCUGUAGUUUAGUUUAAGGGUGCUGGGAAUUAUAGUUCAGCGAGAGGUAAACUACAGUUCCCAUGAUUAUUCAGGGGCAAGUCAUUGGCUUUAAAUGUGUAGCGCGUAUGCAACCAGAGCUGAUGGCUGAGCGAUGCAGACUGCUUUAAUUUAGUGGCACUUCUUUCAUUACUGCCGCUGAAUCCAUACAGGUUGACCUUCAUGUGUCAAUUUUGCAUUGGAAGCAGAUAAUUGGCAUCUGAUCCAGCUGCCUUUCCCUUCUCCCCCCUCCCCCAGCUCACCACCCAAUUGCACAAUUUUAACACAGCGCUAGAAGUGGAAAGACAAGGGAGCCAGCAAAGCAAACAACUUCAGGCAAGAGCAUUGCACUACAGGAUCUGGGCCUACAUGAAAUUUAACCAGGGAGCCUUUGUAGUUUCAUCUGGUUGAACUUGCAAGCCUGUGGAAUGCCUUAGACCUUUAUUUGUGAGGUUCCUUCAUUCCUGCAGCAACGUAUGCCCUUUCCCCCUUUCCUGGUUCCCGAUGUGAAUCUGUUCUUUACAGGGGUGGGGAACCGGUGGUCCACAAGAAGUUCCCGUACUCUAGCUCCCGCAAUCUCCAUCCAUUGGCCAUGGGACUGAUGUGAGAGUUGAGCCCAACAACAUCUGGAGGGCCACAGGCCAGGCUUCCUCAACCUAUGGACCGCCAUAUGUUUUUUUGGCCUACAACUCCCAUGAUCCCUAGCUAGCAGGACCAGUGGUCAGGGAUGCUGGGAAUUGUAGUCUCACGGGCCGAGUUUGAGGAAGCCUGCCAUAGGCUCCCCAUCUGAUUUAUAAUAAGCACAGUGUCUUCUUGGUGGCGUUGAUUUACUGGGGCAUCAGCUUUUGUGAAUUAGAGCCUAGACUUCAUCCGAUAUGUAAAGUGGACAUUAGUUCAUGGAAGUUGAUGCUGAAAUACGGUUGCUAGUCUUUCAGCUGCCCCUAGAUUCUCUAUUUUUUAAAAAAAGUUUAAAUUGAAUUUUGCAAACAAAACAGACAUUUUACAUACCAUUAAAUAUUCAGCAAGGACUUCCCUCCCACUCCUUCCUUGGUUAACGGUGACACAGAGCGUUCAUGACGUCAGAAUAUUCUUCACAACUGUGAGCAGGGCAGUGGGGUGGGGGUAAGUGAAGACAAGCGACGACAAUUAACUACAACGUUGUUUACCACUCUUGUUCAGGCUGCACAGGAAAAGCGUUUUGGUUCCUGAAAUCCAUUCUGAUUGUGCAGAUUAAAUAUAACAGAUAGAAUUCUUCAGGAUGUGUUACUAGUGUGUGAACACAGUCCAAGGUUCUCUAUGCUUGCACCUCCAGAUUUUGGAGGUAUCAGACACUGUCCUAGCACCCCAGCAUCUGCACUUGGUCACAAGUGGCCAGUAGCUAGGUGCAAAAUGUGAAUUUCGAAAACUGCCUCCAGAUGUUCUGGACUACAACUUCUGGCUGGCACUGAUGGGAACUGCAGUCCCAAACAUUGGGAGGACACAAAGUUGAUGAAGUCUGCAGAAGCGUGGAACCAAGAAGUAAAUGUUGCAGCAAAUGCCAUUGCUACAUUGAUUGUGCCACAAUAAAUCUGUAUGUCUUUUUCAGUUGCAACAAAGUUAUUUAAUAUAGAGAUAUACAGUGGUACCUCGGGUUACAUAUGCUUCAGGUUACAGACUCCGCUAACCCAGAAAUAGUACCUCGGGUUAAGAACUUUGCUUCAGGAUGAGAACAGAAAUCGCACAGCGGCGGCAGGAGGCCCCAUUAGCUGAAGUGGUGUCUCAGGUUAAGAACAGUUUCAGGUUAAGAACAGACCUCCAGAACGAAUUAAGUACAUAACCAGAGGUACCACUGUACAUUGCUGUAGGGAUGCGGGUGGCACUGUGGGUUAAACCACCACUUCGGCUUGCCGAUCUAAAGGUUGGCGGUUCGAAUCCCUGCGACGGGGUGAGCGCCCGUUGCUGUGUCCCAGCUCCUGCCAACCUAGCAGUUCGAAAGCAUGCCAGUGCAAGUAGAUAAGUAGGUACCACUCCGGCGGGAAGGUAAACGGCGUUUCCGUGCGCUGCUCUGGUUUCGCCAGAAGCAGCUUAGUCAUGCUCGCCACAUGACCCAGAAAAACUGUUUGCAGUAGCGGACAAACGCCGGCUCCCUCGACCUCUGAAGCGAGAUGAGCGCUGCAACCCCAGAGUCAUUCACUACUGGACUUGAUUGUCAGGGGUCCCUUGACCUUUAUACAUUGCUGUAUCUGAUUGCACAUUAUCUUGCCAAGAUGCGGGACAGACCAAAGAAAGUACUUUGCUCCGACAGUUUUUUGUUUACUAUCACAUUUACGUCCUUCCUUUUCUCUGGGUGGUGUCCAUUGUGGCCCCUCUCCAUUUUACCCUCACAACAACCCUGUGAGGUAGGUUAGGCUGAGAGGCUGUGACAGAACCAUGGGUGAGCGCCAUGUACUGAGGGCCACCAACUUGGAUGUCUUUAAAAGAGAAUCAAACACAAUGGCUAUGUUUCUGUACAAAAACGAGCCUUCAUAUUUGUAGCUCCACCCACUUUUGCCCCUGUCCCCGCCCACCUCAGAAGGUUGGACCUCAGAAGGUCACUAAGUCAUAAAUGCGGCCCUCACAAGAACCAAAGUUUCCCACACAUGUAUUAGGGCAAAAUAUGAAGAACAAUAGGCUUUAUUUAUUUGGGACACGGUAGGGGCACCUGUAAUCUCUUGUACUGGGACUUCAGCCCUCGCCUCCUGCCCCUAGCAUGGCAGCUGAGGGAGAUAUUUGAGUGGGUUUUGGUGAAAUAUUAACUAGCUGACAUUUAGAACAGAUUGUCCUUUAUGGCUCAUCACAGAAUCUGCCAACUCUAAAAAUUGUGAAACAAAAGUUAGCUGGGGAGGUGCUAACCGCUGACAGAUUCACGUUAUAUUUUUGCUGAUUCUUAGAAUUGUACAGUUGGAAGGAGUCCCCGGGGGUUAUUCUUCUAAUUUAUUUAUGGAAUUUAUAUACCGCCGUAUAUCUGGGGGGCCUCAGGGCAGUUCGCAGAAGAAAAUCAAGAUCUAAAACCACAAAAUACAUAAUAAAAAUAAAAACAACCCAGUAGCUCCCCCCCCCUAAAAAAACAACCACAUUUUAAAAGGGCAUGUGAUGUAAAUCAGAUCAACCAAAGGCCUGGGUUAAAAAAACGUUUUUGCCUGGUGCCUAAAGGUGUAUAAUGAAGGUGCCAGGUGAAUGUCCUUUGGGAGAGUCCAACACUUCCAUCCAGGAAUCUCAACUAGAUCAUCCAUGGCAGAUGGCCCUCCAACCUCUGCUUAAAAACCCCCAAGGAAGGAGAGUCCACAACCUCCCAAGGGAGGUUUUGCAGGCAAAGGACAAAGUAUAAUCUUAAGAGACAACUCCAGAUCUGAACGGGCCCUGGGGAAAGUCUCUGCUGAUGCAGAAGGGCUGUAGCUCUUUUGUGGAACAUCUACCUUGCAUGCAGGGACGCGGGUGGCGCUGUGGGUUAAACCACAGAGCCUAGGACUUGCUGAUCAGAAGGUCAAUGGUUCAAAUCCCCGUGACGGGGUGAGCUCCCGUUGCUCAGUCCCUGCUCCUGCCAACCUAGCAGUUCAAAAGCACGUCAAAGUGCAAGUAGAUAAAUAGGUACUGCUCCGGUGAGAAGGUAAACGACAUUUCCGUGCGCUGCUCUGGUUCGCCAGAAGUGGCUUAGUCAUGCUGGCCACAUGACCCAGAAGCUGUACGCUGGCUUCCUCAGCCAAUAAAGUGAGAUGAGCGCCGCAACCCCAGAGUCGUUCACGGCUGGACUUAAUUGUCAGGGGUCCCUUUACCUUUACCUUGCAUGCAGAAGUGCUCAGGUUCAAUCCCUGGUAUCUCCAGGUGUAGCUGGUAGAGAACCCUGCCUGAAAUCCCAAGGAGCUGCUGCCAGCCAGUGUUGACACUAUUGCGCUAGCUGGACCAAUGGUCUCACUUGGUAUAAUAAUAAUAAAUUUUUAUUUAUAAUCCGCCCUCUCCGGCCAGAGCCGGGCUCAGGGCUGCUAACACCAGUAAAAUUACAAUAAAAACAUAAGGUGGGGGCGCACACCAAUUUUAAAAUACAGGUUAAAAUACAAUUUAAAAUGCAGCCUCAUUUUAAUAGUAGCCCAUAGAUCAAAACCAUAAGGGGAGGGAAAUAUAAGGGUCAGACUGAGUCCAAACCAAAGGCCAGGCGGAACAGCUCUGUCUUGCAGGCCCUGCGGAAAGAUGUCAAGUCCCACAGGGCCCUAGUCUCUUGUGACAGAGCGUUCCACCAAGUCGGGGCCAGUACUGAAAAGGUCCUGGCCCUAGUUAAGAGAGCAUCCUUUGUCAGUGGUCCAUGGUGGUGGCAAUCUUUUAGGUGGUGCUGGCAGCUGGUUCUAGCCACCCUUUUAAUUUCCUGCAAUGCCUCAGAUCGGGAUUAUUAUGGGAUAUUUAAAUGGUGGCAAGAUCCACCCAUCUGCUGCUUUUUAGAGUGCUGGACUACCAAAGAAAUUGGGGGGGGGGGGGAUUGGGUGUGAAUCUACGGUGGUUCUCCUAAUCUGCCCAGCGAUGCCAAAUCUUGGUGCCAGAUCUGCGUAGCACACUGGUUUCCUCCAGGUGGAAGUAAUAAUUUACUUAGGUGUGAGUAUUAACUUCUUUGCAGCCAGAACCAGAUUUUUAUCUAAAAAAAGAAGAAAAAGAAAGCAAGUAUCAAACACAUGCCUAGAGUCUUACCACCACCACCACCACCCCAUCCCUAGAAAUUGCUGGUGGACUUACAAUCCAUUCUCAGAAUUCUGGGUUCAGCAGAUUUUCCCUUGUGCAAUUUUACAAGUGCCUUGUCAAAACCUACCGUACAUAAUGAAUAAAUGGGCUAUAUCAGCCUUUGCCGACCUGCUGCUCUCCAGAUGUCAAAACUAGUUCCCAACAUCUGGAGGGUGCCAGGAUGGGCAAAGUAAGAAGCAGAAAGCUAUAAAAUCAAGCAAAACACUUUUAAACAGAGCUCAGUAGCUGAAGAUCUGUGUACUUUGUCAAAUAUUAUGAAUAUCUACAGGCUGAAAAUGGGACUUACGCUCCUUAAUUAAAACCUUUUUUUAAUUUACAAAAGCAGUUUCUGUUACCUGCAGCUGCACCCAGUGCUCAGUAGAUGGCAUUGCAAUACGAGUAUUAUUAUUUCUGCAAACCGGCGUGGUGCAGUGCGCCUCAAGAGUGACUGUAAUAGCAACUGGCGGAUCCAUUUGAUUUUGUUUUCACUGGGGUUGUUAUUUUUAAAUCUUAUUAUUUUUCAGUGCACAAUGAAUGUGCCUGACUUAAUCUUUUUAGCUUGUGCCUGAACAGCAGUUGGAGACCAGUUAUAUCAUGAACAAGAAACAGAUACUUAUCCAUGAGAUCCUACAUAUAGUACAGAUGAGAAUGAACUGUGGUUUCUUUGUGUUGGCGUAGCUUAUUGUGUUUGCUUUUCUGUUCCUAAAUCGGGUGGCGUGAGAGCCAGCAUGGUGUAUUUUGAGAGCCAGCGUGGUAUUUUGGUUAGGGUGUCUGACUAGGAACCUGGGAGAGACCAGGGUUCGAGUCCCCCACUUGGCCAUGAACAUAGCUGUCAACUUACAGAUUUGAAAAUAAGGGACCAGCAGCCAAAAUAAGGGACCUGCAGCCUCACCUGUUCCAGGCACUCCAGUCUUCCUGUCCUCCUGCAGUCUGGUCAAACUCAUGCUGGUAGCUUCGAGAACACUGUCCAACCAACUUUGUAACCAGAGGUUCAACUGAAUAGAAUCUGAAUCACAUGCACCACAAGGCCUAUGCAGCCUCAACUUAAGAUGGCUCCCGGCCUGGCUUUGCACUGCAAAGUUUGCAGCAGCACGUGCAACAAAAUGGCGUCCAGCAUUCAAAAACCUCCUCAGCUUGCAUUAACUAGCCACACACAAGGCAUGCAAGCUCCACCCCCCAGUCGUUCUUAGGCUUCUUAUUGGGUGAGCAACACAGCCAAGCAACACAGUUGGAGCCUCCCUCCUCCCUGGCCGGCAGGGAGGGAGGGAGAGGAGCUGCUUCCUUUGAAAUUUAAGGGACAUCAUUUAAGGGACAUCUAUCAAUAAGGGACAGCAGCGGGACAUGGCACUGGAAUAAGGGACUGUUCCUUCAAAUAAGGGACACUUGACAGCUAUGGCCAUGAAGCUCACGGGAUGGCCUUGGGCCCGUCACUGCCCCUCCGCCAGACCUACCUCACAGGGUUGCUGUGGGAAUUACACGAGGGGGAGAACCAUGUGCGCCACCCUGAGCUCCAUGGAGAAAAAGGCGGGAUGCAAUCAGUAAUAAUAAUAAUAAUAAUGAUACUGGUAAUUUAUUAUUUAUACCCUGUCCAUCUGGCUGAGUUUCCCCAGCCACUCUGGGCGGCUUCCAAUCAAGUGUUAAAAACAAUACAGCAUUAAAUAUUAAAAACUUCCCUAAACAGGGCUGCCUUCAGACAUCUUUUAAAAAGAAGAUAGCUGCUUAUUUGCUUCACAUCUGAAGGGAGGGCGUUCCACAGGGCGGGCGCCACUACCAAGAAGGCCCUCUGUCUGGCUCCCUGUAACCUCACUUCUCGCAAUGAGGGAACCGCCAGAAGGCCCUCGGAGCUGGAUCUCAGUGUCCGGGCUGAACGAUGGGGUUGGAGACGCUCCUUCAGGUAUACGGGACCGAGGCUGUUUAGGGCUUUAAAGGGCAGCACCAACACUUUGAAUUGUGCUCGGAAAUGUACUGGGAGCCAAUGCAGAGUAACAAAUGGCGUGUUUACACAGAUGUUUCCUGUGAAAAUGCAUGGAUUUCCUUGCUGCCUCUUGAAAACUGCUUUACAGUGGUACCUCGGGUUAAGAACUUAAUUGGUUCUGGAGGUCCGUUCUUAACCUGAAACUGUUCUUAACCUGAGGUACUUAAAGUGAGGUACCACUUUAGCUAAUGGGGCCUCCCGCUGCCGCCGCCAUGCGAUUUCUGUUCUCAUCCUGAAGCAAAGUUCUUAACUAUUUCUGGGUUAGCGGAGUCUGUAACCUGAAGUGUCUGUAACCUGAAGUGUCUGUAACCCGAGGUACCACUGACUCUGGGAUUGGACCUUGGUGUCUUGGAAUCCAUAGCUCAGUGACAGAGCAUCUGCUUUGCAUGCAGAAGGUUGCGGGUUCAGUCCCCAGCAUUUCCUCAGAGAGCUGCUGCCAGUCAGUGUGGACAGUACAGUGGUACCUCGGGUUACAUAAGCUUCAGGUUACAUACGCUUCAGGUUACAGACUCCGCUAACCCAGAAAUAUUACCUCAGGUUAAGAACUUUGCUUCAGGUUAAGAACAGAAAUCGUGCAGCGGCAGCAGAAGGCCCCAUUAGCUAAAGUGGUGCUUCAGGUUAAGAACAGUUACAGGUUAAGAACAGGCCUCCAUAACGAAUUAAGUUCUUAACCCGAGAUACCACUGUACUGAGCUAGGUGGACCAAAGGUCUGAUUCAGUAUAAGGCAGCUCCCUGGGUUCUUACAGUUUUGCUUUGUCACAAUUUCUCUCUCCACCUUCAUACGUUAUGGCAGCCUUCCCCAACCUGGUGCCUCCCAGGACUACACUUCCCAUCAGCCUGACCAUUGGCCAGGCUGGCUGGGGCUGAUGGGAGUUGUAGUCCACAACAUGGAGGGCGCCAAGUAGGGGAAGUUUCCUCUAUGGGCAGAGGUAGCAAAGUAGUAGUCAGGGGUUCCCCAUUUCCCACUUCCGCGAGGAAUAACGUGGGAACAUAGGUUCCAAGAUUAAGUCUUCCAGAAAGUUCCAAGUUGAACCCUGGCACAUCUGUUUGGAACUCUCCUUCUCCUAGUCUUUCCUGCUGCUGGAUUUGUGACUUUCUUUUCUCACUCCAGUCUCUUCCUUUUCUAGGCAAGUGAGGCAGAGGCUCAAAAGCCAAGUGGCAGAAAUGAAGGAGAGAGUCCCAGGCUUCAGACCAGGCCUUGCAAUUCUACAGGUUAGUGGCUAUAUCUACAAUUUUGAGAUUUGUUUUCAUCUAAAGCAGAUGCUCACGGGGUCAGACGUUACAGCAUCCUUCACCCACUUGGAUGUCCUCCAGAUAUUUUGGACAGAAUUUCAUGCAAAAACAGUUUUUCUGUAUUAUAUAUGAAACUUUGGCAUUGGCCUGUCUGGAACGGUGUGGUCCAUGGCCACUUUGUGUCUUGAAAUACCGCUUAUUAUCUGCGAAGCAGUUUUUGGGAGGAGGAAAUUAAAAUUUACAGGGGGUGAGGAAAGGCUUAACCCUUUCCCCCAUUUGCUACUGCCCAUUCCCCCAAUUGGAAUUUCAGUGACCAAAGCGGAACCUAAGGAAGCAGACGGUUCUUGUGUAAUGUGGGAUUUGGUAUGGAGGCCUAUUAUUGGAGGGCAGGGUUGCCCCAAACUGGGAGGUCUGCUAAUUUUGUGUGAGGUUCCCGCCUCCAUACCAUUACACGCCUUAAAGGAGGGUCCUAUUAUCCUCUGGAUGAGCUUGGGGGGCGAGGAGACACCCUGUCAGUGGUUACACAAUUGGGGGGGAACGAGAAACUUUUCUUUCAUUGACUUCCUUGAGCUAAGUUAUCUUAGGAACCGAACCAAAAAUAAGUGAAACCUAUAAAUUGCCUUCUGUUUGUGAUUUUUUUUUUUCCUCUUCCUCCUUCUAAAGGUUGGUGAUCGGGAUGAUUCAAAUCUCUACAUUAGCAUGAAACUCAAGGCUGCUGCUGAGGUAAUAUUACCCACACACCCAAAUAGCGUAGGGUUCUCUGGAGUGUUUCAUUCCCCCUUUUCACUUUAGUGUUGUUGAUAAUAAUAAUAAUAAUAAUUUAUUAUUUAUACCCCGCCCAUCUGGCUGAGUUUCCCCAGCCACUCUGGGCAGCUCCCUAUCAAGUGUUAAAAACAGUACAGCGUUAAAUAUUUAAAACUUCCCUGAACAGGGCUGCCUUCAGAUGUCUUUUAAAGAUAGGAUAGCUGUUUAUUUCCUUCACAUUUGAGAAAGGCUGUGAGGCACAGUGGGUAUAGCCUGGCAGACCACGUCAGAGCCCAGGAAACAGUGACUCAGGGAGAGCACCUGGGUGUUGCUUCAGCGCCAUGUGUAGUCGUGGUAGUUCUGCACUCCUCUCGCCAUUCCUGGCUGUGGCAGCGGCGCAUGGAAAGGAUGCAACGUUCUAGGAGGAAUGUUGUGAUGGGCAAACAGGAUGGCCAAUCUGCAUGUGGGGAGUGAGUUUGAAACAUCGGACGCUGCCAUGUGCUGGGCCAGACCAUUGCUCCAUGCAGCUUAGUAUUAUCCUCACUGACUGGCAGCAACGGCAGAUGCUCUUGUCACUGAGCUACAUCCCUUCCCAGAACAUUAUGGUCUGCCACCGAUCUGUGGUCGUUGCCCUGGUGCCCAGCUGCUCCAAAUAAGCGCCUCCACGGAAAGUCACAGUGAGAAAGAAAGACAAAAUGUUCUGAAUAUUAUUUCUGUUUAUAUCCCAAGACCAGGGAGAAGAGGGCAAGGUGGAGACAUGCUGUUGCCGCCGCACGCUGCCUUGUUGAUGGUGGACAGCUAAACCACCUUCACAUCACAGCGUGAGAAGACGGCGCAUGUCUCCUGGUUGCCUUGGCAACGUGUUUUCCUGCCCAGUGGGCAAACACUUUCCCUCUCAGGAAAAGUUGCCCAGAGCAAGGUCCCUUUCUGUGCAUGUGGCGGGGAGAAGAAGGGAGCCAAAGGUUUCGGCUCAGUUCUGCCAUCUCUUUCCUGAGCCUUCCAGAAUGAGAAAAUUACUUGGCUGCUUUUCAUCUAAUCACUUCACAAUUCAUAGAGUUUAAUGAUUUCUAUUUUGUUUUCUGUCUUAUUUUCCAGAUCGGGAUCAAUGCCAACCACAUCAAGCUGCCAAGCACUGCAACAGAAGCUGAGGUAACCCAGUUUUACUUUACGAAUCUCUCUGUGGUUUCACAGGGAGAUCCUCUUGCAUUUCCCGGAUCACAGUUUCUUCUGAAAGUGCCUCAUCGAUUCCUAAAUCUGCUUCCUGAGAUCUUUUUCAGUUGGAGGUCCCUGGGAUUGAACCUGUGACCUUACUGUCACCUGCUAUUGUGCUAUGAAACUGCAUGUUGGGAGGUUCAGGAGAGAGAACGAUUCUCUGAGAUACAAAAUUAAAGUGUUGGAAUGAACCAUCUUGUUGUCUAGAUAGCUAAUUUCCUCCUUUCAUACAGAGGAGUUAUUUAUAAACUUCCUCAGGGAUGGAAGUGAGAGGGACCCUCAGACAUCAGUGGACAAUUCAGAUAUUUUAACGGAUAUAAGUGUGUUCGUCCUCCUGUGACCCCUCCCAAAACGCCCCCCAACUAUACACAUGUACCACAUGUAGGGGGGAAAAAACAGAGAGAAGGUUCAAAACAGUUCAGUGAGGACUAGCAUGAUGGGUUAGCAUGCUCAGUAGGCACAGAAUGCUGGCAGAUGUGGGGAGCAGUGGGGGAUAGAAGGAAGCGAGAUAGAAUGGCAGACUGGAACCCUGAACAGGAGAAUGCUAUGCUGCAACAUUUUGUUGCAGAACCUCACCUGUUUCUUUCUAAUUCUCUCUCUCUCUCCUCCCCCCCCCCCGGUCCUGUUCCUGCUUUUAAACGAACAGGUGUUGAGAUGUAUUCACAAUCUGAACGACGACCCUGCUGUUCAUGGGUUUAUAGUACAAUUGCCUUUGGAUACCAACAAGCCCAUCAACACAGAGAAAGUCACCAAUUCUGUGGCACCUGAAAAGGAUGUGGACGGGUAAGUUUGUGGAAGGGUCAAAGGUCUGCAGUAGAGCAGGUUCAAUCCCUUGCAAUUUCCAGGUAGAGAUAGGAAUGUCCUCUGUCUGGAAUCCCAGAGAGCUGCCUGGAGAUGAGACUGAAGUGAGAAGGUUUGCUUUCUUCUUUGGCGAUCACUCGUAGCCGAGUAAGAUUGUCCUCCAUAAACACAGUUUUAAAAGUGAGUCUGUAAGUGACUGUGGAGGCAAAUUCUGGAUCCGCACGUCUUUCCACAGUGGGGACAUAGGUUUCCAGGAGGGAAUUGAUCACAGUGAGGGUUUGCCAAGCGUGCCUUCCUCUUAGCACGUUUCUCCCUUUCGUCCUGAGUUCGAGCGUCUUCAAAGCCCAUGACACCUUUGGGAAAGGCAGUUCUCCAAUUGGAGCGCCCGCAGGCAAGUGUUUCCCAGUUCUCGAUGUUUAUACUGCAGUGGUACCUCAGGUUACAGACGCUUCAGUUUACAGACUCCGCUAACCCAAAAAUAGUACCUCGGGUUAAGAACUUUGCUUCAGGGCGAGAACAGAAAUUGUGCGGUGGCGGCAGUGGGAGGCCCCAUUAGCUAAAGUGGUACCUCAGGUUAAGAACAGUUUCAGAUUAAGAACGGACCUCCGGAACGAAUUAAGUUCUUAACCCGAGGUACCACUGUACCUUUUUUUUUUUUUUUAAGAUUUGCCUUGAGAGAGUCUUUGAACCUCUUUUGUUGACCACCAGCAUUACACUUUACACUUUCCAUUUUUAUGUUCGGAAUAGAGUAGUUGCUUUGGAAGACGUUAAACAGGUAUCUGCACAACAUGACGAGUCCAACAAAGUUGGUGUUGAAGAAUCAGUGCUUUGACACUGGUGAUCUUUGCUUCUGAAGUGAGAUCUUUGCUACUGGUGAUGUUUGCUACUGAAGUGAGAAGGUUUCAGCCUUUAUCAUCACAUGCAAACCGUAUAUGGCAAAUGGAUUUCAGUCCAGAACCAGAUGCUUGUACCUUCUGGAACAGAGAACAUUUGCAUCUUACCCCCCCCCCAUUCAUUUAUUUCCAGAGGAGGUUGUACUUCAGUUUGCCCCAGACUUAGAACGAGGGAAUAGAACUAAAGCCAGCUUUUUCCUUCCUCAGAGACCACUGACCACUGCUGCUUUGUUUUUGCCUUUUCAGCUUGAGCAGUAUUAACGCAGGGAAACUCUCGCGUGGCGACCUCGGAGACUGUUUCAUCCCCUGCACGCCGAAAGGAUGCAUGGAGCUCAUCAGGCAGACAGGUGAGCAAGGAAAAGCCACGUGGCUUCUUGCCUUGGUAAAGAUGCUACUGUGAAAGAGGUCCAGGAAGAAUUAAGGUCCUGGUGUGUUUUGCUGUGCUAGGGACAAAAUAUUAAGAAAAAGGGCUAAAAUGUACAAGACAAGAACUAAUGAGUGCUGGAAAUCAUCAGGAGAGGAAAGGUAUCUUCUACCACAUGUGGUGGACUUGCAAAGAGGUAAAGGCUUUCUGGGAAAUGGUAUAUAUUGAGUUAAAGAAAAUGUUUAAAAAGACUUCUGUUAAAAAACCAGAAGCCUUUUUACUGGGUAUAGCGGGUGAAGAGAUUCCGAGGGAAGAUAAAAGACUGUUUAUCUAUGCAACAACUGCGGCAAGAAUUAUUUUAGCCCAAAAAUGGAAAUAACAAGAAGUACCAAUGAAAGAAGAGUGGCAGAUGAAGAUGAUGGACUUUGCAGAACUGGCGAAGCUGACAGGAAAAAUCCAAAACCAGCGCAAUCAAGUAUUCCAAAGGGAUUGGAGUAAAUUUAUACGAUAUCUGAAAGAUUAUUGUAAGCAAUUAACAUCACUAGCAGGGCUGUUUGAAGACUUGUAAUGAGAGAUUUUCCGUCUUUCUAUAUUUAUGUAAAUUUUGAGCCAUUCUGUAAUGAGCGUAAUUAGAAUUGGAAAACGUAUAUUUGCAAUGAUAUAAAGGUUGAUUUUGAAAGCCAUGAGGCGGGAGGGAAGGAAGUCGAUAGGCUCUCUAGAGCCAGGGCGAUAUUGUGGAUGAUGAUGAUGUGAUUGUAUAAUAUUAAAUGGAAAAUAAAUAAAAAUUGUAUUUAUAAAAAAGAUUAGGAGAAAGAUGCCACCGUGCCUGUGGGGAAGCAAAGUGGCUCAGCGGUGUAGCUUCUGCUUUUUUCAUGCAGUGGAAUCCCACAAGCCCUAGAGGCUGAAAUACGUCAUUACCACGGCUCGGAAUUUAGGCAAAACUAAGUUGUGUGUUCUGUGUUUCAGGUGUUCAGGUGGCUGGGAAAAGAGCCGUGGUGAUUGGUCGCAGCAAGAUAGUUGGUGCUCCAAUGCACGACCUCCUGCUCUGGAACCACGCGACUGUGACGACAUGCCACUCCAAGACUGCGUCCCUGGCUGAGGAGGUAAGGCUGGGAGGCGGGCGGGGUAUAAAUAAUAAAUUAUUAUUAUUAUUAUUAUUAUUAUUAUUAUUAUUAUUAUUAUGCUUGGAAGUACAAAGUUGCCUUGGUGAUACUAUCUUGUGUCAAUUUCGAUUGCAGUAGUCAUUGUAUCAACACCCUGUUCAUUGUUUCCUUGUAGAAGUCAGCAGAGAGGAUGCAGGGGACAAAGAUAGGAUUAGUUGGCUCUGCCCAUCGUUGGCUCUAGCUCCACCUACUGUUGGCCUCCUGCAUUACACCCUAUUUCUUCUUCCUCUUCCUGUUUUUGUUGUUCUUCUAAAUUUAUUUAUAGCUCACUUUUCCCUCUGAUGGGAACAGCUAAAACAUGUGGGGGAUUAAACAAUAUCCACACACACAUGUAUGUAUACACAAAUACACACCCACCCACGCAUGCAUAAAAAUCUGUAACAACUAUACAGAUAAUUACAAUAAAAAUAGCGCAGCGCCAGACUGACUUCUCAAGUGGAGGGGAGUUCCAGAGUCUGGGAGCAGCCACCGAGAAGGCCCUCUCCUACGUCCCCAUCAAGCACGGGGUCAAGAGGGAAGGGCCUUGCAGGCCUAAUGGACUCUAGCCACCACUGGGUUCUUCUCCUCUCUUCUCCCUGCCUUUAAACAUUUAUUUUAAAAUAGAGUACAGUGGUGCCCCGCAAGACGAAUGCCUCGCAAGACGAAAAACUCGCUAGACGAAAGGGUUUUCCGUUUUUUGAGUCGCUUCGCAAGACGAAUUUCCCUAUGGGCUUGCUUUGCAAGACGAAACGUCUUGCGAGUUUGUUUCCUUUUUCUUAAAGCCGCUAAGCCAUUAAUAGCCGCUAAUAGCCGCUAAGCCGCUAAUAGCCGUGCUUCGCAAGACGAAAAAACCGCAAGACGAAGAGACUCACAGAACGGAUUAAUUUCGUCUUGCGAGGCACCACUAUAUUCGCUUUAAAGGGGUGGGGUAGUAGAGAGACUGAGCAAGAGGGAAGGGUGGUGGAGCAUGCCUGGUGAACCCUGGGUUGAUGCAAGCUCUGUUUGCAGGUCAGCAAAGCGGAUAUCCUGGUGGUUGCUGCUGGCAAGGCAGAGAUGGUGAAAGGAGAUUGGAUCAAACCUGGCGCGGUCGUGAUUGACUGUGGAAUCAACCACAUACCAGGUAAUUUUUUUGAAAAAGCGUUGCACUGUUCGAAAUAUGAGCAAGCCAGGGCUGAACUGAUAUUACCCUUGCUGGUACCUUUCCCGGGAAAAUCAGAGGCUCACUAUGUCAGGUUCCUAUUGGAAGACCGGACAAACGCUAGAACAUUAGCAGUGGCAAAGUUUUUAAUCAGUGAUUUAAGAACCAAUGAUCCCUAUCUUUAAGUCUGAACAAAAUGCUUGUUUAACCUGGAGGUAGGCUGUCUGAAUUGUGCAUUGCUUUGUAACGAUUUGUUGGGUCUCUGGACCGUAAUAAAGAUUGAUUGGCAGUAUAAAAACCUUCCAUAUUGAUACUCAUAAAACUGCGCUACAGGAAAAAAACAAAAAAGCGGCUUCUGGAAAACAAAAACAUGAGAAGAGCCUGCAGGAUCAGGCCAACGUCCCAUCUAGUCUUACAGUGGCCAGCCAGAUGUCUGUGGGAAAUCAGCAAGAGCGCUCUCCCCUCCUGUGGUUUCCAGCAACUGGUAUCAUAGAGUUGGAAGGGACCCUGAGGAUCAUCCAGUCCAACCCCGUGAAGUGCAGGAAUAUGCAUCUGUCCCUUACAGGGAUCGAACCUGCAACCUUGCCUUUAUCCGCACCGCACUCUUACCAAUUGAGCUAUCCGCUACGGCCUCAAACUGUGGAGCCAGCACACAGUAGCUGUUGAGAGCCUUCUCCUCCGUGGAAUUUGUCUAAUCCUCCUUUAAAGAAAUGCAAUUUGGUGGUUAUCGCUGCCUCUUACAGGAGCAAAUUCCAUAUUUUCAAGUGCUAUCAUGAUAGCCUCUUACUCACCUUUUCUCUUAAAAGUCCCGAAUGUUGUGACCUUCCCUCACAGCCCCUUGAUUCGAAACAAAAUAAAAAAAAUCCUUCCAGUAGCACCUUAGAGACCAACUAAGUUAGUUAUUGGUAUGAGCUUUCGUGUGCAUGCACACUUCUUCAGAUACACUGAAACAGAAGUCACCAGACCCUUAUAUAUAGUGAGAGGGUGGGGAGGGAUAUUACUCAGAAGGGUGGUGGGAAUGGGUGAUUGGCUGAUAGGUGUGGUAAACCUGAUGACUUAACGACUGCAAUUGGUCUUACAGGAAAAAGCAAAGGGUGAGAUGGCUAAAAAUAGCUUUAUCAUGUAUAAUGAGAUAAGAAUCUAAUGUCUCUAUUCAGACCAGGUUUCUCCUGUUGAUUUAAAGCAGAGUCUCGUGCCCAGCGGAAGGAUGAGGAAUACGUGCUGCAUACUCUAUAUUGCUUUAUUUACAGUUCAAAGCUGGUAUAUUACAGAAAGACAUCUUGCCUCUGCCGGAGCAGAAAAUGCAUCCUCUCUCCUCGACAGCUCGGAGAGAAUCACACAGUGAAAAACAGGAAACCAGUGUACGUCACAUCCAGUCUCCCUUUCCCGUGAGAAACUCCAACAGUACAGACUGUGGAAUGUAAACACCUGUCUCGUGACAAGCAGAGCUGCACAGUGAAGGAAAGCAGAAACCAACAUCCUCCCCCUUUCUGUGAACAUCACUGGGCAGCGUGUUUGCACAAUAUCAGUACAAACCCAACUUCUGCACAUAGGUACAGUGUUGAUCCCUCGAUACAAUCUUGGACAAUACAUCAGCAGGAAUUUCAUUACCUGGCAUAUAGGACACCGUUACGAGUCCCUUCUGAAUACAUUCCCUAGCAUGCUGCAACUUUAAUUGCAAGUGCUUUGUGCUUUGCUUACAACCUUCAGACUUCAGCAAAGCCAAACAUGCUUUGUUGUCCUGGUAAACCUGGAUUGGACAUUUGACAGGAAUUUUCAUAUCUUUGCACAAUUGUACUAACCAUUCACAAUCCUUAAGUGAAUAAGACAGUGCAUUCAGUUCGGCUUCACAAGUACUUAAGCUAACUGUUGUUUGCUUCUUGCAUGACCAAUCAAACAGACUCUGAUUGUACAUAUAGCAAACUCCAGACGUACUUUUCCUGUCUGUAGCGUCACUUCCAAAACUUGCAUCUGCAAAUAUCUCAAGACCACCAGACUUCUGAUUGUUAAAUCUCAGUCUGUAAUGCAUAGUGCCUUUCAAAUACCGCGCUAUGCGUUUCAGAGCUUUCCAAUCCUUGACACUAGGAUUGUUGACUUGUCUGCUUAGCAAAUUACAGCUAACAGCAAUGUCUGGUCUUGAACAUCUGGCAAUGAAGUUUAGCUUGCCUAGCACACUCCUGUACAGUGUAGUGUCAGAAAAUGCUUCUUCAGUGUCAUCUACCUGAUAACCUGUUGUCAUCGGUGUGUCUACAGGGUUAGCAUCCAUCAGAUUUAGUUUGCUUAACACAUCAGCAAUUUUCCGUGACUGGUGUACUAGAAUGUUACCAUCUUGAUCUCUCUCUAUUUCCAGAGAUAGGUAGUUGUUUACCUCACCAAGAUCUUUCAUGUCAAAGUGCUCUUUCAGUUGAGCUAGGGCGUUAUUGUACAUUGCGACAUCUUUCCAAAAGAAUAAUAAAUCAUCAACAUAAAACAAACAGUACAGUUUCUUUUGCCCCUCCUCUUUGACAAAUACACAUGGAUCAGCUUUCCCUUGCUGAAAACCUAGAAAACAAUACUUCAGUGAGUUUUGUGUGCCAACACCGUGCACUUUGUUUGAGACCAUAAAGGGAUUUCUUCAGAGCACAAACAAAUCCCUGUUUUACCUGUACGCCAUCAGGUGGAAGCAUAUAAAGUGAUUCAUCUAGAGAUCCGUACAGAAAAGCUGUAUUAAUAUCAUGGUGACUAAUGUGUAGAUUUUCCUCUGCAGCUAGCUUGAGCAUAAGCCUAAUGCUUUCAUAUCUCACUGUGGGUGAAUAGGUCUCGUGAUAGUCUUCACCUGGUACCUGUGCAAAACCUCUGGCUACCAAUCUGGCUUUGUGUCUGACUAUCUUGCCAUUUUGAUCUGUCUUCGCUUUGAAGACCCAUUUGCUUCCAAGCAGUUUCAUUCCUGGAACUACUGGAACUAGCUCCCAUGUUUUGUUCCUUUCUAAGGAAUCAAGCUCAGCCUUCAUGGCAUUUAACCAUGGCUCAGCUUCCUUUGAAUCCAAACCCUGGAUUUCUUGGAAACUUGAAGGUUCAAAUACCUUCUUGGAGCUUUUAACAGCUGUUACUGCUAUCUUAGCAAACUCAUCAGCAAAUCUCUUUGGAGGUUUGCCUUUUGUAGCUCUCUGUGACCUACGAAUUAGCCUUAAGUCUUCAACACUCUCCUCUUCCUUCUUAGGAGAAAAACGACCUAUUGUGAACAAUGGUUCCUCCAAUUCUUGAUCAGAGCUUUCAGAGGGUCGCAUAGAGGCUUUCGCACUCUCGAAAUCCUCUGAAUCACCCGAUUCAGUUUCAGAUUCAGACUCAGAACCUUCAUCAGUGGGUGUGGGUUGUUGUGGUUGCUUUUGACUAUCCUCAGUCUCAUCACCGUCAUCAGGAUAACAUUGGAAAAUUCCCACAUUCUCCCCCCCUUUGCAUUGUACUCAACACUUCUCGUGAGCUUAAUUGUCUUAGAGUCAGUCAUCAUUAUUCUGUAAGACCCUUUCUGAUAACCUAGAAAGAUACCAUGCAAUCCACGCUUGUCUAACUUGGAGUUUUGUGGUGAGCGAACCCACAUGUCAGAACCAAAAAUCUUCAUGUGUUUGAUGUAUGGCUUCUUGCCAAACAUCUUCUCAUAGAGGUACAACCAAUCGCUGAAGAUAACCUGCGAUUGUAACUGUAAACAAAACACGAGAGAGAUUCGGCCCAAUAACUCUCUGGAAGAUUGGCAUCAUGCAGCAAGGUUUUUAACCCUUGAAGCAAUGUCUGAUUUGCCCGUUCCGCAAGUCCAUUCUGCCAUGGCGAGCGAGGACUAGACAAAUCGUGUUGAAUUCCUUUCUCAGUCAGAAAAGCUUCAAACUGCUGAGAAGUGAAUUCCCCCGCGAUCACUGAAAAGAGUCUUUAUCUUCUUACCAUGCACAUUUUCCAACCAAGCACAGAAUUCCUUGAACCUAGGAAAAGCCUCCGAUUUCUGCUUGAGAUUGUACACAAAAAUAUAUCUAGAAAAUGCAUCAAUGAGAACCAUGAAGUAUCUAUUUCCACCCAAAGAGGGCGCUAGUGGUCCAACCAAAUCAGCAUGAACAACCUGGUAUGGUUCUGUAGCUUUCCUACUAGACACCUUACCUUUCGCAGCCAUUUUCACUUUGUUUGCUGCGCAUGCUUUGCACUUCAUGUGGUACCUGCAGGGUUUAAUAGUCAUACCUUCAACCAAGGCAGGCAUUUUAGAUACUGCCUCAAAAUGCAAAUGACCAAAUUUUCUAUGAAAAUCGUGAAUACAUUCUGCAUGCAAACUUUUGUUAGAACCUGCAAUGCAACAAGUGUCAUCCUGCACCACAUCAUCAUAAUACAAAACAAACAAACGAUCAACAUAUUCUGCAUGCAAUACAUAAUCAUUUUUCUUUGUGAUGAUGCACUUCUUGUUCUUGAAGGAAACGUCAAUGUUCCGCUCAUUCAGCUGUCCAACGCUGAGCAGAUUAUGUUUGGCGUCUGGCACGUAAAGCACAUUCUGUAUCGAUAAGUCCAAACUGUGAAGAACAACAGUUCCGUAGCCUUUACUGGGAAUAGUGUGGUCAUCCGCCUGGUGAAUCGCACCUUCCUGCGGUGUAAAAGACACAAACAGUUUCUUAUCGUUGCACAUGUGGUGGGUGGCCGCUGAAUCAACAACGAAGAAAGAUCUAGACGUCUUCUGGACCUCUGCAACCUUUGGAGUGAAGCGUGAAACCAUAGCCUUGUGCUGCGUUGUCCUAGACACCGGACCUUUGCCUUUGCCUCGGCCUUUUCCGCGCGAUGAGCUUUCGCUGCGCUGCUCUGUCUUGGCCCUGGGAUGUCUGCAUUCCCUCUUCAUAUGGCCUAGACGUCCACACGAGUAGCAUUUCACUGCCUUCAAAGCUUUGGCGCCAUCUGGUGGUUCCACUGCACUAUGGGAUGACGUCUGUGAAGACUCCCCCUUGCCCAUGCAGCUAGCACCCGGCGAUCUGCUUCAUUUAAAAUCACGGCAGUAACAAAGUCCACUGUCAGCUGAGCAGUUGGUUGCACAGCAAUCUGGGUUGCAACAGACUCCCAACCUGAACCCAAAGAUUGUAGUAUCAUGAAAGAAUACACAGCCUCUGGAAAGUUGAGUCCUCUCUGUUGCAGCUCAUGUCUCAGAUUUUGCAUCUCCAUCAGAUGUAAACGCACAUCUCCACCUUCAGCAAGAGCCAUAUUAUGCAGCUUGUUAAAGUAAAACAUAGUGGAUCCAGCUUCUGUCCUUAAGUGAGCCUCUCUCAAAGCGUCCCAAAUUUCUCUGGCUGAGGUCUUAUCACGCAAUAGACAGAGCUCUUCUGGGGAUACUAUCAAUGUAAGAGUUCCCCUUGCUUUGGAAUCCUUAGCUUUCCAUGCAUCUGUAACUGGAACUGGGGGGGUUUCUGUAAUCACCUCAAACAAACCCUCUUUCCGCAGAAUUGCCUCUGCAUACUGAACCCAGUCGCUGUAAUUUUUCUUGUUGAGCUUAGGAAUCCCACAAGCAUCCUGAAGGGCCAUCAUGACUCUGGCAUUAGCCUUCAGCGUCAUAUAUAUGCUGCUUUAAUUCUUGCUGCGUCACUGCUGCAGCUGCCUUAUUACAAAGGCGCACUUAAAAGUUACUUUCGAUUUCCCCAGCAUAGUGACUUGUGCCUGGGAGCCUUUUGCCUAUUCCCGGCAAAACCGGCUUUAAAAGUUCAAAGUCCAGCCAUAAAGCCAUUAACUUGAAGCUGGCAGGCUGCCCGGAGCAGUAGCACAUACCUCAUCAAUCACUUCUACGCGCAGAGCAGAUUCCGUUCCGAUCUGUCCCUCUGCAUUCCGAUCCUUUGCCGGCACUCCGAUUCGACUUCUGGGCCCAUAACCACGUGUUGAUUUAAAGCAGAGUCUCGUGCCCAGCGGAAGGAUGAGGAAUACGUGCUGCAUACUCUAUAUUGCUUUAUUUACAGUUCAAAGCUGGUAUAUUACAGAAAGACAUCUUGCCUCUGCCGGAGCAGAAAAUGCAUCCUCUCUCCUCGACAGCUCGGAGAGAAUCACACAGUGAAAAACAGGAAACCAGUGUACGUCACAUCCAGUCUCCCUUUCCCGUGAGAAACUCCAACAGUACAGACUGUGGAAUGUAAACACCUGUCUCGUGACAAGCAGAGCUGCACAGUGAAGGAAAGCAGAAACCAACAUCUCCAUGGUUUUAAGUUUGGUAGUAAGUUGCAAUUCAGCAACUUCUGUUUCCAGUCUAUUUCUGAAAUUAUUUUGUAAUAAGACAGCUGCUUUGAGAUGUUGUAUAGAAUGUCCUGGGAGAUUGAAGUGUUCUCCUACUGGUUUCUCUGUCUUGGGGUUCCUGAUAUCAGAUUAAUGUCGCAUUUAUCCUUUGGCGUAGGGUUUGGCCUGUUUGUCCAAUAUAGAGAGCUGAAGGGCACUGAAAGCUCAUACCAAUAACAAACAUCUCUAAGGUGCUACUGGAAGGAAUUUUUUAAUUUUGUUUCAACCACGGCAGACCAACAUGGCUACCUACCUGUAACUAUCCCCUUGAUUUUGGUUGCCCUUUCCUGGACGUUUUUCCAACUCUGCAAUACCCUUUCUGAGGUGAGGCAGCCAGAACUGCACAUGGUAUUCCAAAGGCAGCUGUGUAAUGGCAUCAGGAGUUUUAUUUUCCUUUCCUAAUGCAUGGAUUUCACCAGUUUUCACAGCUCAGAAAGCUGAGAAGAAGUGACCGCUAAGUCUAGGAAGUCUUCAAGGUCAGCGCAGCUUGGGGGGCAAGAGACUUCCUCUGUUGGGGAGGAAGGGGAAGGGAGCUGGGCAGGAUCCUGGCAACCAGAAAUUGGGAGGUGGCAUCCAAAGCCCGAAAUCUUGCACCCUCCCCCAUAACAAAGCAGUUUCCAUACUCCAUUGGGUUGACUAGCAACUUCAGCAAGCUGUGAUUGUCACCAUGUUAAAUAAAAUUAUGGAGUCAUAGGAGUGCUUUUUUUUUUAAAGAAAAAAACCCACUUUCCAUUAGAUAAUUGCAAUAAAUCACUUAUAAAAACAGGCUUCAUGGAAGCGCAGUUAAGUGGGAGGAUAGCAACAGCCUGACAGGUGUGACUAAUCCUCUUAUUUAAGAACCUGAGAGUUAGAUUCUUAAGCGCAAGGUGCGGGCGGGGGAGAGAAAUGCAGCAAAGAAGUGUUUCUAAAGAAGCAAUCUAUGCCAGCCAGACUCUGGUUCAUUAACUGAGUUCUGAGAGCUGUCAGCGAAGAGCAGGGCAGAAAAAUCUUGGUCUCUGGGUCUAAGCAGGGAUAAGUGAGAGGUGUACGUCCUCCGUUUUGCAUCACUUCGCAGGCCAGGUAUCUAGAGAAAGGGCUGCCCCCUUGCAAACUGGUCAGUGUACCUUCCAAACAAGGUGGGGGGAGAUUUUCCAGCAUGGUCGCCCCAUGAGCAACCUUCUUGUGCAUGUGGGUGAGGGUGGAGGAAAAACUGGGAUGGAGCAAUGGAUUUGGCUCUCACUUGGAGCAUUCCCUCCGUGCAAAAUCCAGGGGUGCACAUGCUCCUUUCUCCACCCCCCCCCCAAACUACCAAGGCAAACCGUCGCAGUCCAGGGACCUAUCCCAGCGACACAAAGGCACUUGAGGGGGCACAGGGGGCUAUGCUGUGGGGCAGGCGGGGAAGUUCAGAAGCUGCCUUUCCACCAGGUCAGACCACUGGCGCCUCUCGCUCAGUGACUGUGACCCUUCAGGGUCUCAUGUAGGGAGAUGCUCUGGGGCCCAAGUUUUAUGAAUUAACAGAGGAACCAGUGUUUCUCAAACUUGGGUCACCAGCUGUUGUUGGACUACAGUUCCCAGCACCCCUGAAAAAGAAGAAGAAGAGUUUGGAUUUGAUAUCCUGCUUUAUCACUACCCUAAAGGUAAAGGGACCCCUGACCAUUAGGUCCAGUCGCGGACGACUCUGGGGUUGCGGCACUCAUCUCGCUUUAUUGGCGAGGGAGCCGGUGUACAGCUUCUGGGUCUUGUGGCCAGCAUGACAAAGCUGCUUCUGGCGAACCAGAACAGCACACGGAAAUGCCAUUUACCUUCCCGCCGGAGCGGUACCUAUUUAUCUACUUGCACUUCGAACUGCUAGGUUGGCAGGAGCUGGGACCGAGCAAUGGGAGCUCACCCCGUCACAGGGAUUCAAACCGCCGACCUUCUGAUUGGCAAGUCCUAGGCUCUGUGGUUUAACCCACAGCGCCACCCGCGUCCCUCACUACCCUAAGGAGUCUCAAAGCGGCCAACAAUCUCCUUUCCCUUCCUCCCCCACAACAAACACUCUGUGAGGUGAGUGAGGCUGAGAGACUUCAGAGAAGUGUGACUGGCCCAAGGUCACCCAGCAGCUGCAUGUGGAGGAGCAGGGAAUCAAACCCGGUUCACCAGAUUACGAGUCUAUCGCUCUUAACCACUACACCACACUGGCUCUGACUGCUGAUCCUCCUAGCUAGGGAUGAUGGGAGUUAUAGUCCAACAACACCUGGCGACCCAAGUUUGAGAAAUGCUGCACAGUUCAACAGCACCUGGAGGCUGCCUGUCUCUGAGUUGACUUAUUUUCCGAUCCAGGCCCAGCUUGGAAAGAUUUUACACACACACAGUUCAAGAGGGGUCCCACCUGGCUGUAGACCCUUCGGCGAGGGAGGCAGGUUGCUUUGUAGGGCAGGCAGGAAACUUUGCUUCUGUCUUUAACUUGCAUUAGGACCCCAGCCUAAGACUCCCCUUUAGAAUGGGUCUCUUUUUGUAAAGUGCCUCCACUUCCAAUAGAACUAUUUCACACCGGGAUUUGUGAAGGAGAUAGCCAUCUUCACAUAUCUCAAGGGAUGUCACACAGGAUGUAGCAAGCUUGUUUUCCCCUGCCCUGGAUGGUAGGACUCGAACCAGUGGCUUCAAGAAGGAGAUUCCGACUAAACAUCAGGAAGAACUUUCUGACAGUAAGAACUGUUUGACAGUGGAACAGACUCCCAUGAGAGGUUGUGGACUCUCCUUCCUGGAGGCUUUUAAGCAGAGGUGGGAUGGCGCAUUGCUGGCAGUGCCGGAUUUACGUAUAAGCUAAACAGGCUAUAGCUUAGGGCCCCACUCUCUUGGGGGCCCCCCAAAAAAUUAAAGGAAAAAAACCUGGAUGUACGUUUCCAAAAUAUAAGAUAAACAAAACAAAACCUACAUGCAGCAACAGUGUUUUGUGUUGCGUAGGCUCCUAUGAUAUAUUUCACUAUUAAUAUACUUCUUAAUUGUAUUUCAGUUCAACAAUUACUUUGAUAAAAUACAUAUUUUGUUCUGUGCAAAUGGCUUUAGAUGAUGAUGAUGAUGAUGAUAAUGAUAAUAAUAAUAAUAAUAAUAAUAAUAAUAAUUUAUACCCUGCUCUCCCUGGCCAGAGCCCUGCUCAGGGCGGCUAACACCAGUAAAAUUACAAUAAAAACAUAAUGGGGGUGCAAUUUAAAAUACAGGUUAAAAUGCAAUUUAAAAUGCAGCCUCAUUUUAAAAGUAGCCCAUAGAUCAAAACCAUAAGGGGAGGGAAAUAUAAGGGUGAGACUGAGUCCAAACCAAAGGCCAGGCGGAACAGCUCUGUCUUGCAGGCCCUGCGGAAUGAUGUCAAGUCCCACAGGGCCAUAGUCUCUUUUGACAGAGCGUUCCACCAAGUCUGGGCCAGUACUGAAAAGGCCUUGGCCCUAGUUGAGACCAAUCUAACCACCUUGCUACUUGGGACCUCCAAAAUGCUGUCAUUUGUGGACCUUAAGGUCCUCCGCGGGGCAUACCAUGAGAGGCGGUCACGUAGGUAUGUGGGUCCUAGGCCGCAUAGGGCUUUAAAGUUCAAAACCCUGUACUCCACCGGGAGCCAGUGCAGUUGGUAAAGCACUGGAUGAAUGUGAUCCCUAUCAGGUCCAUAAAUUACCAUAUAGCGUAUGGUUUUCCCAGUAGUGAUGUAUGGAAGUGAGAGCUGGACCAUAAAGAAGGCUGAUCACCGAAGAAUUGAUGCUUUUGAAUUCUGGUGCUGGAGGAGACUCUUGAGAGUCCCAUGGACUGCAAGAAGAUCAAACACAUCCAUUCUUAAGGAAAUUAGCCUUGAGUGCUCACUGGAAGGACAGAUCGUGAAGCUGAGGCUCCAAUGCUUUGGCCACCUCAUGAAAAGGGAAGACUCCCUGGAAAAGACCCUGAUGUUGGGAAAGAUUGAGGGCACAAGGAGAAGGGGACGACAGAGGACGAGAUGGUUGGACAGUGUUCUUGAAGCUUCAAACAUGAGUCUGACCAAACUGCGGGAGGCAGUGGAAGACAGAAAUGCCUGGCGUGCUCUGGUCCAUGGGGUCACAAAGAGUCGGACACGACUAAACGACAACAACACACACACAGCGUAUAUUCAACACAAAAAAGAGUGAGAAUUUGUUGUUGACAAAGGACAGCUCAACAUUUUAAGGGCCCCAUUACCUUCAGUAGCUUAGGGCCUCAUUAAACCUAAAUCCGGCCCUGAUUGCAUGGGGUUGGACUAGAUGACCCUCAGGUCCCUUCUGUAUAUGAUACCGUAUAGUCAACCUUUAAUACAGGGUUGAGGAACCUUAAACCCUCUAGGCCUGGCCCCUGGGAGUCUCCCCAAGCCAUGCACCUCUUGAAUGCAGGGGAAGAGGUUGAGAGGAGGUAAAGUGGACAAGCGCAGACUUCUGCAUGUGGGAUAUAAUUCUCAGAGACAUUGAGAGCAUUUGCAGGCCUGGGAGCUGUCGGACGGAGGCUCCGUCUCUGCCCUGGACAUCAGUUUGACGGUGGCUGCUAUGGAGACGCAGGCAGCUGAUCUGAAAGUUCAAAAGGGGAGACAAUAAUUUAAUGAUCUUGAGAAUAAUUGCCCUUGUUCUUCAGGUUAAUAUUGAGGUAGGGAUAUAAAACAGCCCAAUUUCAGGAUCAAAGUCAUUUUUUUUAAAAGGAUAUAUUGAAAUAGAAUCUUAUUGGAUGAAAUGGGCUACAUGGAGCUGGUAUCGAAUUAGGCAUGAAGCUUAAAUUCUUUAUUUUUGAAAUGUGGGUAUAAUUACAUAAAAGGAUAAUGUGCUCUAAAGAUCCCUGCUGCAUAAGCUGAAGUCUAGAGCAGCCGUUGCUAACCUGGCGGCUUACAGAUGUUUAGGACAAAAAACUCCCAUCGCAGCUAGCUGGGGCUGAUGGGAAUUUUAGGCUGAAACACCUGAGGGAUGCCUGGCUGCCAGGGAAGGUUCUGGAAGGUGAGAUGGUGUGAAAAGCGCUGACGAUUCCACCGAUCCCUUUCCCCAAGAAAUGACUGCCAACAUGGAGUGUGACAGAUGUGUUUUGUUUUUUAACCUGAUUUUUUUUUUGAAAGUUUUCAACGUACCAUACACUAAAAACCAAACUAAUCUAAAUAAAAAUAGAGAAGAAAACAAAACAAAAAAGACAGAGAGAAAAUAGAGAAGGGCGGAAGAGAAAGAGAGAGAAUAAUAACAUACAGAGCCCUCUAUCGAGGUAGAUCUUAACCCUUUUGCUGUUGUUUAGUCGUGUCCGACUCUUCGUGACCCCAUGGACCAGAGCACGCCAGGCACUCCUGUCUUCCACUGCCUCCCGCAGUUUGGUCAAGCUCAUGCUGGUAGCUUCGAGAACACUGUCCAACCAUCUCGUCCUCUGUCAUCCCCUUUCCUUGUGCCCUCCAUCUUUCCCAACAUCAGGGUCUUUUCCGGGGUCUUCUCUUCUCAUGAAGUGGCCAUCCUACACAAAAGCAAGUGGACUCUCCCAGCUCUUACUGGGGAGCUGCCCAGAGUGACUUGGGCAACCCAGUCAGAUGGGUGGGGUACAAACAUCAUCAUCAUUAUCAUCCUCCAGAACGAAUUAAAUACUUAAACUGAGGUACCACUGUAUUCCAGAUUCCAAACUUGUUAUACGUUUCUCUUUAAAAUUUGACUUUCUUGCCUUUCCCUCCAUGAGUUCAUAAACUCAUCCCAUUUACUUACCGUGUUUUAAUAAACAUUUCGCCUAAGACAUGUUAUUCUAUUUCAUAUAUUAUCAAUCUCCUACCUCUGCCCGUAUUUCAAAUCCUGCUUGCGAUUUCAUCUGAUUAUAACAUUUUUUCAGAUAUCCCCAAAAGGGCUUCUGUGAAUACCCUGUGGUGUUGGUUUCUUAUUUUUGCUGUUAGUUCCGCCAGCUCUGCAUAAUUCAUUAGCUUUGAAAUCCAUUCUUCUUUGGUUGGUGUUUUCUUUCCAGAUUUUCACGUGCAAGAUAAUUGCAUUCAUAAACAAGUUAAUUUUUUAUGCUUUCUGUUGUGUUGCCUCUUAGCUCACCUUGUACAUGAUCUUGUAUCUAAAUAGUGCUAUAGAAAGCCAUAGAAUGUGUUAUGCAUUUAUAUGCCACUUUUCCUCCAAGGAGCUCGCAGCGGGCUACGUGGAUUUCCCCAUCUCCAUUUUAUCUUCACAACACCCCUGUGAGAGGUUGCGUCUGGCCCAAAGUCACCCAGUGAGCUCCAUGGCUGAGUGGAGGAUUUGAACCCAGGUCUCGCAGACCCUAAUCCCAACGCUCUUAACUGCUACUCUGCACUGGUUCUCUGAAACAGUGCAGAGUAGCAGUUAGGAUGUUGGACACUUCAGUGUCAUUGAGCUGUGCCCUCUGUAUUAGCUGGCCACAAGCGCUUGCAAUUUGACUGAAUGGGUUUUUAAAAAAAAAGAAAGGAAAAGAUUUGGCUAAGGCAGCUCUGGCUCCAUGGUUAAUGCAGGAUUAUUCUUCAUUCCCACACCCUCGCCCUGCAAAUCCCAAGCUAUCUUGCUGCCUUGCAAAGUCUUAAGAAAAGCAUCAGCCACUUAUAAAAAUGGUACACGCAGGAGUUUUUGAGCAAACCUUGCUCUUUGAUAAUAAAAAAAAAUUCUUUCUCCUUUUUGUAUUUUUAUAUACACGUCCUCCUGAGUGGUUAACAAAUUAAAAUCUGCAGAACACAAAUCCGGUCUGCGCAGAAACGAUUGCUGCUGCUGCAGCUGCACUAUGGGCAGAGCUGAACGGCGAACUAGCAUAAAGACGCAUGGAGCAGCGUGAACACUGAUAAAAACAGCGCUAAAACCCAGGGAGUGGGGAAAUCCUAAAGGGGAGUCUUUCUGGGUGAGCUGUGCAGUUCACCAGCUUAACAGCACAGCAAUUAUUAGCGAAACCUGAAAGAGGAGGAGAAACAGAGCGGUCUGGUGUGUUGCCUUAGCGCUGCCAAGAGAUUAUGCUUGUGUGUUUCUGCCGUUGCAAAGAUGUUCCCAGGCCUUUCCCCUGCUUAUUCUUUGUAUUGCUCUGAUGCGCACCCUCCCCUUAUCUCUCUCUCACACACAAGACAGUACAAGGGCAAGUGGGAAAAGGGUCGUUGGCGAUGUGGCCUACAGCGCAGCCAAGGAGAAGGCGGGUUACAUCACCCCGGUCCCUGGAGGUGUCGGGCCAAUGACGGUUGCCAUGUUGAUGCAGGUGCGUGGCCUUGGUUCGCGGAGAGAGCGCACUGGUUGUACCUGUGGGAGGCGCAUGGGCUGCGUUGCUCUCCCACAACCCCACCCUCAAAACUCUUGCUUUCCCCCAGAGCAGCUGCACAUUAUGUACGGGGGGUGAGGGGAGGAAUGGUUGUGGGUGCUCUAGGGUGUUCUGUGUGUGUUUUUGUCCCACCUUUUGGCGUGAGCAUGAAUUGCAGAGGUGAGGGUGCAGCUGCUACCUAUGAAUGCAUGCUUGUAAAUGUUAAAUAAUGGGAUGAUGAUGAUAAUGAUAAUAAUAAUAAUAAUUAUUAUUAUUAUUAUUAUUAUUAUUAUUUAUUAUUUAUACCCCGCCCAUCUGGCUGGGCUUCCCCAGCCACUCUGGGCGGCUUCCAAAAAAAUAUUAAAAUAAUGUAAUACAUCAAACAUUAAAAGCUUCCCUAAACAGGGCUGCCUUCAUUCUAUUUGACUUUGUGAUAGUUUUGUAACAUUCUAAGCUGCUUGUAUGUCCAUCUCUGUUGCAUGAAGAGCUAUAUAAAUUGCCGGAAUAAAUAGCAACCUCCAGUAUUUCUGAUCACUGUGCCUCUAAAUCAGGGGCAUAUUGGAGUCUGUCAUCUAUUAUCCUUGACCAUUGGACAUGCUGGCUACAGACGACAGGAGUCCAAUAGCAUCUGAAGGGCCACAGGCUCUCAAAAUAUAAACCACGGUGAUGAUUUAACCUUUGUAUUCUGGCUUUCUGCUGAUGUAAUCAGAGUGUCUGACAGCAGAGAUCAGAAACGAUAAUCCUAAAAUGCAGCAACUAAUGCUGUAAACAGUUAGGGUCCUUGGUUUUAUAUCCUGCUUUGGGGGGGGGGAUGACCUAAAAUUGGCUUCAAGGGCAACAGAAAUAAUAAUUGGCCUUCCGCUAAAACCUACCCAAGCAACCAGGUUGUAAUGAAGAUGUUAGAACGAGGCAGGGGAUGGAGGUGUUGAGGCCGGGCUUCCUAGAGAGUGCAUUCCGUAACAGCAGUGCCACAACCAAAAAGGCCCUGCAGCUUGUACCCAUCUGCGUAACAAUGAGUGAUGGAGGUUCUUGGCCGGGGGCGGAAGUCCUUUGUUGCUGCAGCUGGAGGAGCCAGACGCCUGUGGAAAGCCUGCAAGAGGGACUUGAGUGCAACUGCACUCUCCCUGGCUCCCAGCAGGUAGUAUUCAGAGGGAGAACACAGCAAUUGCGGCCAGUAGUCUUUCCAGGUGUGUGCUGGGCUCCUGUUCUGUCUUGCCUAUGACAUUAUUGACUGACCUGCUGGAACGUUUUGUGUGACGGACCUUUCCUUGGUUCGCUUCUUUGUUUUUCAAUACGAAUUUAGAGCACUGUAGAAAGUGCGCAACGCUUUCUGGAGAAAUAUCAGCCUGGCAAGUGGAAUAUUCAGUAUAACCAGCUGAUCCCUAGAACGCCUGUUCCAAGGUAAGGAACAUCUUAUGGCUGGAAGGCCAUUGAUAGAGAUUAUUUCGUUCUGGUUUUUGCCUGAAUUUAUAUGGGGGGGGGUGUUGGGGCAUGGGAUAGGGGGUGUUGUUUUUAUUAAGUCUUUGUAGAGGUCCAGCAUGUUCUCUCCACUACUCACAGCAAAAUGGGGUGAUAGAAACUUGGAACUGAUGGAAUAUAUUUCUGCGGUCUGCAAAUGGGUGAUGCAAUUGAUUUUUGUUGAAUUUGCAGGGAACAGCUUUUUUAUAAUAAUAAAAAAAUAAUCUAGGUGGUUGUUGUUUUAAAACAAGGUCUACCUUCCCCCAAUCUGGGGAAGAUCAUGUGGAUCUUAAUCUCAGGGUUGUGCAUUUGAGCUCCACAUUGAGCAGAGUAAAGGUAAAGGGACCCCUGACCAUUAGGUCCAGUCAUGACCGACUCUGGGGGUUUUGCGCUCAUCUCGCUUUAUUGGCCGAGGGAGCCGGCGUACAGCUUCUGGGUCAUGUGGCCAGCAUGACUAAGCCGCUUCUGGCAAAACCAGAGCAGCGCACGGAAAUGCCGUUUACCUUCCUGCCGGAGCGGUACCUAUUUAUCUACUUGCACUUUGGCAUGCUUUCAAACUCUAGGAUGGCUAGGAUGGCAGGGACCAAGCAACGGGAGCUCACCCCGACGCAGGGAUUCAAACCACUAGGCUCUGUAGUUUAACCCACAGUGCCACCCACGUCCCUACAUUGAGCAGAGAGAGCCUUGCAAUUGCAGGGUGUGGUGGACCAGAUGAUCCUUGUAUGAUGCCUUCCAAGUCUGCAAUUCUGUGGUUCUAGGAAUAUCUCCAGAUGUGGCUGGGACUGACAGGUGUUGUAGUUUUAAAACAGCCGGAGGGCACCCAAGAUGAGAGCUCGCUCUGGUCCAUCCUUCUCCUGCUAAUUUUCCAGCUUGCUAGGAGCCUUUCUUUUAGGCAAGCACUCAGAAACAUGACUCUCCCUCCAUACACACACAACUGUAGUGGUGAGAGCCAGGGUGGUGUUGUGAUUAAAGUAGUGGGCUACAGCCUGGGAGGCCUGGGUUCGAAUCCUCACUCAGCCAUGAACUUCACUGGGCCAGUGAUCUAUAACUCAGCAUUAAAGCAGCUUCCUAUAGUCCUGCGUAUCGUCUCUCCGUAGAACUCUUCCUCACCGCCCUCUUGUUGACUUUCAGCGACAUCGAAGUAUCCCGGUCCUGCUUCCCCAAGCCCAUCGGCCAGCUGGCCAAGGAGAUCGGUCUGCUCUCAGAUGAGGUGCAACUCUACGGCCAGUGCAAGGCCAAGAUUUCGCUGUCGGCGCUGAAGCGCCUGAAGGACCAGCCCGACGGCAGAUACGUUGUCGUAACGGGGUAGGUUUCAUGGGUCCGUUUCUGCUACUCUGGUCGGCUCGUAGCCUUUUUCAGUUGGGGACAUUGGGGAGCAGCCUGCCAGGUGGGGUGGAACCAGCCAGUGGCGUAACAUGGGUUUCCAGUGCCUGGGGCUGCUUGGAGCUGGGUGGGUGGGAGAGAGGGAUGGAAACAGACAGAGUAUGCAUUCACAUUCAGCUGCCUAAAGGUGUCCGUGUCACUCAGGAGUAUUGCAGCCACUGUGAUAAGAAAAGAAGAGUCGUUCGCUGGAAGUGCAUGUCGGGAUCUCCGCUCGGCCAAGCUGAUAAAGCUCAUCUUCCUCCGACUGCUUCGGAAUCGCCCCCGAUGAAUAAUUAAUGACCUGAGCCUUUGAUGAGGCCUCAGGCACGUUCCCCCAUUCAGCAGAGAAUCCAAAACAGCACGCGGAAGUGAUGAGAUUUAUGGCUACAUGCUAUGCUUUAUUACUAAGCUACGUGGAGAGCAAAGAAAAAUGCAUCCUCUCUCUGUGAGAGCAGAGAGCAACUGAACAACAAAGGAACAGGAAACCAGUAACGUCACAUCCGUCUCCCUUCUCCCGUGAGACUUCCAACAGCCUGGGAUGUCUCUGGAAUGUAAACAGAGCCUUGUGACUCUAAGCAGCUGCUCAGUGGCAAAACAGAAACUAACAGUGCACAGCUGUGUUGAGGCAGCUCUGGGUGCUGAAAUUGUGCACCCCAAACAAUUUUGUGCCCAGGGCAGCUGCCCCCAUGGCCCCUCCCAUGCUGUGCCACUGGGUGGAGCCGCUGCACUGACUUCCCAGGAGGCAGGUGGUGGUUGUUUGCUGGGAGGGGCAGAGGUGAGGCAGCACGAGAUCGGCAUCGUGGCCGUCCUGUGAUUUGCUGGACCCCAAAGAGCUUGUCUUGAGCUUUGAAUACCAGCGCUAAGGGUGCAUGCAGGAGAUCACCUUGUUCAUAGCCUGUCGGCUUUGCUCAAAGGAAACGGGUGCAUUUUCCCAAUGCCUUCGGGUUUUUUUGUUUUGUUUUUUUGCAUUUCAGUAUAACGCCCACACCCCUGGGAGAAGGGAAAAGCACCACAACAGUGGGACUGGUGCAAGCGCUGGGAGCAUACCUUGGUCGGAAUGCCUUUGCCUGCGUUCGGCAGCCUUCGCAAGGACCCACAUUUGGAAUUAAAGGUACGUAAAGGUGGGCCGUGGGCUUGAUCCAGCAGCCUCUUCUUAUGUCCAGGGUGUACCUGGAGAUGCUGGGGGGCGGGGUUAAACCUGGAAUCUUCUGCAUUCAAGGCAGAUGCACGGCCACAAGCUAUAUCCCUUCCCAGAACAUUACAGUGGUACCUCGGGUUAAGUACUUAAUUCGUUCCGGAGGUCCGUUCUUAACCUGAAACUGUUCUUAACCUGAAGCACCACUUUAGCUAAUGGGGCCUCCCGCUGCCACUGCGCCGCCGAAGGCUGAUUUCUGUUCUUAUCCUGAAGCAAAGUUCUUAACCUGAAGCACUAUUUCUGGCUUAGCGGAGUCUGUAACCUGAAGCAUAUGUAACCCGAGGUACCACUGUACUGAAAAUAUUGUUUCCGGUAUCAGUAAUUUGGACUUAAAAGUUAUGAGAUAACACAAGACAACUUACAGAUAAGCACACGAUCUACUUUCAUCUCUUGUAAUCAGAUGCAGGAGGUUUUCGGGCAAGCCUUUUUCUUGACACCCAUCACUGCUCAGAGAAGUUUGUCGGUUUUAGAAGCCUGUGCAUCCUCUUCGUAAUCUAAAGAUGCUCACACUUUUAAGAAAUUUAAAGAAUAUCUAGCUAAAUAUUGUAAUAUAAGAUAAAUAGAAAAUUAAUGGAAGUAAUAAAUAGGCUUGGGGUAGAGUAAGAAUAUGUGGUAGUAAAUAUUAAGGAUUAGAAUAUUAAUAAAAGAGAAGAGGUUAAUAAAUGAAAGGAGUUAAUGUUAUUAGAAAUAUGAAUUUGGAGAACUGUUAAACAGGUGAUAUAAUGAAAUUCAGUUAGAGGGGAUUUGAGGAAGUCAGUUAUCAAUGUAACGAAAAUUAGGGAUUUGAAGUAAUAAUUCUUUUUUGUGUUUUUUUUCUCUUUUUCUCUGUUGUGUGUUUUGUAAUGUUUUCUUUUUCUUUCUGUGAUAAAUGUGAAAAUCAAUAAAAAAAUAAAAUAAAGAUGCUCACGCUUUUUGCAAGCGCGGUCUGAUGAAUGGCAUCCUUUCUUUUAUACAGGUGGUGCGGCUGGAGGUGGAUAUUCUCAGGUUAUUCCUAUGGAGGAGGUAACUUGAUUCCUUAAUUUACGACUGCAUUUGAGACAAAACGGUUGAUGUGGGAUUAGCUCAGUCAGUAGAGCACUAGACUCUUAAUCUCAAGGUCGUGGGUUUGAGCCCCACAUUGGGCAAAAGAUUCCUGCAUUGCAAGGGGUUGGAACUUGUGGUUCCUUCCAACUCUACAAUUCUGUGAUUCUGUGUUUAAAGCAGGGCUGGGAAACCUUUGGGAAGCCUGUAGUGAUUGAAGGAACUUUUUCUACGAUACCCACUUCCCUGGAUCUCUGGAAAUUUUGCAGUGUGACAUCAAGAGAUGGCUCUUGUCUCUUACCUAUCAGAGAGCAACUUUCUAACCUCGCCUGUAGGAACAUUGCUAAUAAUAAUAAUAACAAUAAUUUAUUAUUUAUACCCUGCCCAUCUGGCUGAGUUUCCCCAGCCACUCUGGGUGGCUUCCAAUCUAGUGUUAAAAACAAUAUAGCAUUAAAUAUUAAAAACUUCCCUAAACAGGGCUGCCUUCAGAUGUCUUUUAAAAAUAGGAUAGCUGCUUAUUUCCUUCACAUCUGAAGGGAGGGUGUUCCACAGGGCGUGCGCCACUACCAAGAAGGCCCUCUGUCUGGUUCCCUGUAACCUCACUUUUCGCAAUGAGGGAACCGCCAGAAGGCCCUCAGAGCUGGACCUCAGUGUCCAGGCUGAACGAUGGGGGUGGAGACGCUCCUUGAGGUAUACAGGACCGAGGCCAUUUAGGGCUUUAAAGGUCAGCACCAACACUUUGAAUUGUGCUCAGAAACGUACUGGGAGCCUGUGCAGGUCUUUCAAGACCGGUGUUAUGUGGUCCCUAGCAAUCAUUCCCAGUCAGUAGUCCAGCUGCCGCAUUCUGGAUUAAUUGCAGUUUCUGGGUCACCUUCAAAGGUAGAGCGCCAUGCAGUAGUCCAAGCGGGAGAUAACUAGAGCAUGCACCACUUUGGCGAGACAGUCCGCAGGCAGGUAGGGUCUCAGCCUGUGUACCAGGUGGAGCUGGUAGACAGCUGCCCUGGACACAGAAUUAACCUGUGCCUCCGUGGAAUAUUUCCCUCUCCAGCUCAUAGUCCUGUUUUGGGACUUGCUGGGCUUUAACAGAGGGUUUGAGGUUGUUGUUGAGGUCCUCUCCACCCCAAUACAAUUUGUCUCCCCUUUUUUGUCAUGGGUAUUCUACUCAAUAUUGAUCCAGGGUAGAUUCCAUUGUAUAGUUAGCAGAGUAAAAAACUUAAACUUGUUGCAGGAUUCCCCAAAAAAUAGACCAGAGGCAAUUAAUAUUUCAUCCAGCAGAGCUUUACUGCCACUGAAGGCAAAUGAGCAUAAUGGUCACAAAUCCAAUACAAUUAGGAUUGGCACUGUCCAUAAGAAAUCCAGUUGCAGCAGACUUAACUUAAACUUGCAAUAACUUAUAAUAAGUCUAAAUCUUUUGUUAAUGAAUCUUAACACUAAGCAUACUAUGUACAGUCAUACUUCAUGUUACAUCCGCUUCAUGUUAUGUUAUUUCAGGUUACGUCCUGCGGCAACCUGGAAGCACUGGAAAGGGUUACUUCCAGGUUUCGCCACUCGCGCAUGCGCAGACGUGCAAAAUGACGUCAUGUGCAGAAGCGGCGAAUUGCAACCCGUGCAUGCGCAGACGCGCCGCUGCAGGUUGCGCUCUUUUCAUGUUGUGUACGGGCCUCCGGAAUGGAUCCCGUUCACAACCAGAGGUACCACUGUUCAGAACACCACACCAGAAGGAAAGAGAGAUAGAAAGAGAAAGUGUGACGCCCAGGCUCCUUCUGGCCUAUUUUUAUAGUCAGCAUGACCUUGACUGAAAGAGAUAACAGAACUAGUUUAAACUAGCUGCACUCAGCUUCUCUGAAGGAAUAACCCAAACAUCGUGAACCUUCUUUCACACAGAGAAGCUUCCAGAACCCUCUUGAAUUAAUUAGAAUAGGAAAGAUCUCAACACAUCAGAUCAGUGCUUUCUGCAAUAAGAAAUGCAAACUGACAUUUUCCGUCCUCUCUAGUUCAAUCUCCACCUCACUGGCGACAUCCACGCCAUUACUGCAGCCAAUAACCUGGUCGCUGCCGCUAUUGAUGCCCGCAUCUUCCACGAGGCCACGCAGUCUGAUCAGGUAACAUGGUGCAAUUUAUCUUUUCCCCUGUAGUGUGUGUGUGUGUGUGUGUGUGUGUGUGUGAGAGACUUGUUGAGUGCCCUGCAGCCACUAAUGAAGUGCCUUUGCUCCUUAAGGCUCUCUAUUCCCGAUUGGUCCCUUCUGUUGACGGCGCCAGGAAGUUCUCCAACGUCCAGAUCCAGAGAUUGCGGGUGAGUUUGCAGAGCCUGUUCCGGUAACAAAUUUCCAAGUCCCUUCCGUGUGGAUGUUUCAUGGACUAUAUACUCAGGGAUGUGACCAUCUUGCAUGUUUGCAAGCAUAGAAUUUGGUUCAAAGCCCAGAAUCCUUUUAUUUUAUUAAAAAAACUUGUACUGAAAACAGCAAAGCAUAAAAAAACCCAGGCAAACAGGAGGCAAAAAAAUGCAAGGUCAGGUAUCUGGCAAAUGUAUACAAAGAGUAAUGUGAGGACUUGCCUUAGACAUUCAGAAAACAAUUACAAAAUCAAAAAGUCACACAAAGGACUAAUCAAGAACACUUAAUGAAGUCAUAUUUGUGCAUCAGUGUUGUCAGGUAGGCCAUCAGGAGCCAGCAGACAGUUGCAAAACCCAGAAUCUUGGCCCUGUAAUUUAUGAGAUUUGCACCCAGGCAAAGUGUGAUGUACUAUGCCAGCCCUCACCAAUUCCCUCCAGCUGUUUUGGUGGAUAGUCUGAAAGAGCUGGAGGGCACCAAGGUGGAGAAGGCUGAUUUGUACAAGUCUCUCUAUUUCUUCAGGAAAAUCUGGCUCUACAUUAUAUAUCUUCUUUCAGAUUAGGCCCCUGUUCAAGUUAGCUAGGCAGGAAACACACUUAGGACCCAUAUCUAUAGCUGGCCCAUUGAAGCUGAAAUUCUGGCUUAAAAAAAAUUCUGUCACUUACAUCAUUCCUGGUUUGCACAGGAUGCUAAGCCAUGGCUUAGACAAACCAUGGUUCAGAGUUAUGUGCAAACCAUGCUUUUUCACAUUUCUUCUUGGCAGGUUUCAAGUUUCAGCCUAGGUUUUUAGACGCUGCUCUCCCUUUAUUUAUUUAUUUAUUUAUUUUGCUUUAAGAACGAUUCCCCCCCUCCAAAAUGAACUUGCUCAUUUCCUGUAACUACCCACCAUCUUAUUUCUCUCCCCCUCCUUUCGUUCUUCCUCAGAGAUUGCAUAUUGAGAAAACAGACCCAAGGGCUUUGACGGGUGAUGAAAUAAACAAAUUUGUGAGAUUGGAUAUUGAUCCAGAUAGCAUAACAUGGCAAAGAGGUAUUGGCGCAAAAAUAACCCACAGUGGGCAAAGUAGAAAGAUGUUUAGAAAGGUGGGGGAGUUUGAGCUUUUGUUUUUGUGUGUAUACAAAAAAAAUGGUUUAAGGUUUAGACUUAGAGAUUCCUGCUUAUCUCCCUCCACUGCCGGUCCCCAUCCCAGAGCCUUCAAUGUUAGCCAAAAUCUGAUUGCACACAGAUUAUAGAUAGUUUUGAUCCUCCGCUUCCUGUGUAGCAGAACUGUCCAUCCUCCAAGGAGACGGCCGUUGCUUCUCUGCAUGAGUCAUUGCUCUGGGCUUGCCGACUUUCAAUCAGGAACACCCCCAGAAUUGCUGGGCCUUUACAGAGUUAUUGAUAGGGCUGGCUCAAGAUUUGAGGAGGGCCCUGUGCGAUAUCCCCUCUGCUGGGCUUAUCUGGUAGCAGGAAGUGGCCGGCAGAGAUGUUCUGGUCAGCACAGGGUUUCGGAGCUACCAUUUAAUUUGAUUUUCUGUGCAGGCUAGCCGCACGGACGCUGCUGGGCAGCUCUCAAGAUGUAGCUGCUCAGCACUGAUUGGAACGCUUGGGGGAAGCUGUUGACCUCUAAAAGUUUUUUGAGAGGGAGAGGGCUGUCUUUGUGUGCCUGUGUGUGUGUUCCUGCAUGUGUUUGAGUGUGUGCACGUAUGAAUAGGCAUUCACCUUUCAGCAGCUUUUCUGAGCUAAUGGGGUAGGCAUAUGGUUGUCAAGCCUCUGCUUAAAGACCUCCAAAGAAGGAGACUCCACCACACUCCUUGGCAGCAAAUUCCACUGUCGAACAGCUCUUACUGUCAGGAAGUUCUUCCGAAUGUUUAGGUGGAAUCUUCUUUCUUGUAGUUUGGAUCCAUUGCUCCGUGUCCGCUUCUCUGGAGCAGCAACCUAAGGCCCAGGGGCCAGAUGCGGCCCUAUCACCUUCUCAAUCCGGCCCAUGGGUAGUCCGGGAAUCAGCAUGUUUUUACAUGAGUAGAAUGUGUGCUUUUAUUUAAAAUGCAUCUCUGGGUUAUUUGUGGGGCAUAGGAAUUCGUUCAGUUCCCCCCCCCCCCAAAAAAAAUAUAGUCUGGCCCACCACAUGGUCUGAGGGACGGUGAACUGGCCCACAGCUGAAAAUGGUUGCUGGCCCCUGCUAGCCCCCCCCCAAAAAAAGCCUGCCUAAAAUGCCCAUGUCACAGGGUCCUUUUUAACCUGCUUUCACUCAUCCAUCCAUUCAUUCUCUCCUUCCCUCCCUCUCCUCUCUUUCCCUUGCUCAGUGAUGGACACAAAUGACAGGUUUCUGCGGAAGAUCACUAUUGGGCAGUCUCCAACCGAAAAGGGGUUCUCACGCACAGUAAGUGCCCUUUCUCCUCUCAUUCCGAGAUGCUUUCUUAUUGUGAGGGUGGUGGUGGGGAACUGGCUGGUCUUUGAACAAUAGCAUCUUACCCUCCCUUAGCAACUGGGUUGACCUUAAGCUAAGAGGUGUUGGGGUUUUUCUUUCCCCACUGAGUGUUUUUCUACAGAUGAUGUGCAUGAGAACAUAAAAGUGUGUGUGGGGGGGUGAUAAUAUGUACCUGGUGCUAAAUUGCUCCGAGGGGCUGGCUUUUCCACCCACCGUGUUUUGGAGUACCUUGGUAAUCAAACAGCUUGGCUGCCAAACAAAUCUGCUCCUGAACGCUGCAAACCCAGAAAUGAGUACAGUGGUACCUCUGGAUGUGAACGGGAUCCGUUCCGGAGCCCCGUUUGCAUCCUGAGUAGAACGCAACCCGCGACUGUGCGUCUGUGCAUCAUGAUUCACCGCUUCUGCACAUGUGCGUGACCUCAUUUUGAGCGUUUGCACAUGCACGAGUGGCGAAACCCGGAAGUAACGCGUUCCGUUACUUCCGGGUCGCACACACAGCAUAACCUGGAAAUGCUCAACCUGAAGCAUAUUUAACCCAAGGUAUGACUGUAUUCUUGGGACGUGGGUGGCGCUGUGGGUUAAACCACAGAGUCUAGGACUUGCCGAUCAGAAGGUCGGCGGUUCAAAUCCCCGCGACGGGGUGAGCUCCCAUCGCUCAGUCCCUGCUCCUGCCAACCUAGCAGUUCGAAAGCACGUCAAAGUGCAAGUAGAUAAAUAGGUACUGCUCCGGUGAGAAGGUAAACGACAUUUCCGUGCGCUGCUCUGGUUCGCCAGAAGCGGCUUAGUCAUGCUGGCCACAUAACCUGGAAGCUGUACGCCGGCUCCUUUGGCCAAUAAAGCGAGAUGAGCGCCGCAACCCCAGAGUCGGCCACAACUAGAUCUAAUGGUCAGGGGUCCCUUUACCUUUACCUUUAUGACUGUAUUCUGGUUUGCAAAUGUUUUCAGAAGCUGAACAUCCAACGCAGCUUCCGCGGCUUCUGAUUGAGUGCAGGAAUCUCCUGCAGCCAAUUGGAAGCCGCACCUUGGUUUUCGAACCAUUUCAGGAGUUGAACAGACUCCCGGAACAGAUUAAAUUUGAGAACCAAGGAACCCCUGUAGUCUUCUCCAUUUCAGACAUCUAGUUUGCUUGACUCUGUGUUGUCUUUGGCAUAAAAAAUGGCACCUCUUCCAGCACAACCUUGCGCUAUCUUUCCUGUGGAACAGGGGUAGUGGUUGGAAACCUUUUUCAUCCCUUCUGGGGACGGCAUGCGGGUGGUAGGUGGAGCCGGAGGCAAAAUGUGGGUGGAGCAAUGGAGGUGACUCUUACCUUACAACAGGUGACUUUCCAGCCGUACGAAAGUGAGAGGUAGACACCCGUCAUUUAUCUCUAUUUUAUUUAUAUAUUUUGUUUCCCAAGAUUUAGACACCGCUUGAUUGUAAUAAAACCUCAAAAUGGUUUACGAAAACAACAACAUUAUCAGGGGUUGGGGGAACAGCUAAAAACAACGAUUGGGAAUAUUUAAAAAAAGAAAAAGAAACACGGAAUCGGUGAUCAGCUAAAAACCACAUUAAUUUGAACAACCAUAGGCAACACGUGGCUAAUAAUGUGCUAACAAAAUAUUUACAAAAUUAUAAUGUUUCACAAUUCAUAAACAGAAAAUAUGCAAUGGAGUAAUGAAUCAUCGGAGUCAAAUAAUGUUCACGAACAACGAUAGAGAGUGUAGUUAGUCGGUAUCAAAGAACCUGGAGAUGGAGGCAAAAUGCCUUUCAACAGUCACAGUCCUGCAAAUGAGCAGUGAUUGGUGCUCCGAACAAAGUGUAGAACAAAGUGUAGUUUUUACUACACUUCUCGGUGAUUGCUGAUCCUUUGCUACUAGAUGUACCUGUAGGGACAAUUCAUUUGCUGAUGAAGAAUUACCAUUGAAACAGUUCAUCAUCCGGAAAAACGGUUCUGCACUGACUGUGACUGUUGUUGUUAGCAAAUUAUUAGCCGCGUGUUGCUUGUGGCUGUUCAGAGUUGUCUGUUUUGCAACACGGGGGAUUUCCUUGGUUGUUUAUUCAAAAACCAGAUUAAAGCAUACGUCAUCAUUCUGCACGCCUUAAACAAAGAUGUUUUUAGCAAGCAGCAAAAAAAGUACAGUGAAGGAACUUGCCCAGUGUCAACAGGCAGGGAAUUCCAAAGUGUGGUGCUGCCACACUAAAGAUGGAUUUUUUCCAGGAAAGCGAGAGGCGUUGUGGCAGUUCAUGUUGGAAAAUGCCCUGGGGUGCUCCUGCAGCCCCCGCACUCCAAGCAUUCUCUGGUAUGCGCAGCUCUGGAAAAGGCAUUUCCUUUCUUCUCCAGUGUGCUCAGCGACGUAUACCUGAUGGCAUAUUCACACUAAUCUUCUAGCAUUGCACAGCAAGAAGUGUGAGACAUCGUAGAGCUAAUCUACGUAUUUAUUUACACACUAUGUACAGACAAAGAAUUAUGGCGUCCUCUCUCAUCAGCUCCGAGAGAGAACAGGACGAAGUAAAAGCAAAAGUACAGUCCCAACAGUACCCACAACGGAAGAGAGAAAAGGCUGUCUUCCAUUCCCACCGUCUUCCCAGACAGGCAUGUGAUUUACACCAAUCACAUCUGCAGCAACAGAUGCAUGAAAUACUAACAGUUCAAGGAUUCAUUCCAGAAAGGCAAAAGCACUCAAGGAAGGUGUAGCUUUCAGAUGUGGGUGACCUGGGAAGCGUCUUGGGGGCCAAGCAAAAAGGCCACAUUGGCUCCUGAGUCUAAUGCUUCUCUUGCCUGUUAACCACAAAAAUCCAUCUUUCCAUCCAGGAAAACAAGAGGCACUCUUGCAGUUCAAGGCGAGAACCAGUGUGGUGUAGUGGUUAAGAGCGGUAGUCUCCUAAUCUGGGGAACCGGGUUCGCUUCCCCGCUCCUCCACAUGCAGCUGCUGGGUGACCUUGGGCCAGUCACACUUCUCUGAAGUCUCAGCCCCACUCACCUCACAGAGUGUUUGUUGUGGGGGAGGAAGGGAAAGGAGAAUGUUAGCCGCUUUGAGACUCCUUUGGGUAGUGAUAAAGCGGGAUAUCAAAUCCAAACUCUUCUUCAAGGACACAUUCCAAAAACACUUGAGGAGGGCAAUGAACAGGGUCAAGGAGAUGUGGCAUGGAGAGAGUCCUGAGCGGGAUGGAGAGGCUUGAGGUGACACAUUCGUUCCCAAGGGUCUGAGGCUCCCCACCUUUGCCAGGGGUAUCAUAGAGUUGGAAGGGAGCCUAUCAUCUACUCCAAGCCCCUGCAAUGCAGGAAUAGGCAGUUGUCUCUUACUGGAAUCAAACCUGCAACCUUGGCAUUAUCAGCAUCACACUCUAACCCAGAGCUUUCCAAACUGCGUGUCGCAUCACGUUAACAUGUCGGCUGCAGUGUGCAGGUGUGCCGUGCGAAUGCUCCCUGCGCUCCUCACGGGGCUGGAAAGGGGUUAGUUUAAACCUCUGGCUUGCUAGUAACACUGAAGUACCGUGUCGCAAAAUGAUGCAUGUCUAAAAAGUGUGUCACCAGCAUGACAAGUUUGCAAAGCUCUGCUAAGCAAUUCAGCUACCCAGAGGUCAGGGGUUGAACAAAGUGUAUGGGGUGAAAGAGGGGGGGUCUUUGUUCCAGCCUUGCCCACUUUGGCCCUCCCCACCACCAGGGUAAAGGUACGGGCCAGUCGUGUCCGACUCUAGGGUUGUGCGCCCAUCUCACUUAAGAGGCCGGGGCCAGCGCUGUCCGGAGACACUUCUGGGUCACGUGGCCAGUGUGACAUCACUGCUUUGGCGAGCCUGCACCAGAGCAGCACACGGAACGCCGUUUACCUUCCCGCUAUAAGUGGUACCUAUUUAUCUACUUGCACUUUAAGGGUGCUUUCGAACUGCUAGGUGGGCAGGAGCUGGGACCGAAAGACGGGAGCUCACCCCGCCGCGGGGAUUCGAACCGCCGACCAUGCGAUCGGCAAGCCCUAGGCGCCGAGGUUUUACCCACAGCGCCACCAGGGUGCCCAGAUACAAAAGAAGGCAAAGCUCUGGGAAUGUCAGUGGGUGUUGUUUGCAGGACCAGCUAUCCCUGCUGAAAUCCCCUCGUCUUAUCUCAACCUCUGCAGUUUGCAGGAGCCCUGCCCAUCCACCAGCAUGCAGCCCCCAACCGCUUCCCUCCAAGGAAACAGGGCCCUUGCGAGGCAAGGAAGAGUCCCCCACCCCACAUCCCCACUAUAGAGUUUGUAUCCGGAGACAGUGGUUCUCCUUUAAAACAAAAAAAUGCUGCUUGAGUUGAAAGGAGACUGUUUUUGGCCCUGUCCUUCCCUCCGGCAGGCUCAGUUCGACAUCACGGUUGCCAGUGAAAUCAUGGCGGUCUUGGCUCUCACAGAUGGCCUGGAGGACAUGAGGCGUCGCCUAGCCAAAAUGGUGGUGGCUUCCAGCAAGAACGGCGUUCCAAUUACCACAGAAGAUCUGGUACGUAGGCCAUAAUCUUCCUCAGAAGACAAAACUUUGCCAAAACUGACCUUGAUGGUGCAAGUUUCCCAGAAACCUCUGCCGGAUUUAAUUCUGGUUCAACUGUCUCUUGGAUCUGGGUGUUGAGCUCAUAAACCUAAGCUGGCCCCAGGAUAAUUUAGAAUGAUAGAAUUGUGGAGUGGGAAGGGACCCAAGGAUCAUCUUUUCCAGGCAUAGACAACCUUGGCCUUCCAGAUGUUUUGGGACUACAACUCCCAUGAUCCCUAGCUAACAUGACCAGUAGUCAGAGAUGAUGGGAAUUGUAGUCCCAAAACAUCUGGAGGGCCGAGUUUGCCUAUGCCUGAUUCAGUCCAACCCCCUGCAGCGCAGGAACGAAGCAGAACCUGUGGAGCAUCUUCUUCUUUGCGAGCCCCUUGUGAUUCAGGUAGUCUGAGGAGGCCCUGCUCCAGAAUCCCAUUGUGUGCCUAAGGUAAAUUGCCCUGGACACCAGCUUUAAUUUACAUUUUAAAAUUAAAAAUAGGGAGAAGUAGAGGCCUCGCAAGCACCAAGGCUGGUCUCUUCGGCACUCGAGCACUAUGCUUAGGAUCCCAGAGGUAGAUCGUACAUGUGUGAAAUUGCCCUACCUGUAAUUAUGGAAUGGUGAGCAUGGCAUCCUCAAUUGUGUUCAUUUAGCAUCCUAUUUCUGUCAAGGUAGAAUAGUGGGCUUCCUUGCGGUUCUUGGAGCAUCCUAAACCUGAAGAAAUUGGUCAGAACUGCCACCCAGGUAACUCUAAACACUUCUUUCUUUAGGGAGUUAGUGGUGCCCUGGCAGUUUUGAUGAAAGAUGCUAUUGAGCCAAACCUCAUGCAGACUCUGGAGGUAAGUGCAUAUCUUGUGCAAGCUUUGUGCUGUCAGUUGGAAAUCGGAAAACCUACCUGCCCCCCCACCAAAAAAAAUGCUGUGAGGCAGUGGUUCUCAAGAACAUUUUGCACCUGACAACCAAUCACCCCUUCACGGUUUGCCUUGUUUGUUUGCUGUGUUUCCAAAGUGGUUUGCGAUUAAAAAAACAUUAACACAAACAAAUAGGAUAGCUCAGUCAUGAGAACCUUAAUCUAUGAAAUGGUAGAAAAAUAAUCUCAGGGUGGCAUCAGCUGCCGAUGGCACUAGAUCCCUGGCCUGGAUUUAUCCUCUUCUGCCUGCCCCCAAGGGGGGAAAAAUGGCUGGAGAAGGAGGGACAAAGGCUGCCUCAACAGAUCUCCCAGGCCACUGGCGGUCCAGUCAGGAGCUGGUGGCUCUCUGCUGCUUGGCCUAGUCUUCCUAGCUUCUGCCUUACCUCAGAGCACACAGGUUGUAAGUAGGGGUUGGUCUUCAUGUUGCUUAAAACAGAAAUUAUAUAGACCUGUCAAGGGCAACUGGCUAUGAUCAAUAGAACCUCCCCAUGCAGAGGCAUGGAUUACGAGUUACUGUGAGGAAAACAAGAGGAAGUGUUGUUUAACCAGAGAUGUUGUUGGAAUCAGGAUGCUAGCCUGGGAUUCUUGCAAAUUCUGCAGGCUCUUAAUCCAGAGGCAAAGCUCUUGCUAUUUAAAGUUAAGUACCGAAAUAUAACGCAUCAAGAAUGGAUGUGGUUUACAGACUUGUCGCAUUCCCAGAAGGUGUGGGGGUGGCCAAGAAAGGACUCUGAGCUAUGAGGGAAGCCAGUUCCUAACAGGCAAGAUUGCAUCUUCUUCCCCUACCCUCAGCUAGCAGAGGUGGAGGUGGGGGGUUUGCCGUCUGCAUUCCUGAAGGAGCCAGAAAGGUUUAAACUUCCUGGAUCCUGCCCAUUCUGUGCAGGGAAGGAUUUGGCUUGAGAAGUGAGAGUUCCCUCCUCUCCUGUAGAACUGUUUGGGUUUGACAGGCACAGAAAGAGAGAGCCCCAUUUCAUUUUGCUUUCAAUUUGUAUACCAUCUUUCUAUAUUACUAUACACAAGACGGUUUGCAGCAACAAAAUAUACACACCUUAUAAUAAUCUGAUCCAGUGUAAAAAGGCAUAAUGAAACAUAACUUUAAAAAUGAACGACUUAUGUCAUAUAAAGUGAUAUUCACUGAUGUGUUAGAAUAUAAUAGAACACAACAAAAUUAACUCUCAAAUAAUAAUUAAAUUCACUCUUAACAAUUGCAAUAAAUAUCGCUCAGCUUGGGGCGACACAGAAGGGACUGUGAUGGGCUGAUUUUUCUUGCUGAUUUUCAGUUCUACCCAGUUUCCACUUUGUUGGGUUGCUUCACCAGAGACACUUGAAGUGCUGCAAGAUUUUUAGAGCCCUAACACAUGCUUACUCGCAAGCAAGUGCCAUUGAGAUCCAUGGAAUUUGCUUCUGAGUAAGUGUGCGUAGGGCUUGCCGAUCAGAAGGUCGGCGGUUUGAAUCCCGCGACGGGGUGAGCUCCCGUUGCUCGGUCCCUGCUCCUGCCAACCUAACAGUUCGAAAGCACGUCAAAGUGCAAGUAGAUAAAUAGGUACCGCUCUGGUGGGAAGGUAAAUGGCGUUUCCGUGCGCUGCUCUGGUUCGCCAGAAGCGGCUUAGUCUUGCUGGCCACAUGACCCGGAAGCUGUACACCGGCUCCCUCGGUCAAUAAAGCGAGAUGAGCGCCGCAACCCCAGAGUCGGCCACGACUGGACCUAAUGGUCAGGGGUCCCUUUACCUUUUAAGUGUGUGUUGAGCUUGCAGCAUUCCAGGUGGCAAAGCAUCUUUUCUCCCUUUGCAUUUCCUUCUUCCAGUUGCAUUUCCCCCUUCUCUUCUCAGGGCAACCCUGUGUUUGUCCACGCCGGUCCAUUUGCCAACAUUGCCCAUGGCAACUCAUCCGUCCUGGCAGACAAGAUUGCCCUAAAGCUCGUCGGCAAGGAAGGGUUUGUGGGUGAGUCUCUGUGCGCCAUUUACUUACAGAAUUCACGGCUGCACGAUGCAGUAGGUGGGGGAGCCUGUGGCCUUCCAUAGGUUUCUGGACUACAACUCCCAUGAUCCCUGUUGGCCUCUCUAGCUGGGGAUGAUGGGAGUUGGAGUCCAGCAACAUCUGCAGGGCCAUGGGUUCCCUAUUGUUGCUGUUGCACCGAAAAACAUUUGUGAAAUUGACCUAGUAGUUCAAGGAGGAAUAGCUUUGUGAAGUUGUGUCCCCUUCCCCAAGUUUGUUUCCCAUAAUCAUUUCAAUGAUUCCAUGGCUUGUUUACUUGGGUGUAAGUCGUAUUGAACACAGUGGGCUUACUUCUGAUUGGACAUGCAUAGAACUGCUAUGGGUUUUUACAAGGCAAUUCUUGUUUUUAAAAAAUAAAAUAAAAAGGCAGAGAGAAAUUCAAGCCUAAAACAAAAGUCUUGUGUUGUUCAGAAAGGCUUGCAAGGAACAGCACGCUGUGAGUUCAUCUAUUUAACAAGCCUGCUUCAGUCACUGCCCUUUCUCUGGAGGUGUGUUUAACACUGCACCUCACGGAUAAAAUGAGAUGCUUGAGGAACAAGCCGCCCACUCUGUAGAAGGGUGUAUUUUUCUGCAUAUAUUCAGCUGCUGUCCACUGAACUGGCAGCCCCCAGGGAAUGGCAGUGGCUGUGUUUUCCACCGUAUUCUCAAAGAGCACCUCAGAACAAGGCUUCAUGGGGGAAACAAAAUGGCCUCACCUCUGUUUCAAAUCGCGCCAAAAUAAUUUUACCUCACCCCGGGAUUAUAGCCAGACAAAACAGCCGGUUUCAAAGUGGGUGAAGUGGCUGAGAAAAUGGGCUUUGUCACUUUGGUUCACCCUUCCGGCUGCUAUCAUUUAUUUAUUUAGAAUAUUUACAUGCAGGCUUUAAAUCAGAAGUAACUGAGGCAGAGUGCAACAUAAACUUCUUCUCUGACGAUCACUUGUAGCUGAGUAAGAUUGUCUUCCGUUUGAGGACCUGGACAUUCUCAGGGAAACCAAAAUAAUCUUGAUUCCCAAAAUGCAACACAAUAACUUAAGACAAUCCACUAAAACACAUGAAACACCAUGAGGGUUUGAAAAUCUGCAUCUUCCCAAUCUAAGGAACAGGUUUUAUUUCUAGGUGUUUUUUUUUUUUCCUUUUUUGCCAGUUAUUUUUAUUGAUUUUCCGUAAUUUUUAUCGAAAUUAUUACAAAUUUAAAAGCUGACUUCCAGCUCCACCCCCGACGUUCCUUCUUUUUCCCUCCCUCCAUUGCUGCUCCAAAUACAUUUGCUUUCCCAACUUUCAUUUCAAUAUUCAAUAAAAUCAAACAUAUUUAUUUAUGCAAUAAUAUUUCAACCUUUGUCCUUUCACAUCGGCUGUACAAGUACCAAUUUCCGCUUAAGACUUUUGUAUAUAUUAUUGUAGCCUAUCCAUAAAAUAACCAGGUAGAUAAAUCCUCCUUUAUCUGUCUAUGAUAAUCAUGAAUCAAUAAUGACAUAUCAGUACUGUCAGGGCCUGCUCUGUAUCCAGGGGGAGACCAUUCCACAAGGAAUGACUUUUGUGGGAGCCCACCUGGCUGCUUGGGGUCCCCAAACCAGAGGACAUUUUGCAUAAACUCUUUGACGCUGUUCCAGCUGGAGCAAGGACUUUGCAUAGCUAGGAAAGAGGGAGGGCAAUGAAGUGACUAGAGCAGGCAUCCCCAAAACUCAGCCCUCCAGCUGUUUUGGGACUACAGUUCCCAUCAUCCCUGUCCACUGGUCCUGUUAGCUAGGUGCAAACAAACAGCAGAAGUGCCAGGUCAGGUCUGCUGAUGUGUUUGCACCAUGCUGGCCACGUCGCUGCCUUGCCCCUCUCCCUCCAGGUGUGCUGCAGUGACUCAGGUGAUGGGAGGCCAGGUAAGCUGAGCGCUAGGAGCCGAGAGACUCAAUGGCUUGCCGGACCUCUGCUAGGAAUGCCUUACCCUUUGUGGCAUCGUCACUGCCCUGUCUCUCCUAGUUUGCUGCUGCUGCUGCUGCUUAUUAAUGCCAUGCCUGGGGAGCUUCUGCUGGAGGUGUGUGAAUAGAAAGGAAAGAGGAGUUAUUAAAACCCUCUGGUUUUCAUCCUUGUUGUGCAUCUCUGGUUCAGUUGUGCUUCAGGCAGUUCCGUUUCCUCGUUUCGCUCUUGCCGUUUUGGCAAACUCUUGCACGUUUCUCAAAGCGUGAAUUCCUCCGAGCUGAACACUAGAGUGGAUAGGGACGUGGGUGGCGCUGUGGGUUAAACCACAGAGCCUAGGGCUUGCCGAUCAGAAGGUUGGCAGUUCAAAGCCCCGCGAUGGGGUGAGCUCCCGUUGGUCAGUCCCUGCUCCUGCCAACCUAGCAGUUCGAAAGCACGUCAAAGUGCAAGUAGAUAAAUAGGUACUGCUCCAGCGGGAUGGUAAACGGCGUUUCCAUGCGCUGCUCUGGUUUGCCAGAAGCAGCUUAGUCAUGCUGGCCACAUGACCCGGAAGCUGUACGCCAGCUCCCUCGGCCAAUAAAGCGAGAUGAUCGCCGCAGCCCCAGAGUUGGCCACGACUGGACCUAAUGAUCAGGGGUCCCUUUACCUUUAAAAACAACAACAACAAAAAACACUAGAGUGGGUGGCUUAAGGACGGAGAUUAAAAUGAGAAUGAUGCUAAUGCUGCCAAGCAAAUAGAAAGGAGAUUGUACAUAAUAUAACGCAGUGUUCUCCUUUUGUUCCGCCUGCAGUGACAGAAGCUGGCUUCGGAGCAGAUAUUGGCAUGGAAAAGUUCUUUGACAUCAAGUGCCGGUAUUCUGGGCUGCAGCCCCAUGUGGUCGUCUUGGUGGCUACUGUCCGAGCUCUGAAGAUGCAUGGUGGAGGACCUACGGUGAGUGGCGGCCUUUGCGAUAGGGAAGCCCAGAGACCAAUGCUUAAGUCAUUUUAGUUCCCCCAUUCUGGUGCCCUCCAGGUAUUCUGGACCGCAUUGCCCAUCAGCUCCAGCCAGCACGGCCAUUAAUACCUGUGGAUAUUAUCCACAUGUAUGUUUUGAUUUCUGAAGACUUAAAAUUCAGGAUAAAUGAAGAUACAUACAGAGAGGUGAUGGGACAGAAGGGAAAUUUGGGAGAGACAUACCAGAGUGGCUUUUCUCAGGGUGUGUGACUGACGAAGAGGGAAGCUCUCCCAGGUGAGAGCUGAGAGGUUUCACUUGUCAGUAUGAGAAUCAAAAAUUAAGAUAUAAUGGAGGGCUGUAUAUAUACAACUCUGUGCUCUUUCUUUUCUCGUUUUCUCCCUUCAUUUUCUGUAUUGUUGUUGCUGUCAUUUUAAUAAGUAUUUAUUUUAUUUUUUACAUAAAAUGCAGUAAAAAUCUAAUUAAAUAGCAGAAAUAAUAGGAAACCAAGAAAGGACAAUAAAGGAGGGAAAAAGAGGAGGGGGGAGAGAGAAAGAGAAAGGAGGAAAAAAUAAUAGCUAUUACGGCCCUUUAUCACAUUUAUAUCAUAUGGGGGGAAAAAACCCAACUAGUCUAAAAUAGUAAUAGAUGGGCCCUUUAGCACUUUUGUUGUUGUUAUUUUAGACUCGUUGGGUUUUUAUUCUAUCACAUGUUGAAAACUCUUAAUAAGAUUUAUAUUUUUUUAAAAAACUGGAGGGCACCAGAUUGACUUAUCCUUCCCCAAAGUGUGCAGUGAUGUUGAGGAAUCUGGCUCCACUUUCCAGCUGCCCUUAUUGGGUAGCCAGUGCUCUCAAUUCCUCUCCAAUCUCCCUCGGUUUCUUUUUCUGAUUCUGAUCCUCUCCCUACCCCUUACCAUCCAUCAUGAGGUUUAUUCUCUUUCUUCAUUGGAAAAGCAAAAAAACAAAAACACAUUUUGCUCUUUUCCCCGCCCCCUCUAUACAGUCCUCUGCUUGCUUCUUAUUUAAAAUUUCAAAACGACAGCUUCUGUCAGUAUAUAAGUGAUGGUUAACGUUAUGAAGGCGUCGGGCUUUUAAUUUGCAUUGCUCCUUUCCCCUCGUGGCCCUUGCUGUUUAGAUAAGCAAAGCCUCCUUGCAGAGACUUGUCUCUGAUGAAUUAGGUUUACAUUGGCCGCGUUGGCGGAGCAACCAGACUGCCAUGUUUCAGAAACAAAUCUCCAUUUUGGGUAGGCAGCAAUGCUCUGCUUUUCUGUUUCUUACAGAUUCCUUAGGCUUUGCGGCAUAAGCAAGAAGCAGUUUCUCUAGCUGCCCCCCUUUUUCCUUUCUGUAGCCUAAUCCCUGAUAAGUAUUCUGAAUAUUUUCCAUAUUUAGCUUCUCCUUACAGAGAUGUCAAGCAGAAUUACUGGCCUUCUGUGUCAAAGAACGUUUGCUUUUUUGCCAGUCUUAGAAAUACCUUACUUCCUUUUUUAUCUUUUGAGUUCAAAGUGAUCUUAUUUUUUAACAGACGUGUGUGUGUAGCUAAAGAUGGAGUAAAAAGUGAGUGAGAGAGAUUUGCACACACACGCACACAAACACACGUCGUGCCUCCUGGUGACUGGCAAACAACCUCUUCUUUGCUUAGCUUGGAACAGGAGCUAAGACGAGUUCUUCUCCAGAAAAAUGUUAAGAGUCUGCAGGAGGAAGGGGGAAGGUCAAAUUUAUUCCCUCAGCAUUGCCCACUGCUUCUUUGCUAAUGAGAUCUUUUGUGUGCCGCUGGCUAUCGUCUUCACAGUCUGGUGUCUCUCCUCCUUUGGCCUCACAGCCUUGUGUUGAGAGGUAAUGAUACGUCCCUGGAGGCAGCCAUCUAUUCUUUGCGAAUUCAUCAAGAGGGAAACAAUUGCUGCUUGGUUCAUUAUGUUAAUGUGCAGGACUCCUAGACGUGAGCCAAAAUUCACAACCUUUGCUAUGUCCUUGUAGAAGAACUCCCCUUCUCUCUCGAAGUGGGGACCUUUCCUAAAAGUCUAAUUUGUGCCCACUCCACCUCUGGUCCACUUCAUCCUGCUUGUGAGGAACCUGAAGCACCCCCAUCGUUCUGCCCGGACACUGAGGUCCAGCACUGAGGGCUGUUCCCUCACUGCGAGAAGUCAAGUUACAGGGAACCAGGCAGAGGGUCUUCUCGGUAGUGGCACCCGCCCUGUGGAACGCCCUCCCACCAGAUGUCAAAGAGAACAACAACUACCAGACUUUUAGACAACAUCUGUUUAGGGAAGCUUUUAAUGUUUGAUGCAUUACUGUAUUUUAAUAUUGUGUUGGAAGCCGCCCAGAGUGGCUGAGGAAACCCAGCCAAAUGGGCGGGGUAUAAAUAAUCUAUUAUUAUUAUUAUUAUUAUUAUUAUUAUUAUUAUUAACCUUCUAAGCACCUUCAGCAGGAAGCCCACUUCACAGUCCAUUGUUACUGGUUCACAGCGGGUUGGGAGUGCCUACUCUCUCCCUAUACAAUUUAUGACAGCAUAAAAAAAUUUCCUUUUUUUUUUUUUGAACUUCUCAACAGGGCUAAACAGGCUCCCAGGUAAACGCCAGGGUUGGGAAUGAAAUUGGAGUUCAUAGGGAAUGCCACCUCCAAUGCCUGUUUUUGCUCUUUGCAGGUCGCUGCCGGAGUUCCCUUGCCAAAGGAGUACACUGAAGAGGUAACAAUAAUCUGCCAACUCUAUUUACUGUUCCCUGAUCUAAUAACAACUUUGCAAGACACAAGGCAGCCUCUGCGCCCUCAAUACGUGCCCUUAAAUGCAGUACAUAUACUUCCGCUCUGAAAAGUGCUGCUUCCCGUCUCUGCUCUGAGGAAUAAAGAUUGCUCAUUUUGAGCCAAGAUUCAGGGACCCAGUUCUUACAUCACAAUCCCAGGCCAGUAAACCAUGGUUUGUUGGUCCCCAAAUGAUCUGUGUGGCCACACCUCCUUCCCUCAUGUACCUGAUGCCAGCACUUCUAGCCUAGGUUGUUGGAAACCACAGUUUUCUGUGAUGUCCAAACAGAGAAACCGUGGCUUUAAGCUCUGUUAAAGACCAGGAUAAGGGACGUGGAUAGCGCUGUGGGUUAAACCACAGAGCCUAGGACUUGCCGCUCAGAAGGUCGGCGGUUCGAAACCACCCCCAAGACGGGGUGAGCUCCCGUUGCUUGGUCCCUGCUCCUGCCAACCUAGCAGUUCGAAAGCACGUCAAAGUGCAAGUAGAUAAAUAGGUACCGCUCUGGCGGGAAGGUAAACGGUGUUUCCGUGCGCUGCUCUGGUUCGCCAGAAGCGGCUUAGUCAUGCUGGCCACAUGACCUGGAAGCUGUACGCCGGCUCCCACGGCCAAUAAAGUGAGAUGAGCGCCACAACCCCAGAGUCAGCCACAACUGGACCUAAUGGUCAGGGGUCCCUUUACCUUUAAAGACCAGGAUAUGAAAUCAGUUUGUAAGCAGCUAUUAAGCCAUACGUUUCUCUAAACCUCGGUUGGUUUGUCUAACUUUGCUUUCCCCGUGUUUUUUGUAUCUUGCCACGUGUCAGGAAUGACGUGGCCAGGUUCACACAUAGCAUCGAGCUAUAAAUGAAAUGAACUGAGUGUCGUAAUCCAACAAGAAACCAUCAGGAUUGUGGUUUGUUGGCAGUAAACAGUAAUUCAGCCACUUGGCAGGGUUCACAUACAACACAAAGCUAUAGUUUAAUAAACCACGGCUUGGCGUUAUGUGUGAACCAGGCCAGUGGCAGUCUGAUAUUGAAUGUAAGCAAGAAUAUAUGGUAAAGACUCAAGCUGCUUCAGGUGAGGAAAUUAAUCCUGAAAAGGGGGUGAGUCAAAGCUUCAGAGGAAAUUUAAAUUACUUAAGUAUUAAGAGAUCACUCUGUAGCUUGGCCAGAAUCCCCACCCACUGCAGCUCAGGUUAGGAAGUUGAAAAGGAGAGUUUUUCUCUUAGACAUUUUGUUUGCUGAGAAAGCAGAAUGUAGGGUGCUCUCAGCACACAAAAUGCCUAAGAGAAAAACUCUCCUUUUCAACUUCCUAACCUGAGCUGCAGUGCUUCAUUUUUAUAAUGACACUUUGGGCUUGCAGUGCUCACUGCUCGUUUAAUCCACAGGUCUACUUAAAAUUUUCCAUGCCAAUAGUUUUAUCUCUCUAUAACCUCUCUGUUGCUGCAGCUGUGCUUUUUUUUUUUUAAAGUAAAGUGCCUGGGAGGUAGCUGAAUUCAGGUCAGGAAAAUGGUAGACUGGGGCUAAGGGUAGCUUCUGGCUGUUUGGUUGAGGAUUAUGUGUUUGUAUUUUAGAUAAGCCCAAGCCACUGGGUGCUUUACAAUAAGGCAAGUAGAUAAAAAUCCACAAAGUCCCCAAGAUAACAAUCCGUUAAAAACUCCUAACAAAUCACAGAAGAGCAGGUACUAACAGAAGCAGCGGCAGUCAGAGUUUGCUUCCAGACACCCUCCAAAAAAUAUGCAUCUUGGCUAGCCAUCUAAAACAAAGCAUUUACCUUUCCCACCAAUAUAAGCUCCUGAGGCAGCUUACAGCAAAUGAUGUUGCAGUGCACAGUUUACCACGAGAAAAAGCAACGUUAGAUAGAGCAGUUGAUAAAGCAGCUUAAAAUCCUUCACAAUUGGACGUUAACUUUCUUAACUGGCCAAGAAGAUGGACAGAUUCAUACAGACGCCCUCGGGAGGUUGUGGACUCUCCUUCCAUGGAGGUUUUUAAGCGGAGGUUGGGUGGCCAUCUCGCCAUGGAUGCUUUAGUUGAGAUUUUUGCAUUGCAGCGGGUUAGACUAGAUGACCCUGGAGUCCCUUCCAGCUCUGCAAUUCUACUGUUCUAUUAUUUAAGUUAUCCUGAGAAUAUGCUUCCGAAAUAAGAGGCUAAAGAUGCCGUAACAGCUGUACUGGGAGCUGGCAAGUUGCAAAAAGCUACCUAGCACUUGUUCAUCCCCAAACAAACUCUCUCCUUUUUUUUCCCCUUUCCUUUUCGUACAGAACCUCCCACUUUUGGAGAAAGGGUGCAGCAACUUGCGUAAGCAAAUCCAAAACGCCAGGACCUUUGGCAUCCCAGUCGUCGUAGCUGUCAAUGCAUUCAAGUAAGUAUGAGAGCUAAAAGUCCCUGCCUAUCCAUGCAAGGAAAAUAAAGCAGUAAAGGGGACUCACACUAUUUCAGACUGCUGUUUUGGAACUGCAAUGAAAUAGUAGCAUAUGAUCACAGGGCUGUUGUCACUUGGGGCUGCCGCUGAAGCUGGUUCGGAAACUUCAGCUAGUGCUCAGCGUGGCAGGCAGGUGGUUAAAGAACGCAGGGAGGUGGGAUCUCUUAACACCAGUUCUCUCCCACUGGCUGCCACUUGGUUUCCAAACUGAACUCAAAAGUGCUGCUUUUGACGUUUAAAGACCUGUAUGGCUCAGGACGCCCCCGUACCUAGAGGGUCCCCUUUUCCCAUAUGAACUUGUCUGGACACUGCAAUCAACAUCUGAAACCCUUCUCUUGAGUACGAAGGUUGGUGACUGGAGACAAGGUCUUCUCGAUAACGGCCUGCCUCCCCGGCCCCUUCUGUAAAAUGGGAGGUAAUGCUGUCUCACUGUAGAGGCUUCUUGUAAGGAUGGCGACAAGAUAAUGCACAUGAUGUACUUUGAAUGCUGGAAAGCACCAUUUAUAUGGGUACUAUUAUUAUUAACAUCUCCCCCAGUGGUGCAAUGGCUCAGUGCAACCAGAAGGUUGAUGGUUCGAACUCACCCAGGGAUGGCGAUGCGCAGAAUUCCUGCAUUGCAGGGAGUUGGACUAGAUGACCCUUGGGUCCCUUCCAACUCAACAAUUCUUUGAUAUUUAUUAUUAUUAUUAUUAUUAUACCAAGUAACAUAGGAAAGGGUGCAUUCAGAUGAGAUGUUUCUCUUGAUAAGGCCUUGGUAGCCCUGAUACAUCCAAAGUCAGGCAUGGCCAAACUUGGCCCUCCAGCUGUGUUGGGACUACAACUCCCAUGAUCCCUAGCUAACAGGACCAGUGGUCAGGGAUGAUGGGAAUUGUAGUCCCAAAACAUCUGGAGGGCCAGGUUUGGCCGUGCCUGCCCUUAGGAAACCACCACGUAUGGGUGGCCGCUUGAAAGGUGGCAAGCUACCCACACAAUAUCUUGUUUGUGAGCGCAAAUUAAAGCUAUCCUGCUCUUCCCCGGUCCCCGCCCCUCCUUCCAUGCCAUCCGUGAGUCAUUCUGCAUGUGUCUUUCUUAAAUGUGAUGUGCAUCCACAUGAGAUGUUGCUCUGAAGUGCAUUUGAGAAAUGUUCUGUGGCAGCUCUCUGCUCUCGUCUCGUUUUCAACCUUGAAUAAAAGAAAAUGCCUUCGCUAAUCAGGCAGUGCUUUUUCAUUCCUGCCAGCUGAAUCGUGGGAGGUGGUGGUUGGGAUGUCAUGAAGAUUAAGCACUUAAUGGUUUUCAGUGAGCAUUAAUAGUCAAAAUUAAAUCUCCCUAUGCUUCUCCCUCUAUGGUUUACAUCAUCAUUGGCUCAGUAUAGUGAUAGCAUCUCUUAGGUAAAGCUCAAGACGCGGGUGGCGCUGAGGUCUAAACCACUGAGCCUCUUGGGCUUGCUGAUCGGAAGGUUGGUGGUUCGAACCCCUGCGAUGGGGUGAGCUCUCGUUGCUCUGUCCCAGCUCCUGCCAACCUAGCGGUUCAAAAGCACACCAGUGCAAGUAGAUAAACAGGUACCGCUGUGGAGGGAGGUAAACAGUGUUUCUGUGCGCUCUGGUUUCCAUCAUGGUGUUCUGUUGUGCCAGAAGUGAUUUAGUCAUGCUGGCCACAUGACCCGGAAAGCUUGUUAUUGUUUAGUCGUGUCCAACUCUUUGUGACCCCAUGGACCAGAGCACGCUAGGCCCUCCUGUCUUCCACUGCCUCCCGCAGUUUGGUCAAACUCAUGCUGGUAGCUUCGAGAACACCGUCCAACCAUCUCGUCCUUCCAAAUGCCUGCUCCCUUGGCCUGAGAUUUUUAUCUAUCCUGAUACCAAAUAAAAGUAAAGGGUGUACAGGAAGAGGCACUGGAUUUUCCUGCUGUUUGCUAAGCUGCAUUGACCCAAGGAAAACCAUCCACUUGUUUCCCCCAGUGAUAACUCUCCGUCAAUGGAUAUCUUUGCAGAUCUGAUACGGAGGCGGAGCUACAGCUGGUCAUCCGGUUGGCUAAGGAAGUGGGCGCUUUUGAUGCUGUGAAAUGCACCCACUGGGCCGAAGCAGGGAGAGGAGCCAUGGCGCUGGCCGAAGCUGUACAGAGAGCAUCGCUGGCCCCCAGCAACUUCAAGUUUUUGUACAAUGUGGAGGUAAGGAUUCUCACUGAACCCUGUGUGACUCCUCUUCCUCCUUUGCGAUCUUCAUUGAGUUAUAAUGCAGAAAAAGGGAAGUUAUUUUGAGGAAAGGAGUCUGCAGCUGGGCUAGCAAUGAUUCUGGUCCAUGGGUGAGAAACACAGGCAUAUAAGCAGCAGCUCCAUCUCAGUGUCGCCUUCUCUGGCUGGCAGCAGCUGUCCAGGGGGUCAGACAAGCGCCUCUCCUAGCCUUAAGGUCCCAGGGACUGAACCAUGCACUUUCUUCAUAUAAAUUUUAAACCUUCCACUAAACUCAGGAACUGCACGUAUUGAGUUUGCAAAAAGAAGAAAACAACACAUGCCAACAUAUAGCAUAUAAAUUGCCACAAUGAGAGUUGUUCCGGCGAAAAUGAAUCUUGUUAUUUUUACAGGAGCUUUUCAUGUUACAAAUCUUGCUCCUCCGAUUUCCAGUACAGCCGCACCUUGGUUUUCAACCAGCCUAAUUCUCGAACGUUUUGGCUCCCGAACGCCGCAAACCUGGAAGUGACUGUUCUGGUUUGUGAACUAUUUUUGGAAGCUGGACAUCCGACGGGGCUUCCGCGGCUCCCUAUUGGCUGCAGGAGCUUCCUGCAACCAAUCAGAAACCGUGCUUUGGUUUUCAAACAUUUUGGAAGUCGAACGGACAUCCGGAACGGAUUCCGUUCUGCUUCCAAGGUACGACUGUAUUUAUCUGUUUCACAUUAUUCACUUCUUCAGUUAUAUAUCUUCAAAAAUAUAUGUACGUAAUAAGCUCCCAUCAGUUACCAGUUUUCUUCAUUCAUAAACCCAAAGACCCUAGCCUUUGUUGCUCACCUAUUUUAAUAGUUUCUUCCCCCUUAGAAUCUUUCUUUGGAGUAGGGAACCUUUGUCGCUUUGGCUGUUGCUGCACUAACGUUCCCAAAUAUCUGGGCCAUUGGCUGUGCUUGCUGAGCCUGAUGGGAGCUUGCAGUUCCACGGCAUCUGGAUCCCCACACCUGCUCUGGGGGAGGACACUGAUAAGCUUGUGGGAGACUUGGGAAAGACUGGCUGACUGGGGGUGUGAAUGGCUUAGGGCCUCAAAAUUAUCAUAAAUGCUCUUGCAGGCUCUCUUUCCACAACUAGCCAAGCCUGAGAGAGAACCUACCCAGCAAUCCCCUCUUUCUCUCUCAGGCUAAAUCUAAUUCCUUGCCCUUGAGUCAGCGGCAUAAUCAAAUUGCUUUCUAAUGUCCCUGGGAAGACACAGAAUUUUUUGUUCCGAAUGCCCAGAAUCUGAUUGGCAUUCUCAAAGCGAUGGAGAAUAAUGUGGUUGUGUGGUUUGUUUGAAAAAAGUGACUUAAUGAAUGAUGGAUGGCUUAAAAGGAAAAUGAGGCUCGCUGGGCCAAAGUGUUCUGAGUUCCCUUCCACUGUUUCCUCCCUCCGCCUUGCAAUGAAUUUUGGUUCCCUCUGUGAAUCAAGAGGCUCCCCUCCCCUUCCGCACUCAUACCUUGCAACUCUCCUGGUGUUUCAGCUGCACUUAUGGGGCUUUUCUGAAGGCUUGACUGGUUAGGGGAGAGUAAAAAUAAGAAUGCACACAUGCACCUAUGUAUUUUAACGUUCUAUAUCCUCUCCAGUCUUACGGAUACAGGAAUCUGGCCUCUACUGAAUCAGGACAUUUAUUUUACUUAUUUUUAGAAUUCCUACACCACCCUUCGUCAAAAAAGACCACAAGAGGGUUUACAACAUAGAUCAUAAUAAACGUGUGUGUGUAUCCAUCCAAUAAAAAAAGAAACUGUCAUAUAAAUACGAUGCAUCAUACUAAGUCGCACAUCGUCAUAAAUGAUACGCAAUGGUUCAUAAUAUCUAAUGAGCAAUGCAUGCUAAGCAGCAGUAACAGACACUGUCAGCCCAGCAAAUAAACAUUUGGGGAACUUCGGGCAUAGCCCCCUAGGCCUUUCCACACAUGCACCCCCUCUCCUCAGGCCAAUCCCUUCAACUCUGCCUUCUCGGUAGUGGUGCCCGCCCUGUGGAACGCCCUCCCAUCAGAUGUCAAGGAAAUAAGGAGCUAUCCCAUUUUUACAAGACAUCUGAAGGCAGCCCUGUUUAGGGAAGUAAUAUUUAAUGCUGUACUGUUUUUAACACUCGAUUGAGAGCCGCCCAGAGUGGCUGGGGAAACUCAGCCAGAUGGGCGAGGUAUAAAUAAUAAAUUUAAAAUUGUUGUUGUUGUUUAGUCGUUUAGUCGUGUCCGACUCUUCGUGACCCCAUGGACCAGAGCACGCCAGGCACUCCUGUCUUCCACGGCCUCCCACAGUUUGGUCAAACUCAUAGCUUUGAGAACACUGUCCAACCAUCUCGUCCUCUGUCGUCCUCUUCUCCUUGUGCCCUCCAUCUUUCCCAACAUCAGGGUCUUUUCCAGGGAGUCUUCUCUUCUCAUGAGGUGGCCAAAAUACUGGAGCCUCAGCUUCACGAUCUGUCCUUCCAGUGAGCACUCAGGGCUGAUUUCCUUAAGAAUGGAUACGUUUGAUCUUGCAGUCCAUGGGACCAUAAUUCAAAAGCAUCAAUCCUUCAGCGAUCAGUCUUCUUUAUGGUCUAGCUCUCACUUCCAUACAUCACUACUGGGAAAACCAUAGCUUUAACUAUACGGACCUUUGUCGGCAAGGUGAUGUCUCUGCUUUUUAAGAUGCUGCCUAGGUUUGUCAUUGCUUUUCUCCCAAGAAGCAGGCAUCUUUCAAUUUUGUGACUGCUGUCACCAUCUGCAGUGAUCAUGGAGCCCAAGAAAGUAAAAUCUCUCACUGCCUCCAUUUAAAUUUAAAUUUAAAAUACAUAUUAUUAAUCACGAAAGCCAAAGGUGGGAAUCUUUUUCGUUGCCUUUUGGGAUCACAUUCCUGUGGUGGGCAGGGCUAGAAGUGGGUGGAGCAAAGAAUGUAAAUUAUUUACCUUUGCACAGUAAGCUAGUUUCCGCACACCCCUCUCCAUCCUGAUGGGCAAGAGAAAUGAAUGAUCAAAGUUCAAGUCCAGCCAUGCAGAAGCACCCGAGGAGGCAGGACCAUUGAGAAGUGUGAUCUAAGGAGAGGGGUGUGGCUUGGGGAGAGUACAAAGGGCCAAACAGAGAGGUCUGGGAGGCCACAUCUGUGCCCUUGGCCUGAGGUUCCUCCCUGUCACCAUCACUCAGGGUAAGCCUUCCAUUUUCUGGUGCAGCCCCUCUUCAGUAUGUUUUCUGCUUGGGAAAAUGAUGCGUUCUUGUUGCUUUCAGAUUACCAUGAUUGGCUACAUUCCUUAUUGAUUUGGCAUCCCAUGGCGGUAGGGAAGGAAUUGGACUGACUCUCUCUUCCGCUCCCUUUCCUGUCUUUCUAGCUUCCAAUUCUAGACAAGAUAAGAAUUAUUGCACAAACGAUCUACGGGGCAAAGGACGUUGAACUGCUGCCAGAAGCAGAGCAGAAGAUUCUUCUGUACACCAAGCAGGUAUGCUAGCAAAACAUCCUUGCAAGAUUGGGCUCUUACGGUUGGAUUUUUUGGUGCACGUUCUGAUUUUUCCUGCGCACGUAGCCUGAGUUGGUCAACAGCUACCAAGACUGUCUUAAUUAAUUUCUUAGGAAAGAAUCCUAGAAAAUUCUUCUUCAGAAAAAACAGGCUUCAUUUUGGCAUGUUGCCCAUUCUUGCUUUUUCUCUCUCUGAUAUGAUGCUGAUAAUUAGGGCUUAUUCUUUUUAUGAGCUUGUAAACUUAAUUUGUAUCUUUUCCUAUUUCAGUGGGAUGUCAUUCGGCUUUUCUUGACACCAAAUUCAGACUGCCUUAGUUAAGGAUGUUAACAUUUUGUAGCUUGUAUGUGCAUUUGUAAAUUUCGAAAAGAAGGUUUGCCCUAUAAAAGCAUUCCUUGCUAAAAUUCCAUAGGCCAAUGAUAUGCAAAGCUGUUUGCACUUUAUCAUGUGCAUGUCCAUUUAAAAAGCAUAUUUGGAGUUUUUGCUUACUGCUGCUUACUCACCGCUCCUUAAUAAACUAAAGUUACGGCACUCGCAGCUCCAGUUAAGUAUCUCAGUUGAAACUUUGCUUCCAAAUCACUGGGAUGAAAUUGUUGUGUUGUUGUUUUAGAAAGCCCAAGGUCCAUAUUGGCUCCUGGCAAAAGCACUUGCAAUUAGCAGAUUAUCUUCAUAGAACUGCAAAUGGCAGCAUUAGGGGGUCUUUUACUUUCCCUUUGGGGUAGCAGUGCUACUCCGUUGCAGCAGAAAUUAUACAUGAAGGGCUUAGGAUUGCAGCCAGAUUUAACAGUGCAAUCCUAUAACACAGGCAUAGGCAAACUCGGCCCUCCAGAUGUUUUGGGACUACAAUUCCCAUCAUCCCUGACCACUGGUCCUGUUAGCUAGGGAUCAUGGGAGUUGUAGUCUGAAAACAUCUGGAGGGCUGAGUUUGCCUAUGCCUGCUAUAACACAUCUGCUCAAAAGUAAGUCUCCAUUGAGUUAAUGGGGAAUACUCCCAGUUCAGUAGGUUUACAGCAGGCAUAGGUAAACUCGGCCUUCCAGAUGUUUUAAAUCAAGGCAUGACAGAGUUGAGUGCACUUUAAUUGGAGCAAUUUCAUAAUGUUUUACUGGCAGCCUGUUCAAAAGUUGUCUUGCUCUUCCUUGUGGUCUCCUCAAUCCAUCAUCCAGGGUUUUGGGAACCUGCCUAUCUGCAUGGCGAAAACCCACCUGUCGCUGUCUCACGACCCAGAACAGAAAGGGGUGCCCUCUGGUUUCAUCCUGCCCAUCAGAGACAUCCGAGCCAGCGUGGGUGCAGGAUUCUUGUAUCCGUUAGUAGGAACGGUAAGUGCUACAUACUGAAAGCUUUGUUGUGUGGAUUAAGUCAGAAUGGGUAGCAAACAUGCAGAGCUGCCUUCGACCUUUUGUCUAUGUAGCCCAGUGCAGCCUUGACCAACCCUGGGUUCGCAAAUGCCGUUGGACUACAAAUCCCAUCAUCCCCGGCCAGCAUGGCCAGAGAUGAUGGAGGUUGUGGUCCAGCAGCAUCCGGGGACCCAAAGUUGAGGAAAGCUGGACUGGCGAAAUGCUGUUUCCAGAUGAAAAAGAGGGCUGGAGGGACUGUGAAUCUCUGCAGUUUGUAUGCAUCUCAUUCUCUUGAUGUUAGGCCAUAAAGCUCCCCUUCUCAUUUAAAAAGCCCUAAACAGCCUCAGGCCUGUAUACCCCAAGAAGUGCAGUGGUGCCCCGCAAGACGAAUGCCUCGCAAGACGAAAAACCCGCUAGACGAAAGGGUUUUCCGUUUUUCGAUGCGCUUCGCAAGACGAAUUUCCCUAUGGGCUUGCUUCGCAAAACGAAAAAGUCUUGCGAGUCUUGCGAUUUUUUUUUGCUCCCCCCCCCUUUUUCUAAGCCGCUAAGCCACUAAUAGCCUUUUAGCCUCUAAGCCGCUAAGCCUUUAAUAGCCGCUAAACCGCUAAUAGCGCUAAUCCGCUAAGCCGCAAAUAGGGUUGCUUCGCAAGACGAAAAAACCGCUAGACGAAGAGACUCGCGGAACGGAUUAAUUUCGUCUUGCGAGGCACCACUGUGUCUCCACCCCCAUCAUUCUCCCCAGACACUGAGGUCUAGCUCCAAAGGCCUUCUGGCAGUUCCCUCACAGCAAGGUGAGGUUACAGGGAACCAGGCAAAAGGGCCUUCUCGGUAGUGGCGCCCGCCCUGUGGAAGGCUGCCCCAUCAGAUGUCAAUGAGAUAAGUAGCUAUCUGACUUUUAGAAGACAUCUGAAGGCCGCUCUGUAUGUUUCAUAUUUUAUUGUUUUUAUAUGUGUUGGACGCUGGGGUACAAACAAACAAACACCUGUUUUGUGUUGUGCAAGCUUACAAAGCAAUUUUACUUUCAAUGCUUUGUACAUUAAGUCACUUUUGUUUUUUGUUUUUUUAAAUCAAUAAAUCUCCAGCACGCUGCAUUAAACCUGCAGCCCAGUUACACACUUUCCUUAUCCAGAUUGACCUUCAAUUAUUUUAUGGUGAAUAUUGCUGAUUUUGGGUGAAUAUUGCUGAUUUGUGACCAGGAGAGAGUUGAGGGAAGGAGCUCUCUUCUAAGAUAUGCUUGUUAGCCCAAGAAAAAAAAAUGUUCUCUGGUAUAAAUAGCAAAGCACAUGUUGCAGAAAUGUUCGGAAGACUAAAACAUUUUGUCUUGUUUUGGCAUCUCCAAAUUUGGACGGCUUGGCUUUUAAUUGAAAUCCCCCAAGCAUCUUACGCAAGUCUGCCUGUGGCACUAGAUUCUUGCUGUUGUUUUUCCAGGCUCCCACAAAACCAUAUGAUAUUAAAAAAAAAAGAAAAGACUCUCAGGAGCUGGCAGCUUAAGGUAAUGCUGCUUAUGUUCAGGUGGAAGAGCCAUAACUCAUUGGCAGAAAGAGCCAGCCUUGAGGUCCUGGGUUCAGUCCUCAGGUUCAGUAGCAGGGCUUGCACAAAUCCCUGUGCCUUUGGAGCACCAUUGUCAGAGUAGGCAGGGACACUACAGGUGACUGAACUUUCUUGGCCUAAGGGACACAUCAUCCCUGCAGUUCCUCUGGGAGGGGCAGGAACGCUGAACACGAGCACUUGGCGAUACCUGUUUUUCAGCAUUGUAAUAUAUCACCAGCUAAACAUAGCAAUAUGGGUUAAGAACUUAAUCCGUUCUGGAGGUCUGUUCUUAACCUGAAACGAAUAACAACAACAACAACAACAAUAAUAAUUUAUUAUUUAUACCCCGCCCAUCUGGCCGGACCUCCCUAGCUACUCUGGGCGGCUUCCAACACAAUAUUAAAAUACAGUAAUGCAUCAAACAUUAAAAGCUUCCCUAAACAGGGCUGCCUUCAGAUGUCUUCUAAAAGUCUGAUAGUUGUUGUUCUCUUUGACAUCUGGUGGGAGGGCGUUCCACAGGGCGGGUGCCACUACCGAGAAGGCCCUCUGCCUGGUUCCCUGUAACUUGGCUUCUCGCAGCGAGGGAACCGCCAGAAGGCCUUUGGUGCUGGACCUCAGUGUCCGGGCAGAAAGAUGGGGGUGGAGACGCUCCUUCAGAUAUACUGGAUCGGGGCCGUUCCUAACCUGAGGUACCACUUUAGCUAAUGGGGCCUCGCACCACCGCCGCGCGAUUUCUGUUCCCAUCCUGAAGCAAAGUUCUUAACCCGAGGUACUAUUUCUGGGUUAGCGGAGUCUGUAACCUGAAGCAUCUGUAACCCGACGUACCACUUUAUACUGAUACAUCACAAUGUCUGAAGUAAGGAUGGAGCUAUGUAGAGGCAUUAGCUGGCUUCAUGGUUUUUCCUGCAUCACGAUUUUUGCCAGCGCCUGCACUUGUGAUUUGCUGGAGGCAAUGGAGAGCUGAGCAGGCAGAGAGAAACCUUGGCUGGCUUCGCGGUUUUUCCCACAUUGUGAUUUUUGCAAGGUACACACACACACACACACCAUGAUUCACAAUAUAUCGCCAGGUCAAAAAUUAUGAAACUGAUAUCACAAUAUGGACUUCAAACCAGUUUUGGACAAUAUAUCACCCAGCCCUACUGUAGGCGGUAUUACCCCUGGCAAGAUGUCAUGGACUGGCUGGUUGCAGAGGAAUGGUGGGAGGAACCAGCCGGGGAACCCCCAAGGGAAGAAGGCUCAGAGCCUGGGAAUUGGUGGUGGGACAACGAUGAGUGGUCAGAGGGAGAAGAGGGAGCAGACUGGGAGGAGGAGGAGGAGGUGUUGGAAGCUGAAGAGGUAACAGGGCUUAGUGAGCAGGAAGAGUCUGGGGCAGAGAGCAGUGCAGACUCUGAGGCUGAAGCAGAGGCUGGAGGGGAGGGGGACAAAAAGGCAGAGUGAAGACAGGCUGCUGAAGAAUCCAGGGAGUCCCCACUUCCUGCUGCGACCAGCUCCGCUCUCUCCUUGGUCUCCAAGAAUGCACAGAGCAAUGAAAAGAGUGGGGCAGAGAUGAUAUGUGUGCAGCCGCAGUUUGAGACUGUGUGGGGAGGCGAGGAGCCUUAGGGGUGGGAAGAUGGGGACAUCCAGGCCUUGCAAGUGCCUCAUUGGGGCAAGACCUCCUGGAAAGCGUUGCUGAAACCACUAGGCCCGAGCUGCAGUUUGUUUCCCUCAGUAACUAUUUACUUGAGUGCUUUAUUGUUUUUGCUGACAACCUACGCCUGACACAAGCCACUCAAAAACCAAAGACUUAUUCUGGCAGUCUGGGAGCACCGGUUGAUGUCGGCCGGAGGGGAGAGGGUGCGUGCAGGGGGUUGAAUUUGGUCUUUGACUCCACCGACGUUCUCUUUCAAACUGCAUCCCGGAAUAAGCACACGUCAGCCAACGAGGCUAUUAGCAUAAUCUUUAUGCUUAACAUUAUUAAAACCCACUCGCUCAGCGCAGUGUCGUUGCUCCCGUUAACAUCACUUCAAAACACUAAGAUUAUAAGGAGCCCUGCGGGUCGGAGCUGGUUUUGUAGCCGGGCUGGUGGAGGAAGCCUUGUAUUAUGGUCUGUAUGGCACAAGCCUGCAGUCCCCUCCCUCCCUGACUGUUUGCAACCUCCCCAGAGAGUGCCAAACACUCGUCUCUUUCUCACUUUUGUGGAAACAUUCAUAGCCCUGCCAGCUGUGGGAGUGGAAACGAGAGAAUGGAUGUAUUAUGCUCCCCUGUACUUCAGAUCAGAGGUGCACAGCGAAGGCAGCGUUUGUUCCUUCUACCCUGUUACAACCGCCCACUCGCCCUGCAAAGCUCAGGAACAGAAUAAGCACCAGAGGCCUAUCAAACGCAGCAUCCUGCGGCCAGCCCAAAGUCCUUGAGAUGCCCCACAAAGAGAACAGAACCGCCCUAGGCCUCUCCUGUUGCAGCAGCUGGAAUUCAGAAGCAUCAGUGCCUCUAAUCCCGCAGGGAGCAUUCAUCAUCCUGACUAGUAGCUGCAGAUAUAGUCUUCUCCUCCAUGAAUUUAUCUCAAUUCCCUUCUAAGGCCUUUUUGAGCACCACAUCUUCUUGUAGUAAGGAACAAGUGGACUGGGAAGAUUGUGGCUGGAAGGCUAUUGGUAUAGAUUAUUUUGCUCUGGUUGAAUUUAUUUGGGUGGGUGUGGGAUAGGAGGGUGUUUUUUUUUUAAAGAAGUAUUUUCAGAGUUGCAUCAUGUUCUCUCCAUCUCCCACAGCAGAAUGGGAUGGUAAAAACUUGAGCUGAUGGAACAUAUUGCUGUGGUCUGCAAAUGGGCGGUGCAAUUGAUUCUGUCUGUCCCCAAUCUAGAGAAGAUAAGGAGACUGUUAAUCUUAGGGUUGUGGGUUCGAGCCUCAUGAUGGGCAGCGAGAUUCCUGCAUUGCGGGGGUUGGACUAGAUGACACUCGUGGUCCCUUCCAACUCUACAAUUCUAUGAUUCUAGUGAGCUCUGUAGUUCAACAAUGUGAGGAAGUCUUUUUCUCUUUUCUGUCCUGAAUUUGCCGUCACCAUAUGGCUUCGUUGAAUGACCCUGGCCUCUAGAAUUACGAAAGAGUGGGGGAAAAUACAUAUUUCAUCCACUUUUUCUACACCGUACAUUACGUUAUGUGCCUCUAUUGUGUGUCCUGACUUUCUUUUUUCUAAACUAUAAAGUCCUAAAUCUUUUAGUUUUUCCUCGUAAUGGAUUGCUGCAGUCCCCUGGUCAUUUGGUUUCCCUUUUCCAGCCCUACAAUACUCUUUUUAGAGGCGCAGCAGCUAGUACUGUAAACAAUAUUCCCUUUUUUGUAAUUUUUUUAUUUAUAUUUUUCCAUUACAAUUUUUUAACAUUUCAUUGAAUAGAACUAUAUAUUCAUAAUCUUUAACUUUCCUCCACGCCCCUUCCAUUGUUCUCUUUAUUUACCCAUCACAACUGCAUAUUCUAAUGACCCCAUAUGUUCACAUUCUCUCCCUUGUAAACAGUAUUCCUCAUACUGUCCUGGUCUGAGACAUCACUCACUAUUAUAUAUUUUUGUUGUUGCUAUGGAAGGGGCAACGCAGGCCUCUUGAGCAACAGAAAUGCAAAAGUGACUCGAUUUAUGAACACCUUUGAGAGCCAGUGUGGUGUAGUGGUUAAGAGCGGUAGUCUCGUGAUCUGGGGAACCGGGUUCGCUUCCCCGCUCCUCCACAUGCAGCUGCUGGGUGAUCUUGGGCUAGUCACACUUCUCUGAAGUCUCUAAGCCCCACUCACCUCACAGAGUGUUUGUUGUGGGGGAGGAAGGGAAAGGAGAUUGUUAGCUGCUUUGAGACUCCUGAAGGGGAGUGAAAGGCGGGAUAUCAAAUCCAAACUCUUCUUCUUCUUCUUCUUCUUCUUCUUCUUCUUCUUCUUCUUCUUCUUCUUCUUCUCCCUGUGCCCAUUAAAAUAUUUGUGCUAUAAGAAGAGCAAGGCUGUGGGAAAGGGUGGACACUGGCUUUGAAUGGACGGGUCUGAAAGUAGCAGGUGCAAAAUGUAAAGGACGGCUUAAAUCUCCAUCUUUUCUGUCUGAUUGUCAGCCCGUGGGUGUUUCUGAUGGGCUUGUACCAAUGUGAAUAAACAUCAUCUCUCCCUGCUUUUUUUUUUUUUUUAAAGUUCUGUUAUGUAAAGUUCUUUUAAGAGAAGGGAGAAAGAUCUGGACACAUACUAUGUAGAGAGAGAGAGAGAGAGAGAGCACGCACAUGGUAGAAAUUUUGUGCAAGAAAAGUCAUUUUUCCUGGCUGCCCAAAUCUUGUAAUGCAAUCCUAGGCAUGUUGUUUUCAGAAUUAAGUCCCAGUGUAUUCAGUGGAGCUUUCUUCCGGGAAAGUGUGUUUUGAAUUGCAGGCAAAGGUCGUCCCACCCACAGUGAACCGAGUUCUGCAAGCUGCUUGCUGUAUAAGGCAAGGGCAUCUUGAAGGUGAAGCAGGAAAAAAAAAUCCUGCUUCUCUUGCUCAAGAUUAAGCAACCCUUCCCAGCAUGUUCUGAUCGAACGGCGCUAGAGAGUUAUAAAUCCAAAAAAAGGGGGGGGGAAUAGGAAGCCUCUUGCACAGAGAAUUUGCUUCUUCCUUGUUGCCGUACCUGCUUAUUUUCUUGAGCAAAUGGUUAAGCCAGGCAUUAAAUGGCUUGGCUGGUCCGCAAGCCCUGCUACGGCCAACUCCUUUGAGCAGAUUUACAGCCCUUUGUAUGCUGGUUGCUGCUUAUGUCUGCAGCUGCGUGAACGUCCCUAACCUCUAUUAACCUGCCAUGUCUGCUGCCUGCAGAUGUACCCAUUCAGCACUGACGCGGAAAUCCCAGCUGAAAAGGCAAAUGUUAAGACCUUGUAAAUGGAGUUGUAGACAAGGCUCACUUAUUCCGGGUGGGAAGAGCAAGUAGCUCGAAAGCUCGUGCCGUAAUAAAUAUAUUAGUUUCUAAGGCCCCAUCUGAUCUCCUGGUUGAAUCCAUACAUUCCCCCAACCCUCCUCUUUGCAAUCAAAGGAGGUUAACAAGACUAGCAAAAAGAAAAAGAAAAAAACAUACACUAUUUAGAAUUCAUUCCCAUAAUGUUCUGGGGAGCCAGAUGGGAGCCAUUUUCAGAGUGUAAUAGGUUUGCUUUGUGGGUUGUUGGGGUUUGGUCUGGUUUUUAAUCAGAAAUGCUGCUUGCUAGAAAUCUUCCCGUCUUUUCUUGUUUUUUAAGCACACGGGUUAAUCUUUUAAAAAUGUCUCUCGCAGGCCCGGCUCACCUGCAGAAAGAAUACCACUGAUUAAGGGUUAUGAUCCCUUGUGUGUGAAGCGAGCCUUCUAAAGAACUGCAUAAAAAUGUAACAUUGCUUCAGAAGUAAUCUUAGAAGUGGAGUGGGGGGGUGGAAAUACGUCAGCCAAUUUAUAGCUCUCUCUUGCUUUAAGACUCUGCUGCCUGCAUGGCCCACCAGCCAGGAUUAAGAUAUUGGAAGCGGGGGCUCAUGUCUCAGCUAAACUUGGAGCUUUCUUUCCCAGUGCUGAGCAGGAAAUUCUCCAUCCACCUAAUUGAGCUCUCUGCAAAAUGGGAGAAAGAGUGGUGGAAAUCUUUUUCUCUCUUGCUGAAAGAAAGGAAGAAAGAAAAACGAAUCGGAAACGUGAUUAAGGUUCAUCACCUAAUGCCUGGUGUGGGAAAAGUGAGUGGAGAUGCUUUUCAUUCUCCCGUCUCGAAACUACAAGGUCAUUCCAUGAAACUGCAUGGUGGGCGAUCAAAGCAGAAAACAGCGUCUUCCUCACACAGUAGAAUUGUAGAGCUGGAAGGGACCCCAGCUGUCCUGUGUGUCUGGAGGCAGUUGGAGGAUGGUUGGCAGCUAACAGAUUGAGGUUGAAUCCAGACAAAACAGAAGUACUGUUUUUGGGGGACAGGAGGCGGGCGGGUGUGGAGGACUCCCUGGUCCUGAAUGGGGUAACUGUGCCCCUGAAGGACCAAGUGUGCAGCCUUUCACUGGUAGGGAGAGGUGGGAGAGCUAUGAGAGAGGGAGGUUGAUGCAGUGCAGGCGAUCAGUUACACCCGUAUGCCCAUUCCAUGCUGACUGCCUCUCCCUUCAGAUAAGCAACAGUUACGCCCCUGCCAGGAAACGAGCUUUGUGGUUCCGCCCCACGGCAUGAGCUGUUUCUAAGCGUGCAAAGUUCUAAUCGUGGUUACUGGUCCUCAUGACCUGUUUGGGGGCUUAGAUGAUCUGCGAGAAGUGAGGUUACAGGGAACCAAGCAGAGGGCCUUCUCAGCAGUGGCACCCUCCCUGUGGAACACCCUCCCAUCAGAUGUCAAGGAAAUAAACAACUAACGGACUUUUAGAAGACAUCUGAAGGCAGCCCUUUAAUGUCAGGACCUGCCCAUAGUGGCUGUGGCAACCCAGUCAGAUGGGUAGCAUAACACUACUACUACUACUACUACUACUACUACUACUACUACUACUUCUACUACUACUACUAAUAAUAAUAAUAAUAGAUUCAGGUAGGUAGCCUUGUUGGUCUGACACAGUCAACAUAAAAAAAUAAAAAUAAAUUGUCCAGUACCACCUUAGAGACCGACGAAGUUUCUUCUGGGUAUAAGCUUUUGUGCGCAUGCACACUUCUUCAGAUACACAAUAAUAACAAUAGUUAUUAAUCAGGGUUCGGAUUUGAACAUUAGCAACCCACAAAGACCACAGGCUCAAGAUUGUCGCUGAAACGAAUCUAUACGUUUACUGGUGCUUCAUUGAAAGCGUACUGUUGCCUUCUCGUGAACUUUGAAGCCAAACUCGAAACAAUGAGCUUUCCUCUCGUACUUUCCCAAAGAGCCCCACCGACAACAGCAGGGGCCUGUUUGCAGCAACCAAGAGAGCAGCUGGUGUUUUGGAUGGGGGACUUUUUGUCUGGAAUGCCAAAGAACUAGCAGGCAGAUGGAAUUAACUUUCUUAAUUCCUCCCAUACCUCCUUUCUGGUAGAGGCUUGAGUUAAGUUGUGGGUGAACAUAUCAGACGACACAGCGAUUCUUCAAACAGCUCUUGUUUAUUCAUAGGCCAGAACUGAACUGAACUGAAGGGUUCAGCCAGCCUGCUUAUAUAGAGCUCCACUAGAACACAACAGUAACCAUUUUCUGUAACUAUCCAAUCACUGAACGUCACUUUCAAUCCCUUAUUUGCAUAUGUGGACCUGAGUGAAACCUAUCUACAGUAUCCUCCUUCUGGCCCAGGGUGAGAACUUCAGUACAUAACAGCUUUGCUGGAAAGAAGAUCCCAGCUUUGCUCCCCUGUCCCUUUCUCCUUGUGAAGCCACAGGGCAAAUGUCAGCUGUACCAGUGGCAAUCCUGCCUGGGAAGAGAGGUGUCAAGUUUUUCAGUUGUCUAGCCAGCAGGAAGAGGGUUGAAAUACCUUUGCCUUGGUGGUCUGCUUCCUGCUGGUAAUAGGACUUUGGCUUCAAGCUGGUCCACUGACGUGACCCAUAUCCAGCAAGGAAGCUCUUAGUGUUCUUUGCUCCUGUUUCCAGCUCUAGUUUUGAUAUUUGUUCAGUUCGUUACAGUUGAUUUUUUCCCUUUUAAUUCCUUCCAGAUGAGCACAAUGCCGGGACUUCCAACUAGGCCUUGUUUCUAUGACAUUGACCUGGACCCAGCGACUGGAGAAGUGACCGGCCUGUUCUAAAAUGAACUGACAGUCCAAAGUGAGUACUUCAUUGCUUGCUAUCCUGCAGGACUCCCCGCUUGCAACUGCUGGGUUUUUCCUAGCUCUGCAAUCACGCCUGGUCCCACCAUUCACUCUUCCCUGAAAUAGCGUGGAAGCCUUUUUUCCAUCAUGCAAUCCCUAUUCUGCAAUCCCAGGAACAUGCAUGUGAAAGAACUACAUAGUUGUUUGACCCACAUAACUCUAGAGAGCUGCAGUUGGCCAUCUAUUUUCUGCAUUUUUCAUCAUGGCUUGCGGUGCUAAGGACUAGUAACAUGAUUUCUUUUCUUUUUGUAGGUAUCCAAGCAAUACCAGUUUGGCGAAACCUGAAGAAGGUACCUCAAGGGGACACUAGGCAGCCUUUGGAAACAAAUUAGCCUGUGGCAUUUUUUUAAAAAAUAAUAAUCUGUAAUACUGUAUUUUUAAUUAGGUUGUCUACUUUUUAGUCACUACAGGUGAAAGUCUGCAUCAUGUUAAAUGCAAAGGGUGAUCACCAGAAUUAGUCAUAUUCAGGAGUAGAUCUAUGGACUUAACUCCAUUGAUUUCAGAGGGCCUACUCUGGCUAAUGUUGGCUAUCACCCAGAAACCUUUUAAAAUGGGUUCAAAACGUGGUUUUAAACAGUCAGUGAAAAGCAAUAUGCGGUUUUAACUAGGGUAGCAAACUUAUUAAAGACGUUUUAAUUGAUUAAUCACAUGAGUUUCGAUCUAUGCAGUAUGCAUAUGAGUAAACGGAAUAUUUCUAAGCAAAAGGUAGUAUUUUCUUUGUUAGUAGAUUGUAUGUGUCAUCUUUGGCAAUAUCAAAGAAGCGUUCUUUUGGAAAGAGAUGCUAGAGAAGGCUUCUUUUAGAAUGGUGUUUGCCUUCUGCACUUUUAAUAUUCGCAAUACUUUGUUAAAAAAUCUGCCCAGCUAAUUGGAGGAGAUCCUUUUUUGGGUUGGUUAAAAAAAAUGUAAUCAUGUAAUCCUAACUGAUUAAUCAGUUCAAACACUGCAGCCCUAGCAUCCUCUAUUAGUGCCUUAUGUACAAAAGUGUGUUUUUAACGUCUUAAAUCUUUGGUGUAAUUAUGAAUGCUAGUACAUUCCCAUGGAAUGGGGCAGUCAACUCUGCACAUAUCCCCAAGCUGCACAGCCCGUUCUGAAAUCAGCAAGGCAAUGCACAAUGGCAGAAGCACGCAGGCGGUAAGCCAGGUUCAAUCCCUUCGGUUAAAAGAAUCUCUGGAGGCAGGCCUGAGAAACUCCUGUGCCUGAGACCUUGAGUUCUUGCUUCUCAUCGUAGGCCAGGGUCAUCCAGUGCGGUGCCUUCCAAAUGAAGGAUGAACUACGACUCCCAUAAACCCUGGCCAUAGGCCAUUGCUGGUCGGGAUUCAUGGGCAUUGGAGGCCAGCAAAAAUCUGGAGGGCACUGCAUUGCCUAAGUUGUUAGUAGACAGUGCCUGCUAGUCACGAUGGUCGUAUACUACCUCCAGGAUCAGAGACGGUAUGAUUGUUAAACGCCAACUGCUGGAAAACAACAAUAGGGGAGUGCCGUCAUCCACGUAUCAUUCUGGAGGCCUUCCCACUGAGGCAGCUGGUUGGCCACUGUGGACAAACAGACCAGCAUUCUGACGGUGCAAAGGGUGCUUUGCAUGGUCUGUUGUUGUUUAGUCGUGUCCGACUCUUUGUGACCCCAUGGACCAGAGCACACCAGCACUCCUGUCUUCUACUGCCUCCCACAGUUUGGUCAAACUCAUGUUCAUAGCUUUGAGAACACUGUCCAACCAUCUCGUCCUCUGUCGUCCCCUUCUCCUUGUGCCCUCCAUCUUUCCCAACAUCAGGGUCUUUUCCAGGGAGUCUUCUCUUCUCAUGAGGUGGCCUACCCUAAUCAUUUAUUUACGCCUACCCUAAUCAUUGUCAGACAACAAGGAUGGCUGGGAACAAUGUGGACUUGUACGGUCAACCUUGAUGGCUUCUCGGGUGAUUGCAGAGGCAUCUGCUGCCGUAAGACACCUUGUUUGCCCGGGAUGUUCACCUGCACUGGGAAUGUACAAAAUACCUGAAUACCUCUCCUUUGAGUCCUUUUCUGACUCUCAGUCGUGCAACUCUGACAAAAGAAAUUAGAGAUGAUGGAUAGGAAACUUUCCUUGCUCCAUGCUUCUUUCUUAUUUCAUAAAAGGACAAAGUUCUUGGUUUUGCAUGCAGAAAAACAUCCCAGGUUCCAUCCACAGGUAGGGCUGGGAGAAAAAACCCUUUUCUGAAACCCUAAAGAGCCACUGCCAAUCAACGUAGACAGCGCUGAGCCAGAUGGACUGGGUCUGUAUAAGGCAACUUCCUAUGUUCCUGUGGGUUUUUUAAAACGUAUUUUUAAAUUAAUUUUGAAUAUAUGAACAUACAAUCAGCUUCAGUUCCCCAACCCAAUAACAACCCCAGCUAUGUACAGUUGCAUUAGUAACAAUAAAGUAAAACAUUGACUCGAUGGCUGCCGAUUUAUAAAGUGCUAUUCCACAGGCUCCCAUGUGUCUUGGGUGGUUCAUAUGCUUGUUCUUUCUUUGGUGCAAAUGAAAUAAUUCCUGUGGUUUUUAUGAUGGGUUUACUCCUGUUUGAAGUCCAGAUCCUGACCUCCAAGAGAGACCCAAAUUGGCCAGUGCUCUUUCCAUCUCCGUCAGCAUCGCUUAAGAGAAAUUUGCGUGCAGCCCUGAUUUUUCUUUUUUCCAGAAUCCGAAGUCCAAAAAUCCAACUCCAAAGGCUUUGCCUUCAGUGCUCCUUGGUGGGCACCUCUUUCUAUUUGUGGGGAGACUGGAUCUCCCACAUAAGACCUCAAGGAUGGGACUUUCCUCCCGCUUUGCCUUUUUAAUAGUUCCCUGGUGUUCACUGCCAAACCUUUAUUUCUUUUGUGCAACAUUCAUGUUUCUGCUCAAGUGAUCAAACAAGAUGCAAAAGCUGUUUCAAAUAAGGUUUGUCUCUCUCACACACACAGAGGAACAUCCUCUUUCCUCUCCCCCAAAAGAUAUAUUACUUCCUAAUGUGAAAAUGCAAUUGUUGCCAGACUUGUAAUUAACACAAAUAAACUGCUACAUCUUUGAAAAGCUCUCAGGUACUUGAUGAAUGUGCUGUGAUUAAUGUAGAGGAACUUGUUUUUAUUAUGAGUUCCAAAACUGUUUUGGGCAAGAGCCCUGGUUACUGGAAAUGGAUUAUAAAUGCUGCAAUAUUUGCUUCUGCAAUGCACCAACAUGGAUGGGGUUAAACCGGGGUCCUGAGUCUCUGGAAAGGGGAAAGGGAAAUGUUCACAUAUAGAAGGAAAUUCUAAGGCCAGACAUAUAGUCAACUGGAUUUUGAUGUAUAUCUGAGGUGUUUUCAUUGCCUGUGUGCCGUCGCCCUUCGUUCAAAGAGAUCGAGGGCAUACUACUUCUCAUUGAAACUCUUAUUAAAGCCUUCAGUUUAACUUAACCCUUAUACUCCUUACCUCCUCAACACCUACUGAAAAUAAAGCUGAAUUCAUUUUAGAUUAUUCUGUAGCUUAGUGGUGGUGCAUAUGCUUUACAGGUAAAAGAUCUCUAAACCACUGAGCCUCUUGGGCUUGCCAAUCAGAAGGUCGGCGGUUUGAAUCCGCACAACGGCGUGAGCUACCGUUGCUUUGUCCCAGCUCCUGCCAACCUAGCAGUUCAAAAGCAUAACCGUGCAAGUAGAUAAAUAGGUACCACUACAGCAGGAAGGUAAAUGGCAUUUAGACCUGCUGUCCACAUGACCCAGAAAGCUGUCUGUGGACAAACACCGGCUCCCUCGGCCUGAAGCGAGAUGAGCUCUGCGCCCCAUAGUUGCCUUUGAUUGGACUUAACCGCCCAGGGGCCCUUUACCUUUUGCCUUUUUAAAAGAUCUCCAUUUCAAACCAUGGCAUCUCUAGCUAAAAAGAUCAGGGUUGGAGGGGAAGGGGAAUACCUUUCUCUGAGACACUGUAGAGAUACUGCCAGCCAGAGUGGGAAAUACUGAGCUCUAUGGACAAAUAGUCUGACCUGGUGUAAGGCUGUGCUCUACAUCGGGGGUGCCAAAACCUGUGGUCCUCCAGGUGUUGAAUCACAGCUGCCAUCAUCCCUAGCAAUUAGCCAUCCUGGCUGAGACUUAUGAGAGCAACCUCUUUAGUGUGGCAGCUUCUCCACCCCUGUUCUGCUCGCAACUGAAAGCAUAUUCCUUACCAUUUUACUACCCAUUCACUCAGUUUGCAAAUGUCCUUUUGGAGCUGUUUGCAAUCUCUCUUUGUUUCACUGACUGAACUAUGCAGUAUGAUCAGCAAACUUGGCCACCUCACUGCUCCUAAUUCUUUAUGGUUUAUGAACAAGUUAAAAAGCAUGGGUCCCAAUACCGUGCCUGGUGUUUUGUAUGUGCCAUAGAAGUUCACUCCAUUGGUUAAUCUAACCAUAGGAAACAACUGUGUAGAAGAGAGAGCUUUUACUUGGCAAACACCAACACACCCACAAGCUGUUGGCAGUUGCUACAAGAAGUAUUCACUCUCUGAGCCCAGAGAGGGUUCUUUGCUUUCAAAGUCCACAAGGCAAGUACUAAGUUGAGAUGCUUUCAAAGUCCUGCAACUUCCAGAGUUCUCUUGAGUCCAGAAGACUUGUAAGUUGUCCACCUUCUCUCAGAUGAGCUCUUCUCAAAGCUUCCACAGUUCCAUAAAUUUCUCCAACAGUCUUCACAAGUCUCCCCUACGUCCCAACAAAGAAUACCAUAACCAGAGCCCUUUACGUACCUAAUGCUAUGUGCUAGUUUGCCAAGCAACUCAGAUAAGACAGUCACAGGAUGCUUUGCUGAGUUGGAAGGGACCACGAGGAUCCUCUAGUCCAACCCUGGCAAUGCAGGAAUAUUUUGCCCAACAUGGGGCUCAAACCCCCAACCCUGAGAUUUAAGAGUCUCGUGCUCUACCUACUGAGCUAUUGCCCACCCAUGUCAAGUGCACACCCAGGCUGGCUUCUAUGCAGUGUGUUAUGUGGGCAUAGAAUGCAGAAAGGGGCCAUAGCUCAGGGGCAGAGCAACUGCUUUACACACACAAAGUCCCAGGUUCAAUCCCACGUAUCUCAAGUUAGGUCUGGAGUGGGAACAUCCCAUGCUUGAAGUCCUGGCGUGCAACUACCAGGCAGUGUUGACACUACUAAGCUAGGAGGACCAGUGAUCUUACACGGUAUAAGGCAACUUCUGGUGCUCCUAAGUUCUGUAGUGGUGGCAAACCAAAAAAUUCUGGAGUUGCUUUCACAAGGGAGGAGCCCCUGUGUAGGCGAAAGGCUUGCUAUAUACAGCCUAGCUAUUGGGACACGGGUGAUGCUGUGGGUUAAACCACAGAGCCUAGGACUUGCCGAUCAGAAGGUCAGCGGUUCGAAUCCCUGCGACAGGGUGAGCUCCUGUUGCUCGGUCCCUGCUCCUGCCAACCUAGCAGUUCGAAAGCACGUCAAAGUGCAAGUAGAUGAAUAGAUACCGCUCCAGUGGGAAGGUAAACGGCGUUUCCGUGCGCUGCUCUGGUUCACCAGAAGCGGCUUAGUCAUGCUGGCCACAUGACCCGGAAGCUGUACGCCGGCUCUCUCGACCAAUAAAGCGAGAUGAGAGCCGCAACCCCAGAGUCUGCCACGACAGGACCUAAUGGUCAGGGGUCCCUUUACCUAUUGGGAAGAAGGAAAUUCAUGCAACAAUUAGUUUAUUGUCUUACCUGUAAAGAGCUUUGAAGCUUAAGAUGUUUCAUGUUCCCUUUAAACCCCCCCACCCCCAUUUUUAAGCAUUGUGUUCAAGCAAUGACAGCUGAUAGGGGUCUCCAAGGCAAAAGGAACCAACUGUUUUGGUGUCCUCCUGAGGUAGCUAUUCUGCAUGCAAUGUGCUGUACCCUGAGAGACUGGUAACUGGUGUGCUAUGAGGAAUAAAUCACGAAAGACUCCUGCGCCCGGCCACCAAGGAGGCUGUUGCACGCCUGUGUGAUUUAUUGCUGUCCCUUUGCCUGCUCCCAGUCAUUCUUUACUCACAGCGAAGCCAUAAGCUCAUCCGUCUUCUACAGCUCUGUGCUGGAAAUUAUCUGAACGGGCGCUCUCUGGGUGCCGAGAUUGCAGCAGAAGUCCCUCUCGUCCAGUAUGUUGUCUCUGCAUAAAUCACUAUUAGAGCACCCCCUUCCAAACAGCGUUGCACACCCAGAACAAAAGGGUCGUUAGCAGAGGGGCUGUAGAGGUUGUGCUUUGCAAGAUCAGGCAGCAGGUGCUGGGAAAGACCCUAUAGAGCUGCGGCCAGCCAGAAUAGAUUGUACUGGGCUAGAUCAAUAGUUUGAACUGGUAGAAGGCCACUUCUUCUGUUUUCAUGUCCCUAUGUGGGAAGCUAGUUCUUCUUGCACAACCCAGCAGGUUUUUUUUGGGAGGAUCAUAGAGUUGGAAGAGACCCUGAGGUUCAUCUAGUCCAGCCUCCUGCAGGAAUAUGCAGCUGUCCCAUAUGGGGUUUGAACCUGCUACCUUGGCAUUAAUAGCACCAUGCUCUAACCAACUGAGCUGUAAGGUGGUGUAAGAAAAGUGAAGAGUACCUCUCAAUUUCUUCUUCUACUUCUUUGAAAAAUGGUGUACUACCCAUUGGGAGUGUUACUACUGAGCUGAAUCCUAGAACAAUAGGAUCCAGAAUGCAGCAGUCCAAUUGGUCCGCAGGAGCCACCCAAUCCAGUUCCAGGUGCAAGUGAAUCAGUGACCUGAUUGGCCUGCAGGAACAGCCAAUCAGACUUCCGGAGGAGGUGAAUACGCAACCUGAUUGGCCUACAGGAGCAGCCCGGAAUUAGCCAAUCAUGCAGGGCCCAUUGUGUAAAUAAUGUAUAUGUAGCUAGACGUUUUGGGAAAAGAUUCAUUCUUUGCUACUAUGAGCUGAAUAAAGAGCAUGAAAUUCACACUCAACUCCACGAGUAUAUUUCAGGGGGAAAGUGUCCUAAGUUUUAGAGGACGCAACAGGUAGAAAAAUAAGUGGUCCGCCAUGACCGGCAGCUAUUCUCAAGUGGUCCAUGUGGGGGAAAGAGUAUGGGAACCGGUAAUCUAGGGUGCAUUCACAAUUAAACAUUUCCACCCCUCCAGUUACUUAACCAAGGCUUUCUGCCAUUCUAUGGGUCUGUACUGAGAAUUGCUAAAUCGGAAUCUCCAUUCAGCCACAAACUUGCAAUUGAAGAAUAGUGGCAGAGAGUUUACUCUUACCAACGGCACACGUACAAAUUUGUGUUAAGCCGUGGGUCUCAGGUUUUGAGAAGGGUCCCUUGGCAGGGGCAUACAAGACACCUCGGGGAAAGGGAGUGCAAAUUUCCAGGAAGGAAGAGGUUCCAGAGGGAGGCAAUUUGGAGACAAACUCUCUUUGCGGCAUCAUUUAACUCUGCAAUCAGCCAAAACGCUCCGUUAGCCAAGCUAGCUGCAGAUGAGCAGAUAGGGAGAUAGGACUCAUCUCUUGGGCCAGCUCAUCCGUUGCAAAGGAUUUAACUCUUAUUAGGACAUUAAUCCAUAUUAUCUUUACAAGGCCAAGCAAAAUAUUACAAGAUGCUGUGCAAGCUUUCACGUUCUCUUAUUCGGGGUUGCUGGUAAACGAAGAGGAGAGGAGAGGAAGGAACUUGCUAUUGCUAAGUUCUGGAGAUCUGUAAGCACAGAUUGAUUAGCAGUUGGGUUUACAUUGCUUGGGAACCGAAUUCUUAUGGAAAAAUCGACUGGCAAAGAUACAUUGACAAAGCAGCAAUGAAAAUUCUGGUAGGUUUUCUGCAGCUUGCUCCAGUUUUACAUCAUACGCACAUAAAAAGGCAACAUGAGCACAGACCACCUGCUUCUUCUGAGGAAAUGGAAAUACACUUUUUCUGAAAGAGGGAAAUUGUUUGUAUUAUACCGACUAAUUUGUUUGACAAGAUGCUGCACUCUUUGAGGGGCAUUCUGUUUGUUAUAUCUCUCUGUGUAUAAUUUAUUAAUUUAUUAUAAUUAUUAUUUAUUCAAUUUAUAUACCACCCUUUUUCAGAAGAUCCCAGGGUGGUGUACAACAUUAAAAACACAUUACAGAACAUCAGUGGUAAAAUAAUAAUAAAGACAGACAACCUAUCAUACAUAUUAAAAGUAAGGCGAAUGGCAGAGAUUUACAGUUAAGGAACGAUAAAUGUAUUUACGAGGUAUGGUUGCAAUUCAGAUUGCUAAGAAUGUCGUCUGCCCAUUUCCCUACAAAACGUUGAUCAUUUUUCCUACAUAGGCAGUUAUCUUUCUACAAGGGCUGACAUGGAUGCCAAAAUCCAGCAUCAUCUGAGCUCUGGGAGCGCAGCGUUCUCCUGAUGGAAGUGCAGAGUGUUUGAGGACCGGGACAUUCGCAGGGAAACCAAAAUGCUUGUUUACAAAGCUAUUGUCCUACCAAUCUUACUGUACGCUUGUGAAACAUGGACCACGUAUAAACACCAUCUCCAACUCCUCAAAAGAUUCCAUUAAUGGUGUUUCUGAAAAAAUUUACACAUCACUUGGGAAGACAGGUGAACAAAUGCACUGGAAGAAGUGAAGAUCACCAGUGUCAAAGCAAUGAUUCUUCAACAUCAACUUUGUUGGACUGGUCAUGUUGUUCAGAUGCCUGAUUAUCAUCUUCCAAAGCAACUACUCUAUUCCAAACUUAAGAAUGGAAAACGAAAUGCCAGUGGACAACAAAAUAGGUUUAAAGAUACUCUCAAGGCAAAUCUUUAAAAAUGCAGUAUAAGCAUGGAUAAUUGGGAAACACUGGCCUCCUGUUGGAGAAUAGCCUCUCCCAAAGGUGUCGUGGACUUUGAAGACGCUCAAACUCAGGACAAAAGGAGAAACGCGAUGAGACGAAGGCACACUUGGCAAACCCUCACUGUGAUCAACUCCCGCCCGGAAACCUAUGUCCCCACUGUGGAAGGGUAUGCGGAUCCAUAAUUGGCUUCCACAGUCACUUACAGACACACUGUUAAGACCAUAUCACAAUCUUACUCGGUUAUGAGUGAUCGCCAAAGAAGAAGUUCAUGAAUUCUUUCUCCAGGCCAAAACAGAGCCUCCUUGUCAGGUGCAGGCUACCAGCAGAAAAGCUAGAUUAUAAGGGUUUUGUGUUAUGGAGAAUCAAGGCAAUCUUAACAAAAAGAAAGUGGGGGUUAAUUUAAGGUGGUGUGCUAAACAGAAAAACUAACAGAAUCUGUUAGAGUGCUUCUUCAGAGAAAGGGAUCCCAUAGGCUUCUGGAAUAUGCUGGACUACAACUCCCAUCGUGCAUGGCUAUUGGCCACACUGGCUGGGGAUGAUGGGAGUUGGGAGUCCAACAGCCGUUGGCGGAAUGCCAUAGGCUCCCCCUCCCUGCCUCAUAGAAUGAAGUCCCAUCUCCAGAUACCCCACAUUUCCUGCAUCACAGGGGGUUGGAAUAGAUGGCUCUUGGGGUCCCUUCCACCUCUACAAGUCUGUGAUUCUACGAAAUAUCCUCUUCCUUCAGGCUAGGAUCGCACUGCUGAAUGGCCGACUUUGGCAUUCAGCUUGAUAAAGCUGGUGUUUUCAUUAAAGGGUUUAAUCUGGAAUGCAUCCCCAAUGUUUGCAUGAGUCGCAAUGGUGGGGGAACCCAUAGCAUAUCAACCAGUCUGAAGACAUUAGUAUUGCAAUCACCGGCUGCAUCUGUGCAGGCCUGGCCUCUUGGACUCGUUUCCCAUGUGCGGGAAGACAGCCAAGACAAAUUGGAUUCCUUUGAUAACGUUCAGACUGGACCAGCUGCUACUGCAUAAAGGCCUAAGCCAAGAUGGCGGCGUUCUAUCUCCCGUGUGAGAGGAAGGAAGACUCUGAAUGCCAGUUGGUGGUGCUUCGAUUUAUUACAUUUAUAUGCCACUUUCCAUUCAAAUGGGUCUCAAAGUGGCUUACAAGCAAUAAAUAACAAUAACAUGCUGGCUAGAACAUAACAGAACGUCACAAAUACAGAAUAAACUACCGUAUUUUUUGCACUAUAAGACUCACUUUUUCUCUCCUAAAAAGUAAGGGGGAAUGUGUGUGUGUCUUAUGGAGCAAAUGCAGGCUGCGUAGCUUUCACUGCGCAGUGAUCUCUCUUGCUGUUCUGGUUUCUGAGAUUCAGAAUAUUUUUUUUCUUGUUUUCCUCCUCCAAAAACUAGGUGCGUCUUGUGGUCUGGUGCGUCUUAUAGAGCGAAAAAUACGGUAAAUCAUCAGUAAAACAAUUGCAAUCUAUAAAGCACAAAGCAACAACUUAAACAAUAAGCCAUAUUAUAUUAUUAACAAAUCAAUUCAGCAUUUAUAAUCUAUAACACAGGGGUCAGCAAACUUUUUCAGCAGGGGGCCAGUCCACGGUCCCUCAGACCUUGUCGGGGGCCGGACUAUAUUGGAGUGGGUGGGUGGGAAUUAACGAAUUCCUAUGCCCCACAAAUAACCCAGAGAUGCAUUUUAAAUAAAAGGACACAUUCUACUCAUGUAAAAACACGCUGAUUCCCAGACUGUCCACGGGCCAGAUUUAGAAGGCAAUUGGGCUGGAUCCGGCUCCCAGGCCUUAGUUUGCCUACCCAUGCUAUAAAACAAUAUUAACCUUUAGCCAGAUCCAGCAGGGCUUCUUAUGUUGUUGACAAUGGAGUGUGCCUCGGGGGGUGAAGUCAAACUGCUGCGUUAGGAGACCAGUUUGGGGCACAAGCCUGGGCAGUGUAUAUUUAGGGAGUCCUGGGCUGCCCAAAGGACAAGACCUGCCUCUCAGCGCUCGUGGUGUGGUCCAAAGGAAAGCAGAGCAGUAUGUUUGGCACCAGCUUGGCUGUAGCAGUUGCAGGAAGGAGACACACGAGGCACCAUCCAUCCAUCUUAGGGACUCCAUUCUGGAUUUGUGGAGGGUUUAAUCCUUAGCCUUUUCGUCUCUCCAAUAUGUCCCCCAAGGCAGCGGAGGUUUAGGAUCAGAGUCUUCCUUCUCCUCGAUGGGCUACCUUCCCAGGCUGACGAGCCCCAUGUGCCUCUUGUUCAUAAACACCCCAUCAGAAUCCCCAAAUGCUUGUGUAAGUCGCAUCUCCCAUUAGCCCUGGUCACCGGGGUUUCCUGGUUGGAGCAGAUGGGAGUUGGAGUCCCACAACAGCUGCAGGGCCACAGGCUCUGUAUCCUUGACCUCAUGGAUGUUCUAAACCAGGCUCCUCCAGUCUGAUGUUGUCCAGAUGUUGAGGACUACAAACCCCAUCGGCCCCGGCCAGCAUGCCCAGUAGACAAGGAUUCUGGUGGCUGUCGGGAGUCUGCAAAAUCAAGAGGGCACCACUGCAGGUGUGGAAAAACGCCUGGAGGUGAAGAAUAACAGGACAGGUACCCAGACUUGUCUCAAACAGAUACAGUGGGCAGUCAUGGGAUAGAGCACUGGCUGCCAAUUAGUUUCCGGGCCCAGUUCAAAGCGCUGUUUUUGACCUAUAAAGACUUACACAGCUCAGGCGCUCAAUACCUUAAGGAACGUCUGUCUCCGAACACUGAGUUUGUAAUCUCUAUAUCCCCACCUCCUUGAGAGGUUUGGAGGGUGGCAGCGUGAGACGGGGCCUUUUCUGCAGUGGCUCCCCAACUAUGGAACACUCUCCCCAGAGGUGAAAAUAUUCCUCUUUACCCAGGCCUUCGGUUACUGAAUAAUCUAUGGCCUGUUAAAUGUGCGAGAGACUGUUAUUAUGAUUACAUGGUUAUUAUGAUGUGUAUUAUGUUUUCAUUAUUAUGCUGAGUAAAUUAUGUUCUUAAUGUUGUACACCGCCCUGGGACCUUUGGAUAAAGGGAGGUGUAUAAAUUGAAUAAAUAUUGUAGUAACCUGACUGCACUAUAAAGGCUGGUUCACACAUUCGUGUUUGCCAGCUGGUGAAAAUAAGGCACAGUAACUUGCAGAUGUGAAUGGGGCCAUCAUUGCUCUGACACAAGGGAGGCAGUGCUCAUACCCUGAACCAUCACAAACACCCCCAUGUUUGAGGGAAGGGGAAGGCGCUAUCUCUGCGUGGAGAAGGUGUCAGGUUCGAUCCUCGGAAGAAAUAGUUUUGCUUUUUUUUUUUUACAAAGGAUCCGGUAUGAGACGAUGGGAAAGGCUCUCCGCCCAGACCCUGGAGAGCCAUAUGGGGGCUUCAAACGGACACACAGCACUUCCCUCCAGCGCCCUCAGAGAAAACAACCGACGCGCGUGCGAACGUGUGAACCUGCGCCCUUGCUGCACUAUGCGGAAGAGAAGCGCGCGUUUGCAGGACAUGCGUUAUGGGAAACGUUUCCAUCUUUCCACGCAGCAGCGACACCUGCAUGUUUCCAGGGCACGUAGGUCUGGUUCGUCACCUAUACGCUAGUUUCUUGGCGGGGGGGCCAACCCGGCGUCUGUUAAUCCGAAUUAAGGACCGGGGGUGGGCGGCACUUUUCCUCCUGCAUUUGCCGCGACCCGAUCCUGGGCGGGGAGCUUCGCCUUGGCGCGCCGAGGGGGCGCCCGAAGGACGGCUCCCCGCCUCCUCUCCCCUCCCCGCGGCCGUCCAGUGGGCGGAUCUCGUCGGCGCCGCGGCAGGAGGAGAGCGCGAGCGGCGGGCAGGCAGGCAGGCAGGACGGCAGCGCGGGCGAGGCGCGGGGCGCGGCGGCCGGAGCGCAAGGUGAGCCUGGCGGGGCAAGCGAUCGCCCCGGGGAAGCGGUUGCACAUUGCCAAGGCGGGAGCGGGGAUGCAGAUCCGGAGCGGGCGGCCAGGCAGGCAGGCAGGCGAGCACCGAGGCAGCAAGCGCGGAAUCCCGCUGCAGCAAAUGCCCGGGGGUGCAUCGCGCACGGCGGCCCGGGAGUGCCAAGCGCCCGGGAGGAAGAGGGGCGGGACGGGCGAGCAGCCGCAGGCAGCCCCCACCGGUGCAACGAGGGGGAGCGCGCGGCGUGCAGAGCCGCGGAGGCGUGCAGCAGCAGCAGCAGCAGCAGCGUGCGCGCUGGGGGCUUGGCGGUGGGGAUGUGCGUGCCGGGCGCCUUGCAAGCGCGAGGCUUUUGCAGCUGCACAAGGGCAGCGCGCCCGCUUGUUCUGCAAAGAAAGGCGCCCCUCGAAGCUGCAAGGCGCGCCCGCUCCCAGGCUCCGCAGCCGGGAUGAGGAUCGCCUGAGCGCCAGCAACAACGAGGUGCAGGUAGUAGCAGGUUCCCCUUAAAUGAUAGGCAGUAUUUGGGGUGGGGGGAGUGAUUAAAAAAGAAAGAGCGGUGCAUAGCCCAGGUCUUGGUCCGCGUAAGCCGCUUGUUAGAGAUUUCGACGAUUAAGCGGCAUACAAAUUUUUCAAAAGGGAGAUAUGCAAAUCUUCACGCGGCCAACCUGAGCAUGGUCCCUUGGGGCAAAGCGAAGGGCUCCUUCUCAGCCUCAGUGACUUGUCUGUAGAAUGGGUGCCUCGGGGAUCUCUUGCCCGGUGGUUUGGAAAGGUCUUGCUGGUUCCCGGAGUCGGUGCUGGCAGCUUCAAUCCUUUGUCUGAAGAACAGGUGGAAUUGUAGACUGGCACACUUUCUGUGAAUCGAGAGUCAGCAGUUCUGACUGCAGGUAUUCGGGGCUACCUUUACGACGUACCUUUAAAAUAAAAUUUUAAAAUCCCACUUAAUGGAGUCCUGCAAAAAUGCUGGGUUUGCAGUACAGAAACUACCUUGUAGGGGCUUGUCGCUCUUGUGAGCGGCGUCAGAUUUUUGCAAAUCAAAUUUGCAUGCUAUUAUAUACAUUAGACAUGCACAAGGCAGCUUGUGUUUUGCAGGGUUUGGCUAAUUGAUUUAAAAGGUUAUCUGGCUUAACCGGGUGUCAAUUUUUUUAAUAUAUGUAUAAUACACCCAUAUUGUGGUGCCUGGCAGGUAGCAGCUUAGAAUGCCCCCCCCCCCCGUUUUUCUUGAAUAGAGGAAAUAAUGCUUUCAGUGGAACUUGAUGUGACAGGUGGAAAUCAUUUUUUAUCCUGGCCUUUAACACCUGUGACAGGUGUUUCCACCCUAUUCCUGUGACUGUAAUUUGUUUUAACUGUUUUCAAUACCCCUUUCUUAAAAAAAAAACCUUCCAAACUAUUGUUCAUUCAUUUGCAAAUAAAUACCAAUGUAAUCAGAUAACGAGGUUGUAGGAUUGACUAACAUUUCUUUCACCCUGGGGUUGUGCUUGCAGAAAAAUACACGAUAAUGGCUGUCACUGCAACUCCCCCUUUCUCUCAGUGCAAGGACUGCUAAAAACGUUCUUUGCGCUAUAUGGCUUCAUUCUGUGCUCUGGCUUUCUUCUCUGCCACUGGCUGCUUUUUUUGCAGCUGGCUCCGUGUACCGAGUUCCGAUCAAGACAUGCAAAGAACUUCCCCAGUGGUCGUGUAGAAUGGGUGGAGGUACUUAACAUUGUUGUUGUUUAGUUGUGUCCGACUCUUCGUGACCCCAUGGACCAGAGCACGCCAGGCACUCCUGUCUUCCACUGCCUCCCGCAGUUUGGUCAGACUCAUGUUUGUGGCUUCGAGAACACUGUCCAACCAUCUCAUCCUCUGUCGUCCCCUUCUCCUUGUGCCUCCAUCUUUCCCAACAUCAGGGUCUUUUCCAGGGAGUUCUUCUCUUCUCAUGAGGUGGCCAAAGUAUUGGAGUCUCAGCUUCAGGAUCUGUCCUUCCAGUGAGCACUCAGGGCUGGUUUCCCUAAGAAUGGAUAGGUUUGAUCUUCUUGCAGUCCAUGGGACUCUCAAGAGUCUCCUCCAGCACCAUAAUUCAAAAGCAUCAAUUCUUUGGCGAUCAGCCUUCUUUAUGGUCCAGCUCUCACUUCCGUACAUCACUACUGGGAGAACCAUAGCUUUAACUAUAUGGACCUUUGUUGGCAAGGUGAUGUCUUUGCUUUUUAACAUUGGGCACCUUUAAUGAUGCAGUGUCAGACUGGGACCUGGGAAACCAGGGUUCAAAUCCUCCAUUCAGCCAUGAAUCUCACCUUUUUGGGUCUAGUUCACACACGCAUUUACAUUGCUAGAUUUCUCUGCGCUCGGUGGCUGUGUGAACUGGCUCCCAUUGCGAGUGGCAGGGACACACUGCAUCAGAAUGGUGCACAACUUUCACCAGUGGUCUUCAGGUUUGUCCCAUGGCACAUGCUGAUCACCAGUGGAAGCUGACGUCAGUGGCUGCUAAUAUGUAGGCAUGGACCUUGCAUCUUUCUCGCGCCCUCUCUUUUCUUUGCAGACUUUCUCGUGUUUCUGAUCAUAGCAAGUUCAAGCCCAACGGCGUCGAGAGCUGCUAUCACAGCUCGGCCGGCUUGCUCCAGAACACAGGUUCCUUCUUCUGGGAACAGGCUUGAACUUUGCCAUUCUAACAGAAUUGCUGCUUUCUCAAAUACUAUCUGCCCAUGUGGAACCAUUUAAAUAGAGCGGGUGGAAUUCAGCGCUGCACUGUUGCACUUGUUCCGGCUUUCACAAGCAAUUUCAGCUGGCCAGUGCUGUCCUGGUCAUUCUCCCCGCACCAAAAGAGUGAAUUUCACAGGGAGGGGGGAGCCUGGUUUUGAGAGCAGAAGUUUUUCCGUAGGGCACCUGCCAAUGGAGGUGAAUCCCGCCGAGUAUACGUACCGUAUUUUUCGCUGUAUAAAACGCACUUUUCUCCUCCUAAAAGGUAAGGGGAAAUGCGAGUGCGUCUUAUGGAGCGAAUGCAGGCGGGAGGCUCUGCUCAGCGCACCCUUUAAAGAGCCGCGUGGAGCGUGUGUGCGGCUCUUCGGGGCUUUUCCCCGAGGAGGGAGAAGGGCUGCCCUGGCUUCUGGGAUUCAAAAUAUUUUUUUCUUGUUUUCCUCUUCCAAAAACUAGGUGCGUCUUAUGGUCUGGUGCGUCUUAUAGAGCGAAAAAUACGGUAAUUGGUUUCAUAAGGUGCCUCUUUAGAGCUAGACAUGGUGGUUAGAAUACCAGACUCGGUCUGUAGAGAGAGGGAGCAGGAGGAGAGAGAGAGGCAGGUUCAAAUCCCCACUAAGCCAGGACUGGGUGACCUUGAGCCAGUCACCAGCCUACCUCAAAGGUUUGUUGUAAAGGUAAGUUGGGGGGUGCAGGUGGCGCUGUGGUCUAAACCACUGAGCCUCUUGGGCUUGCCGAUCAGAAGGUCGGCGGUUCGAGUCCCCGCGAUGGAGUGAGCUCCCGUUGCUCUGUCCCAGCUCCUGCCAGCCUAGCAGUUCGAAAGCACAUCAGCGCAAGUAGAUAAAUAGGUACCGCUGCAGCGGGAAGGUAAACAGCAUUUCCAUGCACUCUGACUUCCGUUGCAGUUGUUUGGCUUCGCCAGAAGCAGUUUAAUCAUGCUGGCCACAAGAACCGAAAAGCUGUCUGUGGACAAACGCCGGCUCCCUCGGCCUGAAAAGCGUGAUGAGUGCUGCAACCCCAGAGUCACCUUUGACUGGACUUAGCCGUCUAGGGGUCCUUUACCUUUUACCUAAGCAUGGGGUAGAAAUAGAGGUAGUAAUAAUAUUUAGGUUUAUACAGCACAACAAGCUUCAGGUCAUUGGUGGCUCGCCACAAAUUAGCCCAGGGCUGAAAUCUUUUUCAGGCACAAACUACACAUGUAUAGUUGAUUGCAUAGACUUUCCAAACGGACUUGGGUUUUUAUAGAAAGGAAGUCAUAGACAGAUGAACUUAUGUUGCAGCAAAUCUUCAUAGAAUCAUAGUAUCGUAGAGUUGGAAGCAGGGUGGAUAAAAAUCAAGGUUUUUGGUUUGUUUUUAAACCAAACUAACAGAUUUUUUAAAAUUUGAAACAGAUUUUUUUAUUUAAAUCAGAUUUUUUAAAUUUAAAACAGAUUUUUAAAAUAAAAUGCUUUUGGAGGAAAUAUCUUUCUAAAGAUUUUCUAUUUAAGUUACAUUAUAGUGCAAAGGCUAUUCAUCAGGAAAUAAGGAUUUGUUUUAAGUUUUUCAUGUGUCCUAAAAACUCAGUCUAAGUUGUUUUAAAAAAAUGUUCAGCCACAUCAGUUAACAAGCAUGGAUACAUAUGCUAUAAUGUUAUUGUUUUAGUUAAAUAAAUUGUUAUGAAGGAAAUGAUUAUUUUUCUCGUUCCAAUAAAGUACAGCAGAGCAGUUGUCAAAAUAUAAACAGUUCACUUAUUAAACCUCACCAUAAUUUCAUCAUUAUCGGUCUAUGUAUUUCUAAGAGUAUCACCAAAUCAGUAAUUUUUGAUAGAACUGUAAAAACAACUCUGAAAAUUUAUUAUUCCAAAAAUGAAACCUUCAUCUAGUUGCAAAUAUUAAGGUGGUACCAGCAAGAAUGAGUCUUUCUGUAAAAAAAAAAAGAGAUAUAAAUCAAGUCUUACUGACUAGUGAUUUAAAUCAUUAGCCAGUAAGACUUGAUUUAAAUCUUCUUUUUUUAACAGAAAGACUCGUUCUUUCUGGUAUCACCUUAAUAGUUGGUUAAACAUUUGGUUAAACACUUAAGAUGUGUUUAAACAUUUCAAAUUCACCCUGGUUGGAAGGGACCCCUAGGGAUCAUCUAGUCCAACCCCCUGCAAUGCAGGAAUCUCAGCUAAAGCAUCCAGUACAGAUAACCAUCUAACCUCUGCUCAAAAACCUCCAAGGAUGGACAGCUCUUUAAGUUGAAGUCACCGCUAGCGAAUGUGCGCAGCUAUCGUUGGAGUCCACUGGCCUGAUCUUGCGUUGACCUGAAGGCAGGAGGAAUGUUUAGAUGGGGCAUCUUGUUUUACUGCAGCCACCCGCAACGUGGAUAUUGUUGUCCUCCAGACUCCCAUCAGGCCUUGCCAGCGCGGCCAACGGGCAAGGAUGAUGGGAGUUGUAGUCCCAAGAGGGUGUCGGAUAUCACCAGACCAUGGUCCCAUCUGCCGCAGCCCUCUCUGCUCCCUGAGAGAGGUUUGAGGCGCAGGAUCCUUCCCCAAACAGCUCCCAUGUUGUUAUUUAGUCGUUUAGUUGUGUCCGACUCUUCGUGACCCCAUGGACCAGAGCACGCCAGGCACUCCUGUCUUCCACGGCCUCCCGCAGUUUGGUCAAACUCAUGCUGGUAGCUUUGAGAACACUGUCCAACCAUCUCGUCCUCUGUUGUCCCCUUCUCCUUGUGCCUCAAUCUUUCCCAACAUCAGGGUCUUUUCCAGGGAGUGUUCUCUUCUCAUGAGGUGGCCAAAGUAUUGGAGCCUCAGCUUCAGGAUCUGUCCUUCCAGUGAGCACUCAGGGCUGAUUUCCUUCAGAAUGGAUAGGUUUGCUCUUCUUGCAGUCCAUGGGACUCUCAAGAGUCUCCUCCAGCACCAUAAUUCAAAAGCAUCAAUUCUUUGGCGAUCAGCCUUCUUUAUGGUCCAGCUCUCACUUCCAUACAUCACUACUGGUAAAACCAUGGCUUUAACUAUACGGACCUUUGUUGGCAAGGUGAUGUCUCUUCUUUUUAAGAUGCUGUCUAGGUUUGUCAUUGCUUUUCUCCUAAGAAGCAGGCGUCUUUUAAUUCAUGACUGCUGUCACCAUCUGCAGUGAUCAUGGAGCCCAAGAAAGUAAAAUCUCUCACUGCCUCCAUUUCUUCCUCUUCUAUUUGCCAGGAGGUGAUGGGACCAGUGGCCACGAUCUUCGUUUUUUUUUAUGUUGAGCUUCAACAGCUCCCAUAGAGCCCUACAACUAGAGGCGCCAGGUGUGGAAGCUGAGGUGCUCUACAUGCCAAGCAUGUGCUCUGGGCCAGGGGUCCUCUGGCUGUUAGACAGCUGUUAAAACAGCUGCUCUAAACCAGCGUUUGAGGUGGGUGUACCAAAGGCUUAGCUCCCUUUAUUCCUGCAUUGCAGGGGGUUGGACUAGAUGGCGGCUUGAGAUUACUUCCAACUCUACAAUUCUAUGAUAUAAAAAGUCCCCCCCCCAAUAAUAUUUAUUAAAUUUCAUACAAAGGCAUAACUUAAACAUAACAUAAAAAGAAAAAAACAAUAAUAAAAGAAAAAAAAGAUAAUAGAGAAAAUAAAAUAUUACAAACCUCCCACAUACCACCACAUACAUAAAUACAAUAAGACUUAAAAAUUAAUUAGUUAAACUCCAACUUCAUAAACAUAUUACUUGACUUCCUCUAAUCUCUUCCUUGUAAUUGAAUGUAGCAGUUUCCAAUAUCAUUAUUCCAUAUAACAAUAUUCCGGUUAUAAUCAAAUUUCCUAACUUUUCUUAUCCUUCUGUUUCUUAUUUAUUUAUUUAAUCCUAAUUUGAUCCUAGGCCUAAUUAGUUCUUUCAAGUAAUUACAAAUCUUUAAUGUUACAAUAUUUAUUCAAAUAGUCUUUAAAUUUCUUCCAGUCUUCUUGAUUUUCCUCUUCUUUCUGGUCACGGAUUCUCCCGGUGAGAUCAGCUAGCUCCAUAAAGUCCAUCAUCUUCAUCUGCCAUUCUUCUACCGUUGGUAAUUCUUGUGUUUUCCAUUUUUUGGCUAUUAAAAUCCGUGCAGCAGUUGUGGCAUACAAAAAUACUUUUACAUCUCUUUUGGGCAGUUCAGAACCUAUUACUCCAAGGAGAAAGGCCUUUGGUUUCUUCAUAAAUGUAUAUUUCAUCAUUUUAAAAAAUUCAUUAUAAUUUUUUCCCCAGAAGUCUUUUACCUUUUUUUAAAAAAAAGUCUUUUACCUUUUACCGAGGAAGCAGGCUUAGUCGUUGUUUGAGGACUAUCCCUGCCUCCAGGUCUGGUCCUGACCGGAAGAAUACUGGAAUCAACAAGGGAAACCCACAUGACCUGAAAGUGUUGCUGUGCAAUGCCAGGUCAAUGAUGAAUAAAACCUCUGCCAUCCACGACCUGAUUGUGGAUGGAGGAUUUGACCUGGCAUGUGUGACAGAGACCUGGUUGGAUGAAGCAGAUGGGCCCGUCCUUGCCGCUGCUUGUCCACCAGGUUUCUCUUACGCACAGCAACCCAGGCCUUGUGGGCGGGGAGGGGGGGUUGCAGUGAUUUUUAGGAAGUCAUUAGUUUGCACCAGGCGUCCUAUUGGAAAGACCCAGUUCUCUGAGUGCAUGUUCUGGAAGUUGGGCAAUAGGGGCAGUACAGGAUUCCUAUUGGUGUACCGACCUCCCCGCUGCACCAAGGAUUCCCUGCCCGAGCUGCUUCAGGUCGUGGCGGAUGUCCUCCUGGAGACACCUAGUUUGGUUGUCCUAGGGGACUUUAACAUCCAUGCCGACACGACCUUACAAGGGGCCGCUCGGGACUUCGUGGAAAGCAUGGCCUCCAUGGGGCUGUCCCUGAAUAAGUCUGGCCCAACUCAUAGCCACGGGCAUGCCUUAGACCUGGUGUUCACCUCUAUGGAUGUUGGUGAUCUGACAUUAAGUAAAAGCGAAACCAAAGAAGUGCCAUGGUCAGAUCACUUCCUGGUGCAACUGGACUUCUCCGUGACCCUUCCCUCUGCAGGGAGGCGGGACCGAUUCAGAUGGUCCGCCCCGCCACUUAAUGGAUCCAAAUGGUUUCCAGAGAGUGGUAGGGGAUGUUUUAUCCCAUGUUGAUGGCCUUUCAGCUGAUUCCCUGGUGGCCCGCUGGAAUGUGGAGUUAACCAGGGCUAUUGACUGUUUGGCUCCAAAGCGCCCUCUCCGAUUGCAUGGAGUCCGGACAGCCCCGUGGUUUUCCACGGAUCUGAGGGCAAUGAAACAAUCGCUGAGACGGCUAGAGCGCCGGUGGCGGAUAACCCAUUCUGAAUCUGACCGGACACGGGUUAGAGCUCAAUGUCGAGCCUACCAAGUGGCGAUAGCGACGGCGAAGAAGACUUUCUUCACCGCCUCUAUUGCAUCUGCGGAAAACAGCAGCAGGAGACUCUUUCAGGUGGUUCGCAAUUUAGCGGAACCACCUGCUCCAUCAGGGCCCAGUAGCGGCCACAUGAUCUCCUGCAAUGACUUUGCAAAGUUUUUUGCAGAUAAAGUCGCUCAGAUUCGAGAAGAGGUAGACUCCACCGUGGGAGCAGGGCCGGGGCGGGAGAGUGCUAGAGUCCUGUCUAGUCAAGUUGUGUGGGAUCAAUUCCAAUCUGUUACCCCCGAGGAUGUGGACAGGCUGCUUGGACGAGUGAAACCAACCACUUGCCUCCUUGAUCCUUGCCCAUCCUGGCUUAUAAAAGCUAGCCGGGAAGGACUGGGCGAUGGGCUUCGUGGGGUGGUGAUUGCUUACCUCCGUGAGGGAGGCGUCCCCGACCCGCGGAAAGAGGCGGUUAUUAAACCGCUUCUUUAAAAACCAUCUUUAGAUGCGGCCACGAUAGCCAACUAUCGCCCAGUCUCAAAUCUUCCAUUCUUGGGCAAGGUGAUUGAGCGAGUGGUUGCUGAACAACUCCAGGCACGCCUGGAAGAAGCGGACCAUUUGGAUCCCUUCCAGUCGGGAUUCAGGCCUCAUCAUGGGACUGAAACUGCCUUGGUCGCACUGGUUGAUGAUCUCCGGCGGGCUAGGGACAAAGGUGAGAGCUGUUUCCUAGUUCUGCUGGAUCUCUCAGCGGCGUUUGAUACCAUCGACCAUAACAUCCUUCUGGACCGUCUUGAGGGGCUGGGAGCUGGGGGCACUGUUAUACAGUGGUUCCGCUCCUUCCUCCUGGGCCGUGUUCAGAAAGUGGUGGUGGGGAUGAGUGUUCAGACCCCUGGGCCCUCACUCUGUGGGGUGCCUCAGGGUUCUGUCCUCUCCCCAUGCUUUUCAACAUCUACAUGAAGCCGCUGGGAGAGAUCAUCAGGGGAUUUGGGCUGGGUGUUCAUCAGUAUGCAGAUGAUACCCAGCUCUACCUCUCUUUCAAAUCAGAACCAGUGAAGGCAGUGAAGGCCCUGUGUGAGUGCCUGGAGGCGGUUGGAGGUUGGAUGGCGGCUAACAGAUUGAGGUUGAAUCCUGACAAGACAGAAGUACUGUUUUUGGGGGACAGGAGGCGGGCAGGUGUGGAGGAUUCCCUGGUCCUGAAUGGGGUAACUGUGCCCCUGAAGGACCAGGUGCGCAGCCUGGGAGUCAUUUUGGACUCACAGCUGUCCAUGGAGGCACAGGUCAAAUCUGUGUCCAGGGCAGCUGUUUACCAGCUCCAUCUGGUACGCAGGCUGAGACCCUAUCUGCCUGCGGACUGCCUCGCCAGAGUGGUGCAUGCUCUGGUUAUCUCCCGCUUGGAUUACUGCAAUGCGCUCUACGUGGGGCUACCUUUGAAGGUGACCCGGAAACUACAACUAAUCCAGAACGCGGCAGCUAGACUGGUGACUGGGAGCGGCCGCAGAGACCACAUAACACCGGUCUUGAAAGACCUACAUUGGCUCCCAGUACGUUUCCGAGCACAAUUCAAAGUGUUGGUGCUGACCUUUAAAGCCCUAAACGGCCUUGGUCCAGUAUAUCUGAAGGAGCGUCUCCUCCCCCAUCGUUCUACCCGGACACUGAGGUCCAGCACUGAGGGCCUUCUGGCGGUUCCCUCACUGCGAGAAGCCAAGUUACAGGGAACCAGGCAGAGGGCCUUCUCGGUAGUGGCGCCUUCCCUGUGGAACACCCUCCCACCAGAUGUCAAAGAGAACAACAACUACCAGGCUUUUAGAAGACAUCUGAAGGCAGCCCUGUUUCGGGAAGCUUUUAAUGUUUGAUGUAUUAUAGUAUUUUAAUAUUCUUUUGGAAGCCGCCCAGAGUGGCCGGGGAAGCCCAGCCAGAUGGGCGGGGUAUAAAUAAUAAAUUAUUAUUAUUAUUAUUAUUAUUUUUUUCCCUCUUGCAAUGUGCUUGCAAUUUUUUUUUUAAAAAAAUAAUAAUAAAUGAAAAGGGGGGAUGGGGUGGGCAUCCGGAAUUAUUAUUUGAUUCCACCCACCACUGAACCCAGUGGUGUUUCCAUUUCAUGUAUACAUGCAGAACCUGGGAAUCUAACCCUCCGCACAAGUGGGGAGACGCCUGUGCUGUUGCUAUCACGAAUCAUUUGUAAGGGCACAGGGAUCUCAACGAAAGCUCUUAGAGUGAGUAAUCGGAUGUUUGGGAUGAGCCUGAGGCUUUGCUGCGAAUCUUGGUUCUCGGCGGAAAACUCCCCCUCCUUCCUUCCACCCACUUUUAGAAGUACAGUGGUACCUCGGGGUACUUACCGUAUUUUUCGCACCAUAGGACGCACUGGACAAUAGGACGCACUUUGUUUUAGAGAGGGGAGAACAAGAAAAUUUUUUUCCCCCUCUCUGCCCAGCGCCCCUUCAGCGAAGUGGCAGGAGGCGCUGUGCAGAGAGGGGGAGAACUUUCCCCUCUUGUUUUCCCGCUCUAAAACAAGGUGCCGUUUAAGGUGCGAUCAGGCGGCUACCUUGGAAGCCUGGAGAGCGAGAGGGGUCGGUGUGCACUGACCCCUCUCGCUCUCCAGGCUUCAGGUUCCUUUCGACCUGCUCUUUGGGGCUGGCGGGGGAAGCCCACCACCAGCCCCAAAGAGCAGGUCAGGGAGCAGCGGAAAGGCGCAGCGGAGAGGCUCCUGCCAUAGCCGCGCGUCACCUCUCCAGCCGGGAGAGGGUCGCGGGGGGCUGCUUUAGCCCCGCGCGCACUCUCCCGGCUGGAGAGGUGACACGGGGCUGUAGAGGUUCCUGCCAUAGCCGCGCGUCACCUCUCCAGCCGGGAGAGGGUCGCGGGGCUAUGGCAUCUUCGCUCCAUAGGACGCACACACAUUUCCCCUUCAUUUUUGAAGGGGAAAAAGUGCGUCCUAUAGAGCGAAAAAUACGGUAAUUCGUUCCGGAGGUCCGUUCUUAACCUGAAACUGUUCUUAAACUGAAGCACUACUUUAGCUAAUGGGGCCUCCCGCUGCCACCACCAUGCGAUUACUGUUCUCAUCCUGAAGCAAAGUUCUUAAUCUGAAGCACUAUUUCUGGGUUAGCGGAGUCUGUAACCUGAAGCGUAUGUAACCUGAACCGUAUGUAACCCAAGGUACCACUGUAUCACAAUGGCAUUUGCGGUUGAAGGGCUUCGCCCGUAGGUAGCGGCCGCGAAAUGCUGAAGACAUGUGCUUGGCGAUUUAUGCUGCAGUUGCUAUGGAAAGGGAAAGCAAGACUAUAAAUAAGCAUCCCUUGUGCAGCGCAGCUCGCCUUUUUGAAGCAGAAAGCCGUGGGUGCUAGCAAGAAAGCGCCUAUAUGACGUUUGUGUCGCAAACGGGACUUGGGUUCCCACAAAGUAGACAUCCCUUCCUGUCCACGGCACCAGGGCAUAUAUAUUUUUGCAGAACCUGAGCUUUCUUCAGGAGUUUGUUGAUGGUGGGGAUGACUCGUCCUCUCUGCUGCAGAGGGCCUUCUCGGUAGUGGCGCCCGCCUUGUGAAACACCCUUCUGUCAAAUAUAAAACAAAUAAACGACUACAGUGGACCCACCGGAUACAAAUUAAAUUUGUUCCGGGGGUCGUCCGCAUCCCGAAAAGUCCGUAGGCAAAAGCGCCGCUUCUGUGUGCUGGACGCGCAGAGUGCUUCUGCGCAUGUGUGCACGACAAAACACGGAAGUAUACACUUCCGGGUUUGCAGCAUUUGUAACCCGGAAGUUAUGUAUCCAGAGCGGUCUGUAACUAGAAGGUCUACUGUAUGUGACUUUAAGAAGACACCUGAAGGCAGCCUUGUAUAGGAGAGUUUUUAAGGUUUGAUGCUCUUUUAUGUUUUUAUAUCUGUUGGAAGCUGGAGUCGGGGUUUGAAGCAAUUCUCCACAUCUAGGCAGAUGUUUAACUGAUCAUCAAAACGGCAACUGGACAUUCCAUUUUGGCCACUGUAACUUUGGUUUGAUGCCUUUUGAUGCCUUGCUUACACAGUUGUACCUUGGUUUUCGAACAGCUUCGUUCUCAAACGUUUUGGCUCCUGGACGUCGCAAACCCGGAAGUAACUAUUCUGGUUUGAGAACUAUUUUUGGAAGCCGAACGUCCAAUGGGGCUUCCGCGGCUUCUGAUUGGCUGCAGAAGCUUCCUGCCGCCAAUCAGAAGCCGCGCUUUGGUUUCCGAACGUUUUAGAAGUUGAACGAACUUCCGGAACGGUUUCCGUUCGACUUCCAAGGUACGACUAUAUCUGAGUUUCUAACACUGCUUUCCUCCACUGUAUUUUCUGUUUAUGGCUACAUUCAAUAGAGAUGUAAACUUGGGGCCCCUACAGUCAAACCCAAUACCUGCCUACAAAGGUGGUUAAAUAUAAAUAAAAAAAUAAAAUAAAGCGCUUCUCCCUGCAAAGCAGUCUGAUUAUUUUUUGGAGCAUUAAUUUGUGUGGGCACCCUGUGUACAGUGCAAUAUUACUUUCCCCCAUUUUUCUUUCUCUCUCCCCCCCCCUGCAGGUGCCCACAAAGCAAUCCCAUCAAUGAGGAAAGUUGUUGCGUUUUAUAA